UGAGCAAAUGACGUAUGACGCUCCCCGAACCUUCUCCAGCCUAUGCCGCGCGCUGCCACCCUGGGAGUUGUAGUUCGCUUUCACAAAACACGUACUUCUCAUGCGCAGGAAACUGCAACUACCAUCAUGCUCCGGGGCUGCGCCCAUCCAUUGACAAAGUAAGAGGCAGAGCAGGAAGAGCGGUGUGUGUGCUGCAUUUCGCGGGAAUUUCUAUACAAGUUACAGUCGCUUGUCGUGGGGGCAGACCCCUGGUUACAUUCAAUAGGUUUCCUGUUGUUUGGGAUUGUUGACAGAUUAGUGAAGGGGUGGGGUGUCAGCUAGGUGACCGGUGUCUGUGAAGGAUUACAGCGCCUCAUGGUCAUUAUAUUGAUAUGAGCAGUCUGUUAUAGGGUCCUGGAGUCUACAUUGAAUUAAUAAUAGUUACUGUCCCAUGACUGUGUAAAUACUGUGUGUGGCAGUCCCCCUUGUUUAGCAGUAUUGGUGAUUAAUAUUAUAAGGAGUGCUAUCAAGACCACUGACUGCUUGGGUUUGGGCUUGUUGUGUUAUGUUUUCAUUAUUCAGCCCACCUUUGUAGUUUUUUUUUUUCUUUCCCACAGAGUUCAUAAAUCUUCUGCCCCUGUAGGUGUGAAAGGUUAUCAUGGAUGAUGCUAUAGGAACACCGACAGAUGACAGCACAGAUAAAUUGGUACACUGUCCAGUAUGUGACCUGGAAUUAUUAGCUACAGCUAUCAACUCCCACCUUGAUAACUGCCUGCAAGUAAAGCCCAUAGGGGGGGUGGCAGGUAAGAAAAGACGCCUCUCCUCCCCUGAGGAUUCAGGGAUGUCUGAAAGUACCCAACCUCUUAAGAGGCUCUCAAAUGCACCCAACUUUCCUCUCUUUCACAAACCUAAAUCUUCUGAUGGACCGUCUGAAGAACCUUCCUUUGCUGCUCAAUCUUCCAGAACACCAGAUUCAAAAAAUAAACAUGCAGAAUCACAUAUGCCCUCUAAUUCAGACUGUCCACAAAAACAAGGGAACUGGCUGCUGCAAUCUACUAGCUUAAUCCAGGGAGACCAACCCAAGGAAAAGAGCUUGGCAGAGAAAUUGGAUGGCAAACCAUUGGCAGACAAAAUGAGACCUUGCAGUCUGCAAGAUUAUAUGGGGCAAAAUAAGGUUCUAGGAGAAAAUACAAUGCUCAGGACUCUGCUACAGUCCAAUGAAAUUCCGUCUAUUAUACUUUGGGGGCCUCCAGGAUGUGGAAAGGUGGGUGCUCUCUCAACAGGUUUUUGUUUUGUGCCAGUAAAUCAACAAAUGUACUCAAUUGUACAUUGAGUACAAAAGUUGUAAUGUGUUAAAUUGACUGCUAAAGCAGAUUUAUGCAUUUUGCUUUUAUAAAAGCUGGUAAUAUGCAGUAUCGUUGCCUUGCUGCUAAAGGGAUUCUCCAAGCACCAAAACAACUUUACCUUAAUUAAACCGUUUUGGUGCAUAGAUCAUGCCACUGUAUUUUCACUGCUCAGUUCUCUAUUUAGGAGUUAAAUCACUUUGUUUAGGAAGACCUAGACCCAACUCUUCUGGCUGUUCCUCACAGCAUCCCAUACAAAGUUUAAUUUUCAAACCAAUCUCAUUUAUUUUAUAAGAUUUCCUGCUUUAAAAAAAAAAAAAAUAAUUAUAUAUUUUUUGUAAAUGGAAGUAUAAUCGUGCACAGGAGACUGCAGCAGGUUUCAACAGAGAAUGAACAGAGCAGGAGAUACGUUCUAAAUUAAAGGGACACUAUUGUCACCAGAACAACUAAAGCUUAUUGUAGUUGUUCUAAGUAUAGUCCCUGCAGGCUUUUUAAUGUAAACGCUGUCUUUUCAAAGAGAAGACAGUGUUGACUUUUCUGCCUAGGGACACCUCCAGUGGCCACUCCUCAUUAUAAUACAAUUCACCAUUUUAAAACACUUAUAUUUGUGUUCAGCGAAGUUUCCCGAGCAAAACUGUAUGCCCCAUGUACAGGUUUUAUGGUGUCUUGGAAAGUGACAGGGUUAACUAUAGUUCUUGCGAAUUAAAGGACCACUAUAGGCACCCAGACCACUUCAGCUCAAUUAAGUGGUCUGGGUGCCAGGUCCCUCUAGGGUUAACCCUGCCUGCUGUAAAAAUAGCAGUUUCAGAGAAACUCCUAUGUUUACAUAUGGGUUAAUCCAGCCUCUAGUGGCUGUCUCAUUGACAGCCGCUAGAGGCGCUUCCACGCUCCUCACUGUGAUUUUCAUGCCGAGGUAGCAUGGCGCUGGAGAAAGGUGUGAGUAUUUAACCCCUUCCUCCCCCUUCAGCCCGGCGGGAGGGGGACCAUGAGGGUGGGGGGGACCUAUUAAUACUAUAGUGCCAGGAAAACGAGUUUGUUUUUUUUCUGGCACUAUAGUGAUCCUUUAAAUUCUCUACACUUUCUGCCUUGGUUGUCAGGCACGUCAAUCAAGUAGUGCAAGGCUGCGCCAAAGUAUAUCAAUGAGGACUAGAGAUAGUAAAAAGCAUAUAGAUGAAACAUAUAUAUAUAUAUAUAUAUAUAAGUGCAAACAAAUAGUAAUUGGGAUGUUGCUAUUGCAUAUAAAAUAGUCCAAAAUGGUUAAAAGUUGCACUGUGGCUAUAAAUGUCUUAUAGGGUGCUUUUGGUGAUGGGGUGUCCUCACUGUUUAUAGUUGCCCGAUUGUUCUCAUAAUAUGGAAGGCACAAGAUGAAAGACCGAUCGGAUAGAAUGUAUGGGUCAAUAUAUGUGAGAAGAGAUAUAUAUAUAUAUAUAUAUAUAUAUAUAUAUAUUCGACUCACAUUUAGAAGAGCUUUAGCCAGCUCAGGUAUGACAGGCGUACAGCGGUAUGAUACCUGCUUACGGGAUAUAUGGAUGAUUGUCUUCUGUAGGUAAUGAUGUCCAUCUCUUGGGAAAGGGAUAUAUAAAAACAGCUAAUAGUGCUCUCUGUUCUAACAGGGUAUAGAAUUAGCAUAAAAAUGAAAAUGUACUUACAAGUAUAGUGCAGGCCAUCUGCACUAUGGUAACAGCGUUGGUGGUGUGAUCCCCACCUCGGAUAAACUUGUAAGUACGCAAUAAAAUCGAUAAGAUUGAUAAAAAGCCAGGUAAAAAAUAGAGAAUGUGUGUAAAAAGAUAGUUGGCACAAAAUAGUAACCAAAAAACCUUUUAAUUAGAUAAAAUACACAUAUAAUAAAACCAUUUACGCUUUUCGCCACUAGGGCUUUUUGAAAAUGGGAUAAGAUAAACAACCUGGCUGAUAGGAGUAUAUAUAGGUACACAAUAAAUAAAAAAUUGGUGCCAAAAAAAACAUAAUUUUGUCAAUAGUGAAUAGAAAGAGUCAAACAUCACAUAUUGUAUAAAUGAAAAUAAGGUUUACAUUAAUGACAUUACACAGGGUCUUAUGUAGUUAAAAUUACUUAAAAACGAGGUGUAGGAGCAUAGAAAUGCUUGGAUUAAGCGAGUUACAUGAUUCGCGUGGAAUACAAGUGUGCAUGGCAUUUUGGGAAAUUUAGUUGUUAGAUGCGCGAGUCUGCAACAUUGCUCGCUUUCUCCACACACUGCCACCUAUGAUUACACCAGUCAUGUGACUCGCUUUUUAAGUAACUUUUACUACAUAAGACCCUGUAUAAUGUGGGGUAUGUUUAGUCUUUUUUUAGUAGCCACCUAGUCACAGACACUUGCCAAAUAUUAGUUUUAUGCUUUUUUCACACAAAAACAAAUAUGAACGCUAACUCUGGCCAGUGUUUGUGACUAAGUGGCUACUAAAAAAGACUGCGCAUACACCACUUGCAAUACCUUGGGUUGUCUACUUUUGCAAAUAGUACGCCAUCGUGGGGGUAAUUCUCAUUCCUGUGCUAUCAUACGGUCUCAAAGGUAACAUUACUAAACUGACAAAUUUCAAUUUAAAAAAAACUAAAAAAGGAAAUAUGCUUUAUUUCACCCUGUAACUUUCAAAAAGUAAAACCUGUUAAUGGGGGGUGCUGUUUUACUCGUGAGACAUUGCUGAAUACAAAUAAGUGCAUCUUAUUGCAGUAAAAGCUAAUAGUAUUAUGAUAUGUACAGCUAAAAUGCGGAACUACAAAUUAUUUAAAAAAUCUUAAUUACUCAUAAGAAGAGUUCAUGCGAAAUUAAAGCCCUGUUUCUCCUGAACAAAAUGAUACAUAAUAAGUGUAGAUGCACUUAAUAUGAAAGAGGUGAAUUAUGGUUGAACAGACAUAUAGCGCAAAUUCCAGUUUUUGUUUACAUUUUGUUUUGAUCAGAACGUGUACUGUUGACUCCGUCCUGAAGGUGUUAAGGGGUUAAUAUCUUACCUGGGGUCAUGCAGAGCUGCUCUGCACUACAGCUAAGUAAGAGACACAGCGCCAACUUUAUACUCCUUGCUGCCGCAAGGACAGUUUCCUAAGUGUACCCCACGACCAUCUCUCUCUCUCAUUGUUUCAUUGAUGUAUGAUCCAUGGAGGCCCACCUCACAAACCUCACAACAACAACAUUCUUGCUGUUGUCCCGAGCCCUCUCUGCUUGAGUUAAGCUCCAUUGUGAGCUUACAUUCUAAAGGGAAAUAUGUGUUGAGACAAAAGGUAGCAGACGAGAAAAACAAGAUGAUGGGUAUCAUAGAAAAAAAUUGCCGUGGGCUAUUGAAUACUUGGUGAAAUAAUUGGUGACUUGACAAAAUUAAGUAUGGUAGGCCCUGGUGGUGGGGAACAUGUACAAUGUAUGUUGAUCUCUAUGAGGAAUUUUUAUUUUUAAUUUUUUUUAAUUCAGCCAUGCUUCUGUUAAAGGGACACUAUAGUCACCCAGACCACUUCAGCUCAAUGAAGUGGUCUGGGUGCCAGGUCCCCCAGGUUUUAACCCUUCAGAUGUAAACAUAGCAGUUUCAGAGAAACUAUGUUUACAUUGCAGGGUUAAUCCAACCUCUAGUGGCUGUCUUCUUGACAGCCGCUAGAGGCGCUUCUGCGAUGCAAAAUUUGCAUCUAGCGUGCAGAACGUCUAUAGGAAAGCAUUGAUAUAUGCUUUUCUAUAGGCUGUUUGCGCGCGCGCCUCUUGCCGCGCAUGUGCAUUCCGCUCCACUCGGGAACUGACGGCCGCGGGGGAGGAGAGGUUACUUAAAGGUAAGUAACUGAGGGGGUUUUAACCCCUUCAGCACCAAUGGAGGGUGACCCUGAGGGUGGGGGGUAGGGGGGUCUUAAGGAUGAAAUUAGUUUGUUUUCCUGACACUAUAGUGAUCCUUUAACAAUUUUAAUGAGUAGUACUUGGUAUAGGAGAAAAAUAAAACGAUGGUAAGAAAGGAAUAACCUUCCACCAGGGUUUCAAUGGUUGUGGGACACCCAGGGCAUAACCCAAAAUAAACAUAGAAAGAAGGACUGGAAGGGGUAAUCUAAAUAAACAAACCCACUAACAGACCUACUGCCCUUAUAGAAACUGCUCUAUCAUUGAUAGGUUAAGUAAUUUAGAGCAAAAAAAGAAAGAAACUAUAAUAUUAUUAAACCCUAAUGAGGCAAUAACUAAACAAAUCUAAAUAACAAUGUGAAUAAUAAAGUGUUAAAAAAACAAACUAAUAAAUAAAAAUGAAAAAAUAAGUGGUUAAAAUAAGACCAACCGUUGUAUCAAUUAGAUCUAACAGUACAGACGGAGACUGAUAUUUUAUAGAAUGUUACAAAUCAGUACAACAAAGUUGCUUGUCUCUGUCUUAUACUGAAUUUGAUCUUAAUCUGUGGGGUAUAUUGGUAAAGGUUAGUGCUUGAUUAUGGGACAGAUAGAGAGCAUCAUCCUGAGUAAGGUCAUAAGUGACUUAAGGUAGAGGUGUCUCAAGUUACCCAUGUAAAUAUCAAACAUAUCCCUUGGAGGAUGAUAGGUAGGUACAUAAAAAUAAAAUUAAAGAGAUAUUUAGGGAAGUUUGUAGCAGCAAACCCCAGAUUGAAUGUUGAAUCAACUGGGAAGCUAGAAGUUAAAUUACAUUAAUAAACUCUUCCCCAAUUAUAAUAUCCCAGUGAGUAAUGUUCCCAGCAAAUGAUAUUGUGAAGAAAUCCCCCUUUUGUACAAUAUUUCUUCCCUAUUUCAUUCGGUAGAUUUAACUACCGAACAAAGACCACCCCCUGGCUCAUUAAACUUCAAAGACUGCUUCAAUUAAUCCCUCUAUCUGUGCGGCCAGCGUUCGUACUACCGAACGCCACGUGGCUGAGAAAACCGUGGCCAUCUUUGUUCAUGCGAACAAAGGCAGCGGGACUUGGUAGUCGAGUGUCUGGAACUAAAAUCGGACACUCGACUUCCCGAACACCGGUCUCAAACAGACGAACGCUGGAACUCUAAUUACCGAAUAGCUAGAAGAGCGCUAUUCGGUACUUUGGUGCAUUCGACAGAGGGGAACAAUCGCUGCUGAGAGCCAGGGGGAUCCAUUCGGUACUUGAUUCGCUUUUUCCCUUUUACUAAAGUGACCGGCAAAACCCACCAAACCCAUGGAACUGUUUUGGGCAGCCAGCCCAGGGUAAGCCGGUCACAGAAGACUUCCACAGUUUUUGAGAACCCCUGAACCGAUCUGGGUGAAAUUUGAAUAUGUUUGUCACCCAGAUCAGGGCUAUCAUGGGACAUGUUUGUGGGGAUACCUCAAGUAUAAAGGGGUGUUUCAGAUAUUGGGGAAAAAUUUGAUUUUUCUGCCUGGAGAUAAUCAAGUUUGUACUUUAUCAGACUUAUCUCCAGGGCUAGGGGAGGGAAUUGUGGGUGUGUUAUGUUUUUACGGUACCUGAUUGGUUAAUCUUUGUCCCUCCCUGGGGGAUGUCCCCUUGUAUGGGGACUUGCAUAAAAGCCAGUGUGCACUCAUUAAAAGCUAGUUCAGUUGAACCCUUCUUCUUGACUUCGGCUGAUGUUUGGGGAUUCGUGUGUUUCAUUAAGGGAAUUAUCUUAUGAAACUACGGGGAUUACUAUACGAUUCGUCUACUUUAUCUACCGAACGGAGAGCUAUAAUCACUAAUCCUCUGGCGGUUCGGGAGGAAACUACCGAAUGAGGUUUAAAUAUACUUGGUUUCCUUACAACUGGUGGCAAGCGGAGGAAUUCAAAUCCCGAAUGGACGCCCUGAACCAAGCAAGGGAAUGAAUGGCUCAGCAAUACCAGCUACUUAAGAGAACCACGGUAAAGGAUUUACUGGAAGCUCGAGGCGUAGUGGCAAGUAACAAGAUAAAAGCCACGUUAAUUGCAGAAUUAAUACAGAGCGACAGAACCAGCAAUACAGAGAUGGAGCAUGAGGAAGAAACCGAGAUGCAGAAAGAUAUCAGAUGGAUGCUCCGUGUAUUGGGACCCAAUCCAUCAACAGAAGCGGUUCUGCAGGUCAUGGCACAAGCCAGGCAAGCGCAAAAAGAGCGAGAGGACCGAGACAGACCGUUACAGAGAGAUUUGCUACACUCCCCAGGAAGUACCAAUGACCUACCAAAGAAGGUAAAUUAUGCAGCAUUUAAAAGUUUUAAUGACAAUGAAAUGGAAAUUGACAGUUAUUUGCAAGACUUUGAACGUCAAUGUGCGCUGGAGGGAUUAGACUCCACAAAAUGGGCUGCAGUACUUAGCAGCAAGCUGUCCGGCAGAGCAGCCGAAGCAUGGAGAGCAGUGCCUGAUGGGGACAUACAUAAUUAUGACAAAGUAAAAGACAUUUUGUUGGCCAGAUACGCUGUAACCCCUGAGGCAUACCGGAAAAAGUUUCGGGAACUUUGAAAGACAGGGAGAGAUUCUCACACUGAAUGGGCUUUUCGGCUACACAGGGCAGCCCGUAAUUGGAUGCAGGGCUGUCAAGCAACUACCCUGGAGGAUGCCUUACAACUUAUGCUGCUGGAACAAUUCUUUAACUGCACUGCAGAUGAUAUCAAAGAUUGGGUAAAGGACAGAAAACCUAAAACAGUGGAGGAAGCCGCCAGACUAGCGGAUGAAUACCAAGACAACGGGGGGAGCAAACCCAUGUUUAAGCCCAACUACCCGGCUCCAGCACCAACUGCCACCCCUAGAGCCACCAUAAGCAACACACCACAAGGCCCAGCAGCAACACCUUGACCCCCUGCAGUGUGUCAUUACUGUAAGCAGCCAGGACAUUACUAGAACUAGUGUCCUCGUUUAAACAGAGGAAGCUGGGAAAGGCAACCACCACAACAACCCAGGGCAGUCGCCCAUUGUGUGCAACAGGAAAGUUUUACCAGCGCACCUAACCAAGAAGAGCAGUGGAGUGUGUUACAUGAGGUCAAUCCAGUGCAAGCUGGGGGCGACAACUGGGGCCACCACCGCCAAUGGAUUACAGUGAAUGGCAUGGGGUCCCGAGCUCUGAGAGACUCUGGGGCCACUCUAACGGUGGUACAACCACACACGGUCAAGACGCACACUCGCACUGGUCGCACCGUAGCCGUAAGGGUGGCUGGGGGUGCCAUACACAAGCUACUUCUGGGUCCAAACAGUUGGAGGUCGGCAUCAUGUAGGAACUGCCAGCUGAGGUCUUAUUGGGAAAUGACGUCGGCUGUUUAACCUCUCAACUAACCCGGGACACUACUGUGGAAGCCUACCCCGUUACCACCCGUGCCCAAGCCAGACUGGAAGCACCGCAGCAAUCUGAGGACAACCAGGUAGGGUAUAGAAAGGCCGUAGAGGUCCCUAAGGGGGACACCCCCCACGAAAAGUUUGAAUGGUAUAAGGGAUUGUUGUACCGAGUGACAGAAGGGGUGGGACGCGGGGCCACGCAAGUCACUAAAAGACAACUGGUAGUACCCCGUAAAUUUCGAGCCGAGUUAUUAAAACUCAGUCAUGAUAUCCACCUAGCAGGACAUCUAGGGGUCAAAAAGACGAGGGACCGUUUGACCCAAACGUUCUUCUGGCCUAGGAUCACGCAAGACCUUAAGUAUUAUUGUAGGACGUGUGACAUAUGUCAAAGAAUAGGCAAGAGAGGUGACCACCAGAAAGCCAAACACCACCCUUUACCCAUUAUAGAGGAACCCUUCCACCGAGUAGCAGUGGACUUAAUAGGACCUCUCAGCCGACCCUGUCAGUCCGGCAAGAAACUCAUUUUAACUGUAGUGGACUACGCCACUAGAUACCCGGAAGCAGUAGCCCUCGCAAACAUAGAGGCCGAGACUGUGGCAGAGGCCCUAGUUAAAAUAUUCUCCUGGGUAGGUUUUCCCCAGGAGAUCCUGUCCGAAAGAGGAACUCCGUUCACAGCCCUCCUGACCCAGCAAUUGUGGCAGAGCUGCGGAGUAAAAGCCCUAUUCAGCACCCCCUAUUAUUCCUUACAGGUAUCUAUAUGUAGCAAUGUGUAGUGAACUGUAAAGGGUAACUCACUCAGUGGUAUAUGCCGCUUAGGGUAGAGGUCUAUUGGUAUGUAAUCAGGGGAUGUGACUUUUGUGGGGAUAUGUUGUAUUUUGGGGUUUGUAAAAAUGUAUGUUUUUUCUGUUUAGAGUUAGUUGAGUUAGCCCAUUGUCUUUGUUAAUUGUAUCACAGGCAGAGGGGAGGGAUUGUGUAGUUCAAGUGGGAGUGUCGUACAUUGUUGUGUUGUAUUCUGAUUGGUUUGUCCUUUGUGUGCCUGUGUUCCAUCAGGUCCAGGGGGUGUGCCUCUGGUCUGAGGAAUUGUAUAUAAGCGAACCUGUACCAAUAAAGCCUGAGACUUGUUCUACCCUUCAUGAAGUCUUGGCUCAUGUUUGGGGGAUUGGAGAACUACACUUAGCGGAUUGCUAUAAUCACUAUACUCCCCCGAGUAUAAUCACUAGCUCUUGUAAGAGCUGUUCCUGCUCUCUGGAUUACAAGAGAGGUCUACUGGAAGCUGGAUCCUGGUCUUGGGUCCAGACUGGGUGGACGACGUCGAGACCCCAACCAAGCUGCGGCAGUUCGUAGGGUCUGUGAUGGUUGUGGUGUCUAGUGGAUUGCCUGGAGUCUUUGGGAAGCACUAGGAGCAUCCGUCAAAUGGAGGUACCCAGUCGGGGUGCCAGGCGAUCCGUUGCAGUGGUGGGAUGGCGUCCUAGUGCUCGGAGUAGCAGCUCGGAGACACCGGUAUCGAAUGAACUCUAAUUGAGGGCAACACUAGCAUCCGUACAGCACCCCUGGCUACAGCAGUAUGGAAUUCCGCAUAGCGUUCCAUGAUGAGGAGGAGGAGGCCGCGGACUACAGGGAUGCAGAGAGAAAGGAAGUCUGGUAUGAUGCCCUGGAAGAUGCCCAGCAGCGGCGAGGUGAGAGUCUCCCCAGUGAUGAGCAGCGGCUACAGAAGCGUGUGGCGAUGCGGAUGUAUCUAUUGGGAGAGCAGCCCCUGGAUAAGUGGGUGACAAGACUAGAGACCCUGGUAUGGCGAGAGAUUUGGCUAGACAACGCAUACCAGGUCCUAUGGUGGCAUACCGUUCAACAUACCCCCUGGACGGCCGAGCACAACUUACCCGAAGGUGAUGGUUAUGAUGGCCCUGGUUUACUAUGGGAUGUCUUGGAGGAGGACAUCUACGACUACCGGAUGGGCGUGCAUGUUUGACGACUGCUAGGUGAGCAAAGACAUGACCCACCUGGUAACAAGGGAGUGGGAGCUGGAGGAGGACUACAAACACCUGCUCAGCUUCGUGCAGCCCCAACCUACUUGACAAACAGAACCAGACCUACCACCCUACAGCUGGAAAGACCUGACUGAGGUAUCCCCUGCUUCCCUACCAGCUAUCGAAGUGGGGGACCUCAUCGACUGGUUCUGGGAUGACCUCGAGAUGGUAGGUGGAGAUAGGACCGAGGUCUCUCCACCGGCCCUACAGGGAUGCUGGGCAGACGGCCCAGAUCCCCAGCUACAGCCGGAGCUUACCGGGAGAGGAGACGGUCGGUCUCCCUCCCCAGCAGCAGGGCAUCUCACAGGGAGAGGAGACAACCGGUCUCUCUCCCCAGCGGCAGGGUGAAUUACAAGGAGUCGGGACAGUUGGUCCUACUCCACAGCGGCAGUGUACCAUACAGGGAGAGGAGACAACCGGUCUCUCUCCCCAACAGCAGGGAGAGGAGAUGGUCGGUCCCUCAUUCCAGCAGCAGCAGGGUGUUAAGCACCAAGCAGUGUUACCAGGAGUCGAGACAGUUGGUCCGACUCCACAGCGGCAGCUUGCCUCACAGGGAGAUGAGACAACCGGUCUCUCUCCCCAGCGGCAGACAGUAUUACAGGGAGAGGAGAUUCUAGCCCUCGGGAAGCACUAGGAGCAUCCGUCAAAUGGAGGUACCCAGUCGGGGUACCAGGAGAUCCGUUUCAGUACAUUUCUAACAUUCUUAGCGGUUUCUGCAAAGACUGCCUGCUGCAGAUCUGCAUAUUGCAGAUGCCACUGAAAGAAUGUCUGGCUGUUCAGAUUAUUUCUUAUUAACACCUUCUCUGAAAUUUAAUUAUCAACAGCAGUUGCUCUAGAGCCAAGCAACUAAAAUUCUUGUGGCUCUUUCAAUAAUUUCUGAGGGUUUAAAGACGUAGAUAAGGAGACUCUUAAGAGACCCAAAUAAACCAGAGAAAUGAUAACAGGUGUUGCUAUGUACUUUUUGAGGACCGGAACAAGAUCAGUUGAGAGGAGAGGACUUUCAGUCUCAAUGCUCUGAACGUAAUUCCAUCCUGCAGCAUAUCUCCGCUAUUCACAACAAUCCUUUACUGCUCCUUGUAUCACUGUUCAGAUUAAAGCAGCGUUGGUGGUGUUAAUAGACGUCUCUCAUGACCUUUGGACAUUUAAUGUGCAUUUCACAGUCAGACCAAUAUAUCAUGAUGUUAUAAGCCUGCAUUGCUUUCACGUGUGGGAAAUCUUAACAUUUUCAGUACAGUUUUCAGAGAAUGAAAACAGGAUAAAUUGUAACCUAGCACUUAAAAACCUACACUGUCGAAGUAAUCAUAUCCUUUUAAACAUUGCUGAUGCCAUUGGUUUCUUUUAAAACCAUAUGUUUCAGUUUCUUUUUAAUCUUUUCUCCCUGUCUAUAUGUUUGUCUGCUGUUCUAAAAUAAACAAAAAAUUUAACCCCCCCCCCCCCAAAGAAAAUACUCUGAUUUCAUGAGUAUUUGUACAGUGAAUCUAAAGACUAUUUAUUUUUAAACCAGACUAGAAACAUAGCUGCCUCUUUUCAGGUAUCAUAUAAUUUCCUUUUCACCGUGGACUUCUUUUUGUGAACCUCUAUAGAAAAGAACCUCGGGAUUCUGGGCAGCAUUGAAUAUUCCCUUGAAGGAUUCAAGCAAUUGUUUCAGAAGAAGCAGUUUACAUAGGAUAUUUCUCUUGAAAUAUUCUCUUUAGACCACAAGUGCAAUUUCCAUUGGCUUCUAACUGAAGGUCCUGAGUGGACAUACAUUUUCAGCGCAAGGUCUCUUUAGGUAGUUAGGGUGAACGAUUGUUGAUGUGUAAUUCAUAUGUCAUAAUUACCUCAUAAAAUCAUGUGUUGAUUACCUAUGUACUGGGGGCCUCUAUUAACUGCUGGGCAAGGUGUCCCCUCUGUAAAUCUGUUAGUAUUUGGAAAUGGUACUGUUAGGUGAUAUCCAUGACAACUAGUGAACAUAUUGAUAAAUUAUUUUAAACUGCUUCCUUUUACAAUCCGACGUAGAAGAAGUUUAGAUCUUUCAGCUAGCAUUUUAUGUGCCCUUUCUUUUGUGCCGUGACUUAUAGCAAUUUGAUGGUCUCAGCCAGUCCAAUGCUUUCUUGUAUGAAAUUCAUUGGAAGGCUACUGCACAUGCGCAGCAAAAUGCCGCACUGUUCCAAUCCGCAUCUCCUCAUUUAAAUGCCUUGAGCACCUCUGCCACUAGAGGUGUUCCUAGGCAGUAAUGUAUACACUGCCUUUUAACUGAAAUUACUGUAAUUCCAUUAAAAUGCCUACAGGGACAUGCUAUAGACACCAGAACAACUUAAUUAAGCUGUAAUGUAAUUACAGUUCAUUUUCUGUUAUUGAUGAAACUCUGAACAAUUUAAUGUAUCCAUGCAAGAACACCCAAAACUAGUUGUGUUUUUUUUUAAUUUAUUUUUUUAUACACUUGUCUGAAAGGUCGUGUGGGUUUUUGUGUUUGGUUUUUAUCUUGCACACAAUUUUGUAAGUUCCAGAUUCCUUUCUGGCAGAUUCAAACUACUCAAGCAAGAAAUUAAAGGAACUGUCAAAUUACCAUAAUUUCUAUAAUGCAUGUGUAUGCUGUACACAUAUUUUCUAAUGAGGAAGUAAAGUUUAUUAUGAUAUCACUUACAGAGAGGUGGACUUUUUAGUGCUGGGGAAUCCUGUGGACUUUAUUUUUUUAAACUUUCUCCAAACCACUUGAAUAUCACCCGACUGAAAAACAGAGAAUGUUAUAUCGGUUAUUGUUCAUUCAGUGUCCCUUAAAUAAAUGGUGAGGCAAAAUAUUGACAAAACUUACAUCAGGUAAAUUCAUAGGGCAGUAACCAAGGUGGGCACUCUUUCCUGAAGAAAAAAAAAAGCUUUCGUUGAGACCUAAAUAACCGAAGCAAAUUUUAUCUGCAAACGGUUACUUGAUGCCUGCACAGUUUAGAGCUGACUCAUAAAGGCUCUAAAAGUUGAGUUUUUCCAAUAAUCUUCCCUUUUAAAGGACCACUCUAGGCACCCAGACCACUUCAGCUUAAUGAAGUGGUCUGGGUGCCAGGUCCCUCUAGGAUUAACCCUUUUUUAAAUAAACAUAGCAGUUUCAGAGAAACUGCUAUGUUUAUAAAUGGGUUAAUCCAGCCUCUAAAGCCUCUAGUGGCUGUCUCAUUGACAGCCGCUAGAGGCGUUUGCGUGCUUCUCACUGUGUAAAUCACAGUGAGAAGACGCCAGCGUCCAUAGGAAAGCAUUAUGAAGCCAGCUCCUGCCGCGCAUGCGCAUUCAGCCGAAGAGGAGGAUCGGAGGCGGAUAGGUGGAGGAGAGCUCCCCGCCCGGCGCUGGAAUAAAAGGUAAGUUUAACCCCUUUCCUCUCCCCAGAGCCCGGCAGGAGGGGGUCCCUGAAGGUGGGGGCACCCUCAGGGCACUAUAGUGCCAGGAAAACGAGUAUGUUUUCCUGGCACUAUAGUGGUCCUUUAAGGUUUUAUUUUGAUAUACUGCACUAUUUUGUUUUUCUUUGAUAUCAUAUAGGUAUUUUAUUAUGUAACAGGAGGUAACUAUGAUCACUUUGUGCGCUUCACCUCUUUUUCAUCUCUUUUACGUUGUUUGUAUCCUUUAUAAUAUAUUUUGGAAAACAAAUUCCUCACUACCUGAACAAGGGCUGUUCAUCAACCAACACCUCACAUGCUGCCAAUGUAGAGAAUGACUGAAGCUUGUGUAAUCAUGUGCACAAACUAGGUGAUGUGGGUGUAUGUAUACUUGAAAGAAGUUAUUUUUUUAAAUUUAUAAUAUAUUAUAAAUAUACUUUUUUUUUAUUUUUAUUUGUAGUCUAUAGGGAUAGUAAUAGAACAACUGGGUGAUUAUUAUUAAAUAUAAGAAAAAAUUCAUGAAGCUUAAUACUGUUUCUUCUAUUAGUACCAUUGUAAACCUAGUAAAUUUAUUUCCUGUUUAGACCACUCUCGCUCAUAUUAUUGCCAAGAAUGCCAAGAACAACAACAAUCGAUUUGUGACAUUAUCGGCAACAAGUGCUUCGACAAAUGAUGUUCGAGAAGUCAUUAAACAAGCCCAAAAUGAACAAAGGUUUUGCAAGAGGAAAACGAUCCUUUUUGUGGAUGAGAUUCAUCGUUUCAAUAAGACGCAGCAGGUAUGUAGUUCUUUUAUAUAAUGCCAUUUAUAUGCAUUAAAACUUUAAGGACUCUUACAGCUAUGCUAAAUAUAUCAGUGGUAUAAUGACAUUUAUAAUAUUCUUAGUAAAUUGAGGCUAUUUUAAGAAAUACAGAAGAAAUUUAAUCAGAUCUAGAUUCAUCUAAUCAUGGAUAAUAUUACAGUUAAAAAAAAAAAAACAGCACUACAUAAUGCCAUAUGUUAAAACUGCAUUGGUAACAUUGUUUUGAGACUAUUUGUUCAAAAGAAGCUUGGGCACACCCAUUAGUUUCCUCAAAUAGGCAAACUUAUUUAGUAACAAUGCACAACAAUGUUUCGAGCCUCAAAUGAGCCUUUGUCAAGGCUUGUGAAAGGCCCAUUUGAAGGCCGAAAUGUCAGGAGAGUCAGACAUAUAAAAUGUCAGAUCCCAAAAUGCAGAUAUAAGUGAAAAAUAGUGAAGAUUAAUUACUGGCCCUUACAGAUAGAAGAGGUUAACAGUGAUCCUAAGAGUCAGAAUAUGAAUAUCAGGCAAGUGGUUACUAAUUUCAUAAAUAGAAACAAACACUUCGCUAGGAUCAGCAAAACAGAAAUCAGAGUAAACUGAGAACUAGCCAAGUCACUACGGAAAUCAGAAAACACAAGCACACACAGAUGAAAGGGCCUGUUGCUUGUAACAUGUUCAUAAAUCCUUUCCCAUGUUAGGCCAAUAUUUGGUUAUAGAGUGGGCAUAUGUAUGCAAUGGGCAAUGUUGGGCUGCUUAAUUGCUUACAAUGGGGCUUUUUAGUGAAUUGCUGCCACUAACCUGUCAAUAUCAAAUCACAAACCAUUUAGCUUUUAUGCUAACUAACUCAAAGUUUGAUUUACUUCAGUUGGAACUCAAGCUGAAGUUGAUAAAGUUGCUGCAGAGUUCUUCACAAGUCCAGCAAUCAGGUGUAACUCCACUGGGGGCUUGUCUUUGGAAUCGCAGCGUACGUCAUAAAGCAACACAAGUCUUGUUAUUUUUGAAUGACAGUGUUUCAUGAAAUGUUAUUAUGGAUAAGAGAGCAGAAGAUACUUUAAUAAACUAUGUUGAUAGAUUACAGGUCAUGUUCCAGAUUUAGAAUUGAACUGCAACUGCCCCCACCAGCCAGUGUUUUAGUCAAACAAAUGUUGGCUGAGAAUCAUGGGAGUUUACAUAUACAUUUAAUGAACAAUGGAGUAUUGCCUAUUGGCUACUCCUGCAGCAGAUUGUUUAAAGGGACUCUGUAGUCACCAUAACACUACAACUGAUUAAACACAACUGGAUUCUGUGGGUCUUGCAUCCUUAAAGGGAUCCUAUAGUGCCAAGAAAAAAAACCCAUUUUCCUGGCACUAUAGGCUCCUAUAGUGCCCCCCUCCCUCGGGGCCCCCCUUCUGCAGGGCUGAAAGGGCUAAAAUCCUAUUGGGCAAACUAGAUGGGCCAAAUGGUUCUUAUCUGCCGUCACAUUCUAUGUUUCUAACCCCUUAAGCCACUUACCUGAAUCCAGUGCCGGAUACCCUCGGCACUGGGUCAGGCUCUUCCAUGAGGACGUCCAGCAUCAGAUAACGGACCAAAAGUCUGUUUAGGUUCCGAAAGCCCUCUAGUGGCUGUCUGUUAGACAGCCACAGAGGGCAGACUUAGAGCUGCAAUGUAAACAUUGCAGUUCUCUGGACCUGCAAUGUUGAACAUUGCAGCACUAAGUGCAAAAGGUACACAGCUCCCAGACCACUUCAAUGAGCUAAAGUGAUCUGGGUGCCGACAGUGUCCCUUUAAUCACUGCUAAAUGGUUUACUCACCAUUUAGCAUAGAUGCUUGGUAGACUGCAGUCUGGCCUCCAAUGACGACAUGGUGAAGUCAGAGCUAUGCUUCGCUUCAAGCUAUACCAGGGGUAGCAUAGGCUGAAAGUGUCAGCCACUGGAGGCUCUUUCAUAGGGUCACUUGAUGCAGUGCCCUAUCAGAUUUUAUGUGGUGAAAAAUGUAUUUUCAGUAGAUUCUUUUUCUGAAGUGGUGGGUGGUAAUCCCCCAAACAUUUUGGGGGAAAAAUUAGUGUUUUCAUUCCGUAUUCGGUUUCAGCUCUGCAGGGCCCCUCGCUCCUCAUUGAUAGCUGUCUGGAGAAUCUUACUUGAGAGCAUCUAGGCAGGUUGGUUUGAAACUUGCCCAGUUUCAGCAUUUUGCACAUGCGUUGUCUCCUUUAAGAAGGAUUUUCUGGAAUUUUCAUUGAGUUGCCAUUUGGGCAGAGACAUGCUAUUGGCUUCUCUAUUCAGGGGCCAUCAUUGGAUCAUAGCACAAAGGGGUGGGGCUACAGUUCCCACAGUAGAGAGAAGCAGGAAGCCAUCCUGGAAGUAGCGCAGGGAGAGCGCAGCAGCACCUGCUGGCCCCUGCCAUAUGUAAGUGUAUAAUAUCUUUUUCUGUUCCCCAAGAGUGCCAGUGGCUACCCGAGGGCUGAUUAAUCAAGGGAAUUUACUCAAAUAUAGAAUUAAUAUAUAUAAAGCUAGAGAAGAGUGAUAAGGGGAGGGGGACAAUUCUGACACACACCACUAUGCUGCCUGUCACUAAUAGUUUUAAUAACUCCUACUGCACAUACACUCCUUCUUUAAAGUUCUCAGUCACUCUACUACAGAGACCUGAGACACUCAUCUUGUUGUUUGUUGUGUAGCUUCAAACUGCAGUACUGAGGCUGUGACUCUCAGGACUGGUCUGUUUCUGAUUUCAAUCUGUUUUAAUUUAUUAUGGUUAUUUCUUCUGUUAAACAUUUCAGCUACAUCUUGGUUCCCUAUUACCGCUGCAGAUAAUUGUUUCCAGCUGCAAGGUAAUAAUGAGUCUAUCCAGCAAUGUAAUUACCACGAGGCUAACAAGGCAUUUGCCUUGGGCGGCACUUUCCAGUGGGUGGCAAAGAACACUGCCUGCAAAUGCCCAGGCAAAUGCUUUGUAAACCUCAUUUGAUGGGGGCCCCAAAAGCUGGCUAGUUGGCCAGCUUUGGGCCCCCCUGGGAUGAGCAGCCAGUUGUGUUCCAGGCGGGUGGCGAAUGGAGCGAAGCAGGAAGAGCUCACAUAUCAUUGCUCCUUCACCACCCGUCUGGAACACAAAUGGCUGCCUCACACGGGGGUCCCAAGCUCUUCCUGUUUGGCUCCCUCGUGCUCCCUAUAUAGCAUUAUAUAUAGAUAUACCUUCUGUAUCUGUAUUGCAGCUCUGUGUAAUCCAUCGCAGUGAUCCUGGCUAAAUGGGAUAUUUAUUGCUUUCUCCUUAUUGUGCUGAGCUCUGUGCAUUCUUUCUCUGUAUUUUACUCUGCUCUCCCUGUUAUAUGGGUAUCUCUGUAGUCUACACAGCACUGUGUAUUGUAUAGGUAUCUUGGUAUUGUGCCAAGCUCUGUGUAUUAUAUCUCUAUUUUUUUUCUCAGCUCUGUUUGUAGUAUGGUUAUCUCUGUAUUGUUCUCAGCUCGGUGUUUUGUAUAUGUAUCUUUAUGUUGUGCCCAGCUUGUCUUAUGUAUGAGUAUCUCUGUAUUAUGCUUAACACUAUGUACUGUAUAGGGAAGAGUAAAAUUUUGCCGGGAGGAUUCUAGUGACCCACCAUUAUAAAACUUAAAAUGGUAAUCGGUUUAGCAGAGUUACAGGACCUGACACCACAACCACAAACACACGCUUACAGGACUUUUUGCAGGCAGCUCCUUUCCUAUGGAAUAGCCUGCCUACCAUCAUUAGACUCUCCCCUAGUCUUCAAUCAUUUAAGAAGUGCCUUAAAACCCGUCUCUUCAGGAAAGCGUAUGACCUCCCAGAGUAAGCUCUACCAUACAUGCCUGUCCCUUGCUCUCUCCUGAAGGGCAGCACUCUGCUUCACUACCACCUUGUUUGAUUGCCAUUUCCUGUACUAUUGUGUUUUAUACCCCACCUCCUCUACACUGUAAGCUUAUUUGAGUAGUGUCUUCUUUAACCUAUUUUUCCUGUGAGUUUUUAUAAUUGUCUCAUUUAUUGUAUAAAUGCCAAUAAUAAAUAAAUACUUUGAUAAGUUGAAAUGGUUAUGGUGCUUACAAAUUCCUGUAAUCAAAUGCAGACCUUUAUGUGAAUAAUCUAUAUUUUACCACAGUUAUUAAUACUCUGCAUACUUUAUGAACUGGCACACAUUUUAAAGGGACACAGUUGGCACAGCUAAUUGAAGUGGUCUGGGUACAGUAUCCCUUUUGCACCUAGUGCUGCAAUGUAAAAAAUUGCAUUUCCAUAGAAACUGCAAUGUUUUAUAGUCUAUAUGACAGCUACUAGAGGGCUUCCUGGAUUGAAACGGACCUUUGGUCCGGUAUCUGACACUGGACAUCCUCACGCUCUGCAUGAGGGGUUUAAUCAUCAGAUUUUUCUCCAUAGGAAAGCAUUAAUUCAUAUGGGGAGAUCUGUGUUAUCACAACAGCUUUGUAUUAUUGACACUAUAGUAUCCCUUUAACAUGAGAUUGAGAAAACCGAAGUGUUUCAAAGAAGUCGUCCCUGUUAACAAGUCGUUUAAGCUUUAAUGUCUAGAACCAGAUUCAACUAAAUAUUCAACCAUGUAAGUAUACCUUGUACUUGUAUAACUUUAUAAUGUGAAUAUUCCAGCAAACUCUGUUCUAGAAAGAAAACAAAUAGGAUUACUUAGUUCUUGUGAUAUCCUACUGCCUGUUCCCUGAUAACAUACCGUAUAUACUCGAGUAUAAGUCGACCCGAAUAUAAGUCGAGACCCCUAAUUUUACCCCCCAAAACUGGGAAAACUUAUUGACUCGAGUAUAAGACUAGGGUGGGAAAUGCAGCAGCUACUGGAAAAUUUCUAAAUAAAAUUAGAUCCCCCAAAGAUUAUAUUAAUUGAAUAUUUAUUUACAGUGUGUGUAUAUAAUGAAUGCAGUGUGUGUGUAUAAUGCAGUGUGUAUGAGCGCAGUGUGUGUAUGUGAUGCAGAGCCUUGGUGGGGGGGUGGGCAUUUUUAUUAUUUUCUUUUUUUUUUUUAUUAUUAUUUUUUUUAAUUUUAAUAUUAUUACAUUCUUUUAUUUAUAUAUUUUUUUUGUCCUCCCUCACUGCUUGUUAGAUGGCCAGGGAGGGGGGCUCUCAUCCCCUGGUGGUCCAGUGGUGUGCAUUGUAUAGGAGGGGGGAUGGCAGCGAACUGUAAUUUACCUUUCCUGCAGCUCCUGUCAGCUCCCUUCUCUCUCCUCCGGUCCGGUCAGCUCCCUUCUCCUCCACUGUAAGUCUAGCGGCUGCGCGGAGUGUUCCCUGCGGCUCUCGCGAGAUUUACAGGGGAGCUGACUGGACCGGAGGAGAGAGAAGGGAGCUGACAGGAGCUGCAGGAAAGGUAAGUAACAGCUCUCUGCCAGCCCCAAACAGGACCGCCGGGCUUGUAAUGAGCCCAGCGGUCCUGGUCUGUAUUAUGGCAAUGUUAGUUGCCAUAAUACAGACAUUAACUCGAGUACAAGUCGAGUGGGGGUUUUUCAGCACAAAAAAUGUGCUGAAAAACUCAACUUCUACUCGAGUAUAUACGGUACCUAUUUUUUGUUUGGAAAAUAUUGCCUUGAUAACCAGUUUGUUCCAUCUAUGUAAAUUGUGUGUAUGUAGGUGUCCCUUUUAUAAGCAAAAUAACACUUUAUUUAAUGAUCCUAUAAUUUUUUUGGAGGGUUUCUGUGAAAAAUUGGGGGUUUGUAAAAAGCUGCUUAGAAGCAGUUUUAAAACCAACAUCAUAAAAAUAGUUGAUAAUUUAUGUAAUUGUACCUCCAUUUUUACCUUGUCGCAUAUAUUUUCUCUUUAACAUGCAGUAAUGCUUUUUUACACAUGUUAAAAUCUGACAAUGGCUCUUGGAUACUGUAUCUCACACCAUUCCUUGUAUGUCAACCUCUAAGGGUUGAUUUCAGCCUACCUCAAACUGAAUAGUAUAAUACUGUAUAUCUAAAGACACGGGUGAUAUCAAUCAGCUGCAGUUUCCUUGCCCAGUAAAGCAAGGAUUCAGAGUUUAAAAAAUAAAAUAACCUUAAUCUUAUUAAAAUAAACAAGCUGAAGACUCAAUAUUAUGAUGGAUUAACAUACAUUCUUUUUAAAUAUAGUUUGAUACUGUUAGUGCUUUAUUGUUUAAAUUGAAAGCGAUCCCGAAUAUCCAGUUAAAGUGCUACCUCAAAUGUGUAAGUUUUAUGUACAAAUAGAAAUCUCAUUAUACCAAUGUUUACCAUUAAUACAAUUAAAACAUUUGCUUUUGUUAAAAGUCUGUUAGCCAAAGGCUAGUUAAUACUUCUGUAUAGUUGGAGGGGAGGGGUUACAAUACAGAAAUUAAAAUAUUAAAAUCACGCAAAUAUCGAAUCCCAUAAGAAGGGUUUAACUGCAUUUUCGCUAUAAGAAUAGCAGUUGUGUAUAAUUUUUAGCUUGCAUGCUUUUUAAUUUUUAAAAAUAAGUUUCAGCUAGCUAUUAAUAUCGCAUUUCAUAUUUAUUAUAUCAUUAUGUGUCUCUAAUAUUUUUCAUUAGACUGACAGAAUUUAAAGGUUACUCUAUUAGAGCUAAAAUGGUUUGAUUUAAAAACAAAACUAAAAAGAAAACCCAACAAAACUGGAACUAUAAUGUUCUAUAGUAAUGCUUUAUCAGGUGUUAUCCAGAAUAGGCAUAUAUAUAGCUCUGUUUUAUCUUACUGAUACUCAGCCACUUAAAAUCCCUCUGUUUGUCUUUUCUAGAAUCCACAGUAUUUGGAGGGGGGUGAUUGGAGGUGUACAUGUCAAAUCUAAUUUCAGGACCAAGAAUAUGUUAGGACUGUCUCAAAAACAAAGAAUUUGCCUUUUUACUUUCACAUGAAGGGUUUUAUGUGUUUUGUGUAGCUUUUAUUUUCAGUUUAUAUUUGUAUGUGCAGUUGCUAUCCUUUCCUGGAUAUAUUUAUAUUGCUAAAAUUUGUCGCUAGAAAGCUUCUUUGUUUCAGUCAGACUCCCCUAUGUGUGCAUUAUUGCUACUAUUAAGCAUUGCGGGGAGUCUUUCAUUGGUAGUUAUGCAAUCCUUACACACUGAAUGCAGUGUUACACUAAACGAGUAAGUACCUUUCUUAAAAUCUUACUCUACAUAAGAAAAAGUUCAUUUAAAGUGCAUAUAUAUGUUUGAAUAUGCUUACUCAGAAUGUUUCAGGUGCUCCUUCUGCUUUCCUCCCAUUCCCAGGACACGUUCCUGCCCCACGUGGAGUGUGGAACGAUAACCCUUAUUGGGGCCACAACAGAAAACCCGUCUUUCCAGAUAAAUAAUGCUCUUUUGAGCCGCUGUCGGGUAAUUGUCCUGGAGAAGCUGUCUGUGGAAGCGAUGGAGGCUAUUUUGAUGCGAGCUGUAGAGUCUUUGGGAAUCAGAGUCCUAAGUGAGGAUCAACAGCCUGGCUGCAGUGGCAGCAAUGUUUCAGAGUAAGUAAUAGUGUUGCAGUUGUUGGUACACAAAAAAAGAAGGGUCAGAUCUGUCAUAUAGCCAAGAGAGGGGAGGGAGUUGAUGUUGAAGGUGGGGCGCGACCUGGGAUAGCAAACAAAGAUUAAAUCAGCACUCAGUGUCUUAUAUUGCUCUCAGCUGUGUUGUGAAAAUUACUUUAUUAAAUAAAUGUUAUUCUUCACAAACUGUAUUUUCAUAUAUUGCACAAUUUUUUAUAUUAACUUUUAUUUUUAUUUUUUUGUUCUUGGUACAUAAACUAUUUUUGUAUGUGAUUAAAUGUCACACUACCCAUUUUUUUUUAAUGCUUAUAAUAAUCUGUAUAGGUAUCCUGGACAGUCUAAAAUCCAGUAUCUUAAACCAGGGAGGGCAAACAUGAUAACAGAUGAACUACAUUACUGAUGUUUCAUUAUUGUUAAUAUUUCAGAAAAUUAGAGCACCCUCUGAGUUCAGAGGGCUGAGUAAGUUCAUAAGUGAUAAUCCCUUUUUAUUGCAGUCUAACACAUCUCUGCUGGGGAAGUCUGUGCAAGUGUUUCUGUGGAAACAUGUGCUGCACAAAAUGUUAUUGAAUGUGAGGGGAUCAUGUUUCUGUAUGUUCAAUGAGGGAUUCCCUUUUCUCCUUGAGAAACUGUCCCCGCAGCCUCUGCAUCUGCCAGUACUCAUUGUGUCAAUCGUUUUAGUAUAUUUAAAGAAAUAUUAAUUUAACCUCAAAGGACAGAAUGUGAACUGCAUAUGUUUUUGUUUUGUUAUAUGAGAGUAGGUUAACAUUUUCAGCCUUGUGUGACCGACAAUUUUACUUGGUCACACUCACUUCAGAAAGCAAAAGCACUUUCUGAGCCCAAUGGUGCUUAUUCAGUUGAGGCUAUUUAUUUGUUUUUAAUAUUGGCUCAACUGAAAGUAUUGGGGAAAAAUAGAUUGUUGCAAAACUACGACCCCUGUGAUGCUUUACCUAUAUAAGGCUGUCAAUAUAGUAUGAGAAUUGUAGUUCUGCAGCAGCUGGGUAUCUUUUUGUUUGUUUUGGCACCUCUAUACACAGGGAGAGAAGCAAAAUGACACAGUAUUGUGUAUUUACCUGCUGUAGGCUUAUUUAUAUCAUUGCACCGUAACUUCAAAUCAAUACCUAUCCAUGCUCUUGCUUAACAAAAGUUGUUAGUGAUGUGUAUGUAAUUUGUAUAAUGCAUAUCUAUGUUAUGUACACUAUUUUUGUAAUGUAUGUCUGAUGUUUAAUGUAUGUAUAUGAUGUAUGUAAUGUAUGUGCUGUAGGACAGGAAAGAAAACAGGGAAUGUCGGAAUAGGGAAUUAGAGGUAACUGCUGCCAAGACAUUAUAGCAGUUAUAUCACAUGGAGAGCUCCUUGAUGGCUAUACCUGUAGCAGAGCCUGUCUCUAAUCCACAGCUUUCCAAACUAUGUGUGAGACACAUUAGUGUGUUAGCUACACAGUGUAAUUGUGUCAUGCAGAGUUGUCCGAUAGGUAGGGGAGCACAUUGCACAGCGCUCUCCUCCUCCUGGUCACUCCAUGUAGCGUGGCUGAGCAGGCAGACCUUGGUAGAGUAGCUUCUGCUCCCCUACCCGAUUUGACAAGAAGUGAUCAUGUUUCUGUAUGUUCAAUGAGGGAUUCCCUUUUCUCUUUGAGAAAUUGUGUCAAUUGUUUUAGUAUAUAAGCGCACAGAACUGCUUCCUGUCAGACCGGGUGGGGGAAAAGGCUACUCUACCACGUUCUGCCUGCUCGGCCACGCUACAUGGAGUGAGGUGGGCCGUAUAGGCAGAGGAGGGGGAAUAGAAGAAGGACACGGGAGGAGGGGGAAUAGAAGAAGGACACGGGAGGAGGGGGGAAUAGAAGAAGGACACGGGAGGAAGGGGGACAUAAGAAGGACAUGGGAGGGACAGAAGAAGGGCACGGGAGGAGGGAGGUCAGAAGAAGGGCACGUGAGCAGGGGGGACAGAAGAAGGGCACGGGAGGAGGUUGGGACAGAAGAAGGGCAUGGGAGAGGAGGGGGAAGACACACAGGGGCUUCGGGGUGGCUGAAGGGGGAAAUAAGACCCACAGUAUGCAUGUGUGUCUGUAUGUGUAUGUGUUUUUCUGCAGGUGUGUCUGUAUGUGUGUCAGUGUGUGCCCCUAUGUAUCUGUAUGUGUGUCACUGUUUGUAUCUGUAUGAGUGUCAUUCUGUGUAUGUCUGUGGAUCUGUCUGUAUGUGUGUCUGUGUCAGUGCGUGUCUGUGUAUCUGUAUGUGUGUCAGUGUUUGUAUCUGUAGAAGUGUCAUUCUGUGUAUCUGAAUGUGUCAUUCUGUGUAUUGGCGUGUGUGUGCACAUGUAUCUGUAUGUUUUUUGUGAGUGUGUGUGUGUGUGUAUAUAUAUUAUAUUCUUUAACAUUGAAGAGUGAACACGGUAUACGAUAAGUAACAUGUAUCAUUACUUAUCGCAAUAUAGUUGAGUUUUAGGUCAAAAACCUCAGAAUUAAGUUAUUCAGCAAUGUAUAUUUUAUAUUUAGAAUAAAAUAACCCCCCACCCAAAAAAAAAAAGUAUUCCUCUUUCCUUUUAAUAUAUGCCUUCCAGGGGUCCGAGACUUUACUAAAAGUAUAGUGGUAACUCUUGCGGAUAGAUCAUCCAUAAUACAAUUUUCUUGAAUUUUUAAAUCAACCCCUCUUAGAUGGUGGUUCUGAUUUUAGCCAGUCGGCAACUAUACAUCUACAUGCUGCCAAUGUGAUAAGAUAUAAUAGUUUCUGCGAAAGAUUGGGUAGGCCAGUUAUUGAUUUAGAUAAUAAAAAUAUCCAAGGGUUUAUUUCUAUAUUCUCCUGUAGUAUCGUUGACACCAUUUUUUUUUUUUUUAUUUCUUCCCAAAGGCUUAAACUUUUGGGCAUUCCCACCACAUAUGAUAUUUCCUUGUUGACCACAUCCCCGCCAACAUAGAUCGGUCAGGUUUUUACCAAUUUUAUAAUAAAAGACACUAAACAAUAUUUUAAACAUCUGCUCUUGAGAUAUCACGAAUAUCGAUAUUUUAGAUGCUGUUUCCCAGAUAUCUAUCAAUUCAUUAGGUUCCAAAGAUUUUCCUAGGUCUGCCUUACAGCAGCAGUAGCUUAGUAUCCAACAGCUUAAAAUACAUAGUAAAAACAAAGAGAACGUUACCUGCGCUCUGGCCUAAUUCCCCAUGUACAUUUAAACAAAUUAGAGGCUCUUUAGCUUUAACCCCUUCAGCACCCUGGGAUGGGGGGUGGGAGAGAGAGAGAGGACCUCCAGUUUUCCUGGCAUUGGAGUGUCCCUUUAGCUGGUUUUAAAAAUCAGAUAUGAGACCUCUCUAUCUUUCCUAUUUUACAAACUUUUUCAAAAUUGGUAAGGGGGAACUGAAUUGCCAUUUUUACUUCAGUCGAGUAAGCAAAAUCUCUAAUCUGAAGAUAGCGAAAAAAGUGUCCUAUCCUCAACUCCGUUCUGGCCGUUAAACUAGAAAAUGAAACCACCUCUCCUUCUGACAAGAGAUCAGCAAAUCUAUGAAUUCCCCUAAUUUUAAGUUUUGAAAAUUAUGUUCUCCCAUUCCUGGAAAAAAUGAUGUUCCAAAAACCGGUGUCAUAGGACAAGGGAGGUUAGUUAGGCCAUGUUUUAGCUUAAGUUUAUCCCAAAUAUAUAAGGAGUUUAACGUGGAUGGGCAGCUUUGUUUUAGAGCUGGUCUUGAGACCUUAUUUAACCACAUAUACAUUGCCGGUGAGUCUGGGUUCAUCAAGUCAGUCUCCAUGUCUGCCCAUCUACAUUUCCCUUGAGAUGAAUUCCAUCCAAUAAUUUGUGCCAAUAGGGCAGCGUAGUAGUAGAUAAGUAAAUUGGGGAGACCUAGUCCCCUUUUGUCUCUAGGUCUAUACAAGAGAUUUCUAUCUACACUGCGACAUUUACCCUGCCAUAUAAAUGUAUCUAUAGCUUUCUGAAUGUUCUCUAAAUCCCCAUUACACACCUGAAGAGGCAGAGCUUGAAAUAAGAAUAAAAGCCUCGGUAAAAUUUUAAUUUUUAUGGAAUGGAUUUGGCCGAUCCACAAGAUUGGUUUAUCAUGCCAAUUCCCUAUUCCUUUUUCAAGUUUUUUUUUAUUAAAGGUAACUAAUUAUCUAUAAAUAAUGUGUUAUAGAAGCGUCCAAUUUUAAUACCUGAAUAGCAUAGGGACUUACCUACAGACAUAUCAAAUUUAGAUUGUAACUGAUCUUGUUCUAACCCUGAUAGAUGUAAGGUCACUCCGCAGGAUUUAUUAUAGUUUACUUUAUAACCUGAAAAUGCCCCAAAUUGUUCUAUCAAAUUGAACACCACGGGAAUGGAUUCAAACAGGUUAGCUAUUGAAAUUAAUAUAUCGUCGGCACAUGCCACUGUUUUAUAAAGUUCCAGCAUAAGGGGAACAGGAUUGGGGAGAGAGGGUAACCCUGGCGUGUGCCAUUGUAUAUUCCAAACGGAGUCUUAUCUGAGCCAGGAAAUUGUAGUAGUGCCUGAGGGUUAGAGUAUAAGGCUCGAAUUGUAGUGAUAAUAAAAUUUAAAAAAAAAAAUGUUGUAGUAGAUAAAAUAAAUAUGGCCAGACUACCCUGUCAAAUGCUCUCUCUGCAUCUAGUGACAGAAGUAUCGAUGGCUUCCUCCCUGUUUCCAUAUACCACGCAAGAUCUACAGCUCCGUGCGUGUUCUCAUAAAGCUGCCUUCCAGGAACAAAACCUACUUGAUGUGAAUGAAUCAGAAAGGGGAGGAGCGGAGAAAGUUGUAGGGCUAAAACUUUAGCUAUUAUCUUUAUAUCCACAUUUAUUAACAAUAUUGGUCUAUAAUUUCAAACCUCCUUUUUUUUGUGAGGAGAACAAUUUUGGCCAUCGUAAUAUCUACUGGGAGACUUCCACUUUGGCAUAUUUCAUCAAUAACCUCCUGCAGAUAUGGAAGAAGGGUUUGUUGAAAGAUAUUGUUAUAGCUUCCGCUAAAACCAUCUGGAUAGAUCAUCCAUAAUACAAUUUUCUUGAAUUUUUAAAUCAACCCCUCUUAGAUGGUGGUUCUGAUUUUAGCCAGUCGGCAACUAUACAUCUACAUGCUGCCAAUGUGAUAAGAUAUAAUAGUUUCUGCGAAAGAUUGGGUAGGCCAGUUUAAUAGAUUUAAAAAAAAAAAAAAGCAGUUUUAAUCUCUUCUAUAGAUAUUCUUGUAUUUAAUGAUUCUAAAGCUCUUUCAGGGAUGGGGGUAGGUUCAUCCUGCCUAGAUAUUCUCUCAAUCUUAUCUCUUGAUCCGGAUCACCCCAUUCCCAUCCGUAAAUUGGUUAUAAAGUCUUGAGAAAUAUUCCUGGAAGAUGACAUAAAUCUCAUCCACUGUCCAAACCAGAGAUCCAGAGGCAUUUCUAAUGGCUAAUAUGGGUUUAGAAUGUGUACAUGGUUUCAAACACUUGGCCAACAGAGCAUCUAUCCUGUUUGCUCUCUAGUAGAAGUAUCUACGUGUUGAUUUUAACUGCCAUGCAGCUUCAUCUAAUUUAAUCUAUUAAUUUUCAGGUCCUGUAGUGUUUGUUCUGACUGGGUUGUUUUUAUGUUUUUGUUCCCGCUUGUGUACAUAUUUCUUUAACUUAAACCAUGAUUCUGAUUUUAUCUUUUUCUUAUACAAGGCUAUUUUAGUCAAUUCUUCUCAUUACAGUUUUAUGAGCUGCCCAUAAAGUGGUUUUACUAAUUUCGGGUGUAUUAUUUUCUAAAAAAUAAUUUGAGUGCCUUUGUAAUAUCUGCUCUAUCUGAGAGGUCCCUCAAGAGAGAAGUAUUAAGGCGCCAUGAGUAGGUGGGUUUGACUGAUACUCAUUACUUAAGACCACAAUAUUGGCGUGAUCUGACCAGGUAAUAUUAUUAAUUUGUGAGUUAUAUAGAUAAGGAGCAAGUACUCUAGAUUUGCCAUAAACCUAUUUAUUCUGGAGUAUGUAUCAUGUGGAUAAGAAUAAAAAGUGAAAUCCGGUAUGUCGGGGUGGUGAGCCCUCCACACGUCAAUAAGUUUAUGGGCAGAAAUAAACUGAAAAAACAAUCUAUCCUGUCCUCCCCGUCCCUGAGACCGAACUGCUCCAGGCCUAGAACUGUCUAUUGCAGGACAUGGAACUGCGUUAUAAUACCCACCUAUCAAAAGUCAGUCUGACGAAGUAGAUUUAAUAAUUUGGCUUAGCAUCUGGGACAUUUGGGGCAUAUAAAUUCAGUAGGUGUAGUUUACGGGGACCCAUCAUUGCAGAUACCAAAAUAUACCCACCUUCUUUAUCCUGCAACGUGUUUAAUACUUUAAACUGGCAUAGUUUAUGGCUCAAGAUAGCAACUCCAUUAUGUUUACAAAUGGCAUUCGAGCUGUAAGCUCUAUCAUUUAUCUGAUAGUGAUAGUACAUGAGAUCUAAUAAGGUGAGUUUCUUGUAAAAAAAAAAAAAAAAAAGCUAUAUCAGCCUGCAUUCUUUUUAAUUCUUUAUACGUCCGCUUUCUUUUUGCAGGUGAAUUGAGGCCUUUUUACAUUCAAGGGAACUAUGUUAUCAGCCAUAAUAAUUUGUGCAGUAUCAAAGCCAGAGUUUUUGCACAAUAAGUUCUGAUAAAUUUAGUAAUCAUAUGGGAAUAGUCCAUACCAUGACAGAAAGAUAGGGGGGGGGAGGGAAAUCCCACUCCCUCCCCCAUAACAAAAGUAUAUACAAAAGAUACCUCCUGGACUUACCAGAUGCAAUUAAUUAAUGAAUUGGAGAAGUGAGAGCCAAGCAUCUUGUGUUGAAUUUACCAGUACCAGUACCUAGGUAGAGCGGGUGGUAAGGUCUUUUGUUGAAAUAAGGGUGGUACGCCAUCUGGGGUAUCCAGGCCCAUUGUCUGGAAGAAUCUGCCUGAAUCCCCCGAUGGUAAUAAAGCUCUGUUUUGGUCAUUAUGGAACUCAAGUAGUUUAAAGGGAUGACCCCAAGCAAAAGGUAUAUGAUUAAGUCGCAAAUGUUCAAUGAUUGGUUUCCAUUGCCGUCUGUUUAAGAGAGUAGUGGGAGAUAGAUCUUGGAAUAUCUGAAGUGCUUUCUCCCUAGAUGUAACCUCCAUCCCUCUGCAUUUACACACUAUAGCAUCCUUAGUGCUAUGGUAGUGAAAUCUUACUGUUAUGUCUCUAGGGCUUUAUCAUUUCUACGUAGUGCACCUGCUGAACGAUGUGCCCAUCCAAUCUCUCACCUGUUCAGGUAUAUCUGGUAAUAGGGGUUUGAAAAUCUCUAAUACAGGACCCUCAUCUCUUGUUUCAGGUAUCCUUCUAAUUUUGAUAUUAUUGCAUAUGGACCGAUUUAGAAGGUCUUCAAAAGCCACUUCCAAAGCAUCUAGCCUUGUACCCCAUUCAAAGCUCUGUAACAAAAGAGCGUUGUGUGCUUUCGCCACAGCCUCUACCCUCACCUCUAGAGUGGCAGUCCGAGUUCCAAUUGCCUGAAUUUCCAUCCUAAUCUCCCGGGCGCUCCUCUCUAUUUCCCCAGUAAGGAACAUUCUAUCCUCCUUCAUUUAUGCCAAGAUACAUUGUAUUCCUUCCAGCCCUGUGACAUCAGUUGCAGAAUCAGCUGAUCGAGGGAUUUUAAUUGAAGCUCCUUCUUCCGGAUCUAUACUACUGUCAUGGCUUUCCGGCACCUCCACACCGGUGUUCGCAGUAUUUGCGACCAUCGGCUUUGCUGCGUUUGCGACGUCUUCAUUUAUAUCCGUGGAUCUCGAGGCCAACUGGAACAUGGUGUGGAGUACGCUACCCCUGGGGUUUGGCUUGGACCCCUUCCGGGAGGAUUUCAUAAGUGGUGAGUUAAUGCUCAGGGAGACAUAGUAGUUAAUUAGUUACGGAUGGCAAGAAGUAAAAAAAAAAAGGCAAAAGUAGAUAAAAGAGCGUAACAGUGUAGUGGCAGGCAAGCAAAAAGUAAGAAGCCUACUGUCUUUGCUAAAGCCAAUAAGUGCCGAAAUAAAGGCAGAGGAGAGGAAGGCUGUACAGGCAUAUAUUAGGUGAUUAUUUCUCUAGAUAUAUAUUUUAUAUAUAUUUUUUGGCAUCCUAUAAGUGCUUUUUUGAGGCUUCAUUGACAGAGCUCUCAACCUGAGCAUCUACCUACUUUGAUGGUCAGGCCACACCCCUAUAUUAUACAAAUGGAGGGGUGGGGGGAAGGUAGGAGGGGAGAUGCAUUGUAGGGCCCCAGGGCAAUUUUUGCACCGGGGCCCUGUGGUUUCUAGUUACACCUCUACACAGAGGGGAAGGGGACCAAGAGACGCACAGAGAGGCUCGGGAAGAAGGAGGCCUGCCAACCAGCCACACCAGUCUGCCAGCCACAGUAGCUAGCCAGAGCAUCCAUACAGUCGCAGCAGACAGCCACAGUAAAUAAGGUGAGAAGAGCCAACUUGGGCUGGAAAUGUUAUAUUACUAUAUUGUGAAUAGGUGCCAUUGUGUUAGAGACAUUCAAGGGAUCAUACAUGUAUACUGCGCAUGCAUAGCAUGCAGAAUCAUGUUGAAGCUGCACCUGAAGUAACAUGUUCAAGAAAUAGAACACCAUUUUGACCACCGCUGUGUUGCUAAAUGAUGCAUGUCUGAAAAGUGUGUCCCUAACAUGAAAUAUUUGGAAAGCUCUGCUCUAAUCUAUAGUAGGAAUGUAUGGAUACUGUAAUGCUUAGCUACACAUUACAAAUCAUUCAUAAAAACUGACCGAUGUGGAGAUGAUUUCCACUUGAAAUGUACUAUUCCAGGCUUCCUUGACCAGUAUAUCUAUCGAUGUGAGAGUGAUUCUGCAGUGCUCUACUCAUGUACAAUUCUGGUUUGGACUGUUUGGCAAGUAGUGUGCCAAACUUAAACACCCCUUUUUUGUGCAUGCCUUCCGAACAUGUUAGAAGUAAUGUUUGUUGCAUCACUGACACACCCAUUCCUUCCUGCUUUCAUAGCUUAGCUGCUGGGGAAAUGCUACUAUAGAGCAAUGUUUCCCACCCCAGCCCUUGAAGUGCUACUCCUAGCAUCAUAACCACCACAGUCCACUGUACAGUACAUGCCAGGAGGAGCUGGCUUCCAUUUUGCAACGGUUUCCAUUUACCUGGAUCUCGCCAGGUGCCAAGCCUUUCUUAAAGCUGGCAGAACUGCAUCUAAUUUCUGCAGAGCUGAAGAAGCUGGAUGCUGAUUUUGCCAUUCAUUAAAAGUGCUCAGUUGAUGAUCUCAGCCAAUUAAUGAAAGUUUAUGCAAGGGAUAUACAAAGAAUUGACAUUAGCCAUCAAGAAACUCUGUCUUGGCUGACUAAUAAUGCUGUUGGGUGGAGUUACACUUCUGGCAACUAGCCUAGAUAUCUUCAUAUGUGUAGCAUUUCAUAAUGAAAUACUGCACACACUGGCUCCUUGCACCAUGACUACUUCAAAACACGGAAGUGGUCAUCAUGCUUGGAGCCAUUUAGGAGAAACUUAUGCCCAGUUUGUCAGCAUCCAGCAAACCAGUAAUAUAAAACCAUUUUUUUCUUGGAACACUUACUCCAGGUUGUACCCGUUUUGUGGAUAGGGAUUAUAAAGAAAAGUAUGUCCUGAGUCUUGUACAUACAGUCAUGGAAAAAAUACUUGUUGUUCAUCUACGUUUGUGUUUACUUAAUUUAAAACCUGCUAAGGAACAGAUGAUUAUGUCCUGAUAUGUAAAACCAUCGAACUCAAAGAGAUGGUGUUCUUUUUUCCAUGACUGUAUCCCUUUUAGAGUUCAGGAGAGUAUUUAGAAUUUACAUUUAGGGAUAUAUAGAAGUUAGGGGUAAUAUAUUGAUUGAUAGGGAAAUUAGUUGUGAUGUAAUUAAGUUUGGGGCAAAUAUGUAGGAUUAGGGUCUGUGUUAACAAUGUAUUAUAAAGAUAUAAUUAACCGUUGUGUUUUGGUUACAUAUAGACCGCACACAAAUAUUGGGUGGCGAGUAAAAAAAAAAAAAGAAGCUGAUAAGAGAAUUGGAAAAGAUGUAAGAACCAGUUGAAAAAACUUUACAAAUAGAGAUGACAAGUCCAAUGAAAAGACAGAAGAAAAACCAAGCAAGAGAAGAAAACCUAAAGACAGCAUGGGAAUAGAUAUAUGUAAGGAGGGUGGGGAGCAAUGUGAAAACCAAGACUUCCAGAUAUGGACGUUUCCGCAUUGUCAGUCAUAAAAGCUGCACCUUUGCUUCAGUCCUUGGUGUGCCUCAGUCCAUCCAGUACCCUUACUACUGGAGCAGCAGAAUGCAGUGAUGACAGCCUUAGUUUGUUACACUACAUCUUCUAUAAUCCCUUUGCUGAACUGAAGGCUGCAUCAAACAACUUAGAAUGUGGUGGCAUAGCAGGGUUUGCUUAAUUUAAUCAGCAAAUCCUGCUAUACGCUACCAACUCUUGAAUCUUGUGUAGCACUACUGGCUCUUACAAUAACACCACUUACGAUCACCCUGCAUCUGUAAUGGCACCAGCAAGAGCCCUGGAGAAAUUGAGGAGAGAUCUACAUAAUACAGCUCUUUUAGUUGUCUGCGUCUUGGUUAUUCAUAUUAUGGCAAAAUGCCCUAAUGCAAUAGUGUCCAUGCCCCCUCUAUCCUCUUCAUAGCAUAUCAGACAGCUAGAUGGCAAUUGGUAUAGAUCUCGUAUGUGAAAUUAUAUUCUUGCCUUUGUCUGUAUUAAAGAGCCAUGUCCUCUCCCGCAAGGCUUGGUGUCUAAUUUAUGCAAUAGCAGCAUACACUUAUGCACCCAUACACUUUCAGCGACAAUCAGUCACUUGGAAGUUGUAUAAAUAGUACCUAUUGUCAUAAUGUUAUACCUGGCAUGUGUUUUCAUAUAUUGUGGACAAACAAAUGUUGGAUCAGCGCUUAGUGGCCAACUAGAAGUUAGAAUACAAUGAGAGUAGGCAGCAACCUAAAGGUAUGAGGUUCCCUCACAAACCAUCAAAGAUAGUAGACAAUAAAAAUAGAAUUAGGUUGCGCCACAGUAAAAACACUGAAAUAAUCUAGUACCAGUAAUGUACUUACACACAGAAGUCAAAAUGAGAUCUAAAACAGUCCGGGUUUUAAGACAUAUAAAUGAAAGUCCAACUUAUUUGAGGCACUUGGGUAUGGUGUUGAUCUGUGUGUAUUGAGAAUCCUGAGAUAGUGGGAUUUCUGAGUUCCGUUUGAGCAUGCAAAUGAGAAAAGAAACUCCAAUAGUGUAAUCUGUAUCAAGCAACCAAAAAGGGAACUUCACAGCAGUAAUACUCCUACUCACCUAUUAGAGAGCUAGUACAAGCUCAGGUGUAACUAGCCUUCAGUGGCGUUGAUCCCCAACUGGUAGGAUAUAGGUGGUAUUGAUAAGUUGCUAGAAGUGAAGGUUUCUCGGCAUAAGGAGAGAGAUAAAACAGAAAUAGUGCUCUCUAUAAAUAAUAAAUAGACGGGUACAUAUAGAAGGUAUUGUACUCACAUUUGCGUGAGCAGGAUAUAAUUACACCCCUACAUGGACAAACAUGCUCUAUACAAAAACAUGUUUACAUUCAAAUUCACAAAUACAAUCCUGCAAUGAUGGACAAACAUUUGAUCCCUAGCUGGCAGAGCAUCGUGGGAGUUGUACUACAGACAAAGAUCUAUCUUUUCGUCCCUCUUGCCCUAGAGGGGGGCCUAAAGGUUUUCUUGCAUCAGUGCCCUCUCUGCAUUGGUGUUAACACCAAGCAUGGUGUGUUAAUACAUUUCUAUUAUUUGGUCACCUAGCAUAUAGCCUUUCAUGGUUUUAGCUAGAAAAGUGUGCCAAUAUAUAUUUUUUGGGGUGUGUGUGAUCUAUCCACAAAAUGUUUAUCAACUUUGUUAAAUCUAGAGCCAUGAAAGCUGCAAGAGUUGGGACCUGUUCAAACAUUUACAAGAUGAAUUUUGUACAGCAUCUAGAGCUUGAUUUAGCAACAACUGACAAGUAUAAUGCCUGCAAAAAUAUGAGUUUGAAAUGAGAUCUUGUGAACCUUGUGUGCACCUUUUAGGUGUGUUUUGUACAUCCAUUAUUAGAUAUCUUAUGAUUUUUGGAUAUAAAGAAAAAAGAUCCAAAAAGAAAUCCCAUUCUGAUUUAUUCAAUAUAUUAACAACAAUUGUUUGGUGCCAAAUACUAUGAGCAUUAUCAGUCCCCAAUUUAUAUGGUGGCACUAUAAUUAGAAGUUGUUUUCCUUUAUUUGACCUAUGCUGAUAAUUUAUCUUGUUUUGUCAGCAUAGUGUUGUCAGUAGCAUGUGUGCUCUGUAGCUAAACAUGGACAGUACUACAUUUUUCAAGUGGUUUCCUUUUUAGAGAACAAAAUCAAUCUUUUGGCGUAGCUAACAGUAUAAACCCUAAGCACUUUUUCCCUUUGACAUUCAUUGCAAUGUUAUAAUUACUGUGGGGAGUGAGAAAUCUGUAUUAAGGUCUUCUCAUAUUUCUAUAUUUAUCUCUAUACUUUUCAGAUAAAAUUAAACUAUACAUUUGUAUUUUAGGAUGGGAACACUGUAAGCACUAUAAACUCCACAUCUUAUUGCAUCCAAGCCCAAGACCAUCUGCUGCUGCUGCCAACGUAAUUUGGAAAUUAUACUUUUAUCCAUAUUGAUUCAAAUUUGUACUGCAAUAAUGGUCUGUAAGCACUGCAAAACUGUUUUCCUCAAUGGAUUUGCACAGAAAAUGCUGACCUGUUUUAUUGUUUCUUGCAAUUGUUUGGUUCCAAGCUUUUGUGAACUCUUCAACCACAUUAUUUUCUACUACUUCUGUUGGUAGACUGUUCCAAGCAUUUACAACUUUUCCCCAACUUAGGCCUUUAUUUAAUACUGUUGCAUAAGCUUUUAAAUUUAUUUAAUAUUUUUGGUUAAUUAUUUAUUCAUCUUUUUUAAAUAUUAAAUAUUCUAUUAAAACAAUAUAUCAAAAUUAGUACUUUAUAAAGAUAGAAUCUUUAUGAAAUACCCAUAUUGACAAUGUUGGAAUUUCACUGAAAUUCUAACCCAGUCAAGAAAUAUACAGAGACAAAGUAUGGACUUUGUCUUUGUACACUAGACACUGCUAGAUGUCUAAAAGUGUCAAUUCUCUCAGCCAUCACCAUUGGUGACUAAAGGGAAUUGACUUCAUCUAUGGAGGAUCCUGCGGUCUUGCAGGAUCCUUCAAAGGCCUCAUUGCUGUGCAUGUGCGAGAGUACAGUAGUGAUGUCAGCUCCUGGCACUUCAACUAAAGAGGACGCUUAAGUAGAUUAAGGCGCCCCCGUAUGGGAGAGGUUCAGGUAAGCAGAGGUCACGGUCUCCUGCUCACCCAAAUUCUGCAAAGUCCCCUUAUGGUAAAAAUGCACUUUAAAUGUAUUUUAACAUUUUAUCCAAAAACGCUCGCGCUCGCUCUCUCUCUCAAUCUCUCUCUCUUUCUCUCUCUCUCUCUCAACAGCCCACAUACAUACGUAUCACACACAAUGCCACAAACUGUUUCUGUGAAUACACAAUAUAAAACAACCCACAUACUCACAAAUAAAAUCCUGCAAAGUAAAUGCAGCAUCUAUACAUAUCACAAAUAUGGCAACAUAUAUGCACACGUUAAGUUAAAAAAAAAAAUAGGACUGCCAGCCCAAGGAACUUCAAAGUCAUGUUUUGGCACAGUGUUUCUAAAAGUUUGACGUCCCCUGUACUAGCCAUACCAAUUCAUACCAGCAAUGGGUGCUGUGAUAGGCUGCCGGCCAUAGCUGCCCAUUGCUGCUAAUGCUGUCCCCUUAGCCAAAGCAAGAGGGGAUGUCUGCUUGGUUUAAUACUAAAUGGAGGGACAGCGCUGGGAACUUCAGACACUAUAACCACUUUAAUGAGAUAAAGCAGUUACAGUGCCUACAGUAUUACUUUAAUAGUUCUCCAACUGAUGUUCAUACUCUUAACCGCUUUAAAAACAACAACAAAGUCUACACUGUCUUAACAGCCUAUUCUUCUAGGAUAUUCCCAAAUGGAAUUACUUGCUGAAUAAAUGACUGCAUUGCAUCAACAUUCUGUAAUUUCACAAGUAAUAUAACCAUCAUUUUGGAGGAUUUACAGAAAUAAAAAUAAAGGGAGGGCUGCCAAUGCUUGUACUGAUGUCAAACUAACUUGACAACUACUCUGUGAAGAGUCAGUCAAUAUAAUGUCUCCUAUUAUAGUUGCUGUUUUAAAUUACUGCUCAUCUUAAAGGGAAAGUUUCUAAGUUAAAAUAUGCAUAUUGUUAGGCUGUUGAACAAAGCGCAUAAAAAUUAGUUUGAUGUGGUGCUGAUGGUUCCAGGAGUGCCCUAGUGCCCUUCCAGUGUAAUUUGUCAAACCAUUUUAGAACGGUUUGAUAGCUUACCUGGGUCACACCCAUGACUCAAGGCCAAUCCUUCCAGAUUCUCCUUGCUGGAGAUUCAUUUUUCCUCCACUGAAUUAAGCAGAGCCAUACUCCUUUGUUGAGUGUCAGCUGAACGCACUCAGCCAAUAAGUGCAGUUCUGUACCGGCCACUUAGACGCAAUAGAGCGAUCAGGCCAUUUGUGGCUCUGGAGCACGGGGGACACCGAUACGUUGUUGUGGUGUUUGUAGUGUUCCUUUUAAAACAAUAUUUUUUAGAUUGUUCUAAAUUCAUUUAUUACAAGUUAUUAAGAUAUAAUUGCAUAAUCUUAGUUCUGUUGUACGUACCAAAAUUAUUUUUUCUGAUAGAUCAGGCAAGUUUGCAGCUUUGGAAUAAUUCUUGUUUAUUCCUAUGAUGGUCUUUCUUUGUCUAAAUUGAACACACACAGGAUGUUGAUUUCCACUAGCAGCCAAUUAAAAGUGGAGGAGAUAACUUUUAAAGUAUACAAGCAUAUUGUAUACAAACAAUGCCUUUUCUGGUUGGGGUCCUGAUAAGAACUCUCAACAUGGAGAUACCAAAUGCUCAUCCUAAAGAUGCAUUAUUCCAAUGUGUCUUUAUAAGGAGUUACAUAGUUACAUAGCUGAAAAGAGACUUGCGUCCAUCAAGUUCAGCCUUCCUCACAAAUGUUGUUGCUGUUGAUCCAAAAGAAGGCAAAAAACCUGGUCUGAAGCGCUUCCAAUUUUGCCACAAACUAGGAAAUAAUUCCUUCUUGACCCCAAAAUAGCAGUCAGAUGUCUCCUUGGAUCAAACAGCUACUAAUUAGAAAUUAUAUCCCUGUAUGUUAUGUUUUUGUAAGUAUUUAUCCAAUUUCAGUUUAAACAUCUGUAUGGACGCUGACAAAACCACCUCUUCAGUCAGAGAAUUUCAUAUCCUUAUUGUUCUUACUGUAAAAAAACCUUUUCUUUGCCUUAGAUGAAAUCUCCUUUCUUCCAGCCUAAAUGUGUGACCUCGUGUCCUAUGUAUAGCCCUGUUUAUGAAUAGAUUUCCAGAUAAAGGUUUGUACUGGCCCAGAAUAUAUUUGUAUAAAGUUAUCAUAUCCCCUCUCAGGCGCCGUUUUUCCAAACUAAACAUUUAAUUUUUUUUAACCUUUCUUCAUAACUAAAAUGCUCCAUUCCUUUUAUCAAUUUUGUAGCUUGUCUCUGGACCCUCUCCAGUGCCAUGAUAUCCUUCUUUAGAACAGGCACCCAAAAUUGCACAGCAUAUUCAAGGUGUGGUCUUACCAGCGAUUUAUAAAGAGGCAAAAUAAUAUUUUUAUGCCCCUAUUUAUACAUGACAAAAUCUUACUGGCCUUAGCAACUGCAGAUUGACAUUGCAUAUUGCUGCCUAAUUUGUUUUCUAUAACAAUUCCCAAAUCCUUCUCUUGUGUGGUUAUCCCUAAUUCACUACCAUUUAGUGUGUAAGUUGCUUGUGCAUUCUUAACCCUGAAGUGCAUAACUUUGCAUUUCUCUAUGUUAAAUGUCAUCUGCCAUUUUAGUGCCCAGUCCCCCAAUCUAUCCAAAUCUCUCUGCAGCAAAGCAAUAUCCUGCUCACAUUUUAUUACUUUACAAAGUUUUGUGUCAUCUGCAAACACUGAUACAUGGCUUUCAAUGCCUAUUUCAAGAUCAUUUAUAAAUAUGUUAAAUUGAAGUGGUCCCAAAACAGAACCACUUACCACUUUUGUCCAGCCUGAAAAUUUACCAUUAAUUACAACUCGUUGUACUCUAUCCUUAAGCCAGUGUUCUACCCAAGAACAAGAAUAUUCAUCUAGACCAAUUUCUUUUAGUUUGAAGACUAACCUAUUGUGAGGAACCGUAUCAAAUGCCUUGGCAAAAUCCAAGUAGAUCACAUCCACUGCAACACCCUGAUCUAUACUUCUACUUACUUCUUCGUAGAAUGCAAUUAGGUUAGUUUGACAUGACCUAUGUUUCAUAAAACCAUGCUGAUUAUUGCUAAUAACAAAGUUCUUCCCAAUGAAUUCCUGAAUAUUAUCCCUUAAUAGCCCUUCAAAUAUUUUCCCAGUUACAGAAGUUAAGCUCACAGGUCUAUAAUUUCCAGGCAAGGAUUUUGAACCCUUUUUAAAUAUAGGAACAACAUCUGCCUUCCUCCAAUCCUCCGGUACAACACCUGAAACAAAAGAAUCUUGAAAAAAUAAAUACAGAGGUUCACUUAUUUCCCCACUUAGCUCCUUAAGUAUUCAUGGGUGAAUACCGUCAGGCCCCGGAGCUUUAUUUACAUUCAUUUUCUUUAAUAGCUGUAGCACCUUGUCUCGAGUUAUCCAAUCACAAGUUAUUUGCAAGUUUUUUGCAACAAUCAUUUGCAUAUCUCUUGCCAUAUGAUCCUCAUUAAUAUAUACUGAAGAAAAAGUUAUUUAAAAUUUCUGCUUUUUCCUGGUCUUCAUUAGUUAAUAAACCCAACUCUGUUUCAAGUGUACCUACACUCAUUUUUUGUUUUUUUUUAGAAUUGAUGUACUUGAAAAAAAUGUUGGGGUUGGUUUUGCAUUCUUUAGCUAUCAAUUUCUCAUUUUCUAGUUUAGCCACUUUAAUUGCCUUUUUGCAAGCGUUAUUGGCUUCCUUAUAUCUUAAAUAGGAUGCCUUUGAUUUGUCUGAUUUAAAUGCUUUAAAUGCCCUUUUCUUAUUUUUAAUCUCUUGUUUUACUUCUCUACUAAGCCACAUUGGUUUUAAUUUGUUUCUUUUAUAUUUAUUACGCAAUGGUACAUACUGAGAAAUGUACCUUUCUAAUAUUUGUUUGAAUAGUUUCCAUUUAUCCUCAGUAUUUUUAAUCACUAAGGAGUUUAUGCCAGUCGAUAUGUUGUAGAGCUGCCCUAAUCCUAUUGAAAUUGGCUUUUUUUAAAUUAUAUGUUUUAGUAUACCCCACUUGCUUUUGCUUUUUUGAGUUUAUUUCAAAAUUUACCAUAUUGUGAUCACUAUUUCCCAAAUGCUCCCCUACUUGAAUGUUGGUUAAAAAAUCAACAUUGUUUGUUAUGAUCCAGACAAGCAUCCUUUCUAGUUGGUGCUUGUACCAGUUGUGACAUAAAGGUGUCAUUUAACACAUUCAAAAACCUGAUGCCCCUUGCUGAAGUACUAGUCCCUCUUUCCCAAUUUAUGUCUGGAUAAUUAAAAUCUCCAAUAAUUUACGUGUUACCUCGAUUUGCAGAUUUCUCAAUUUGUUCUAACAGCUGUUCUUCCUCAAUAAUAUUUACAUUAGGUGGUUUAUAACAUAUCCCAACCAAUAAUUGAUUUCCCUUUGUUUGCCCCUAGCAGAUAUCUACCCAUAAAGCCGCCACCUUUUCCUCGUCACACGCCACAUGCCUAAGAUUUGACUUUAACUCAUGGUUGACAUAUAAACAUACCCCACCACCCUUCUUGUUUUUCCUAUCCUUCCUAAAUAACGUGUACCCAUUUAAAUGAACUGCCCAGUCAUGUGUCUCAUCCCACCAUGUUUCUGUUAUGCCUAUUAUAUCAUAUUGUUUAGUGUAUGCUAUUGCCUCUAGUUCCCCCAUUUUGUUAUAUAGGCUCCUUGCAUUAGUAAGCAUACAUGUAAUUUUAUCAUGAGUCUUUUGUACUUUUUGUGAAUUAUCAAUAUGCGAUUGCCACGCAUGCGCACUGGUGGCGUACGUUACUAUCUUCUACUCUUGCAGGCAGUGCUGGGUGUAUGCCUGUAAGGGAAUGCUCUGCCCUCCUCCCUGCAUUUUGUACAAUUCCCUAUUUUCUUUUCUUUUUUUUUUCUUUUUUUAUUAAUUAUAAAACCCACCCUUCCUGACUCAGAGCACAUGCGUGCUCUCUGAUCCUGGAGAAUGAUUUAGUCACAUGCUUCUGUAUAAGAAGCAUUUGAUUAGACCUUGGAGUGAUGGGGGUGGAAAUACUGAAGUCAAGUUUUUUUUUUUGUUGUUGUUUUUUUUAAUUUCCUUAUUUGAUUUAUAUUAAUGUGACUAAAGUAAAUAAAAGGAGUAAAAUAUACUAUUAACUUAUCUAAAAAUUUAAAAAACAAACUCACUUUUAACUUCUUUCAGAAAUAUUUCAAAGGAAAUUUAAAUGGCCAGUCAGUAAAAAAAAUAAAAAAUAAAAAAUAACACCAAACAACCUUUCAACCAAGGGAUUAGUGAAUUGCUUUAAUGCCAGAGGAUUCUACAUUCUCAGAAGCAGCUCACAUGGAGACACUGGGGACUUGCUGUGCUUCCUCUGAUUUCACUAGUGUGAAUGUACUUCUAACGUGAACCCUGACUGGGUCUAGGAAUAUUAUUUGUACAUUUGUCUCCGGUACAGUGGACAUACAAAAUAAAGAAUUCUGAGGUCAUUUGAGCCCAACUCAAAUGAAUUUACAACCUAAAAUAUGUAGGAUAAAAACAAUGUAUCCAAGGAGAAUGAAUGCAGUGUGAAUGUAUUUCCUUUCAGAAAAUAUGAACCUUAGUCAAACUUCUAUGUUGGUUUGUGAACCCAUGAAAAACAUUAAGAUUAACAUUAAUUAAGAUUACCUGUCAAGAUUCUGAUAAGAUGAAAUGCAAAAUGUGGGAAAUUUACAGCAUGCAUGUUAGGCAAGUAUUCUUACAUUGAGCAAUAAAAUAUGCAUUUAAUCUGUCUAGUUACAUUGUGUCCCUUUAAACUUGGUAACAGAGUUUGGUGGCAGACUCAAACACUAUACUUAGACACUCUAGGCAACACAACAACUAUAGCGCAUACCCGACUUCAGGAUUGCAUAUUGGUUGCGAGCCAUCCACUGAUACUCCCUUCCAAUAAUCAAGCUCUAAUCCUUGUAUGACUUGGUAUGAUAAUACAAAACUAUGAACUUCUGCUUUAUCAGACCAACUCAAACUGAAAGUACUGCGGGUGCUGGACACAGGAUACUAAGACAUAUAUUACCGGUGGAUGGUGCUCGGGGACUAUAGGCACCAUACUUACUACAGUGCUCUAAAGGGGUUCUGGUGGCCAUCGUCUCCCCUUCAAUUAAAGUUCUUGUUGCUAGACAGCAUGAGACCCUGUUUCUGCUCCCCAAUAGAUAAAAGCAUAAAUUCUCAGCAAUCUUCCAAUAAUUUCAAGUGAUGUAUUUAUUGAACCAUCAAAAUGUCAAGGGAGGAAUGUUUUGACACUGAUCAUUGUCUUUCUCCAGCCUGUUAAGUUUGUUGUAUUUCAGUAUAUUAAAUAAUUCACAGCACUUAUAAAAUUCUACAGAACUACAUACUAGACAAACAUUUACACAUUAAAGUGACUUUUAAACUAAUUAGUAAAUUGCAUGCUUAUGUAUUGGUAGCAUUGUUGAAACAAAUAUCCGAUUAAGCAAACAAGUAAAAUGCUUACUUACUAAUUCAUCUGCAGAUGAUGCAUUUUCUUCUUUUACAUUGUAAAUGUUAGUUUAUUUAUAUUAAAGUUGCAUUUUCUAAUUAUUUUUCCUGUUUAAACAUGCACUAUAACAUAACUGACAAUUGCUGAGUCCUUGACAAGUCUCUUGACAUAAUGCGGUUACAUCUGUCUCUGUAUAGUGACGCACGUAGGAGACUUUCCAUCUACUUGGUUUUCUCUGUGUUGUGGUUUUCCUUUCUUAACCUAAUACGAUUUCUCAAGACUGGGAGAAGCUUUACCAGCUGGUACAAGCAGUCACACCCAAUUUAGCACUUUACAUUUGGAAUUAAUCUUGAGCACUGUUUCUCAAAAACGUAAGCAAAGUUUUAUGCAAGCCAAAUUCUUCUCAUUGGUGCCUUUAUCACCAAGAGGUGUUGGCCAUUUAUCCUGUCAUUAUGUAUCAACAGCUUAUGUUUAAACUUUUGACAACUUAUAGUGGGUAAGUUCUGGGAAAGGGACUGAGUUUUUAAUUUUACUGUGCACUCUCCUAUUGUUCGUGAAAUGUUAUAUUGUCACAAAUACUACACCAAUUAAACUAAUUGUUUGCUUUCAUUUAGCUAGUAGUUGGAAUUUUUUAUUUGGCUGUUGCAUUUUGUAUGAUCAAUAUUGUUAUUCCAAUAUGCUUUUGAUAAAAAAAUAUUACUAUAGAGUAAGACCCUGUCACCUUCUGGGACAUUUAUAUAUUGUGUAAAUGCUGGAAGAUGCAACUGACAUGCUCAUGUGUGCUUGAGAGUACUGUACAGAGUGACUGAUUUCCACAGCUAUCCCUUAAAUUAUCUGCUGGGGUCUAUGAGACCCCAGCAUCUAAUAUCAGCCAUUGCUAAUUAAUGCUGAAUGGAUGUCUACAGGUCCUCUUCAUUCCCAGUAACAGGUAGCUGGCGUGAGAUUUUCUUGUCUAUUGCCAAUCAUGGGUUGACCAAAACCUCUGGGCCUAUUAUAGACAGGAGUAGGUGUUCGGGCCUAAUCUCUUAGCCACCAAUAUAUACCCUACCUACCUCCUCACUCUGACAAGUAUUAUUCAGAAGGGCUGCAUAGUAAAAUGAAAACAAAACAAACAAAAAGUUACAAUUAUUGUUACAGAUCUAAUUUUUAAAUGACUUUCAAAUAAUUAUUACUGCCCGAUGCUUUAGUUUUAAGAGGAGAAUUCCAAUUGUUUCUUAAAAUAAAAUAAAAAAGUCUAAAUUAUUACCUACAGCACAAUUUAGGUAAAGUUAUUUGUAGAUGUAAUAUAUUAUAUAUCCUAACUCCAAUUCUGUUUGAUUUCUGUAAGAUAAAUGGAAAGCAUUUAUUUCUAUUAAAGGACCACUCUAGGCACCCAGACCACUUCAGCUUUAUGAAGUGGUCUGGGUGCCAGGUACCUCUAGGAUUAACCCUUUUUUUUUAUAAACAUAGCAGUUUCAGAGAAACUGCUAUGUUUAUACUGAGGGUUAAUCCAGCCUCCAGAGCCUCUAGUGGCUGUCUCAUUGACAGCCGCUAGAAGCGCUUGCGUGCUUCUCACUGUGAAAAUCACAGUGAGAGCACGCAAGCGUCCAUAGGAAAGCAUUGUAAAUGCUUUCCUAUGCGACCGGCUGAAUGCGCGCGUGGCUCCUGCGUGCAUGCGCAUUCAGCCGAUGACAUCGCGAGCAAGGAGGAGAGGAGGAGUACAGCUCCCCGCCCGGCGCUGGAGAAAGGUAAGUGUUUAACCCCUUCCUCUCUCCAGAGCCCGGCGGGAGGGGGUCCCUGAGGGUGGGGGCACCCUCAGGGCACUAUAGUGCCAGGAAAAAGAGUAUGUUUUCCUGGCACUAUAGUGGUCCUUUAACCCCUUAAGGACCAAACUUCUGGAAUAAAAGGGAAUCAUGACGUGUCACACAUGUCAUGUGUCCUUAAGGGGUUAAAGGGACACUGUAGGCACCCAGCCCACUUCAGCUCAUUGAGGUGGUCUGGGUGCUGUGACCCUUUUGCACUUGGUCCUGCAACAGAGGACUGUAAUGUUUACAUUCAAGCUUUGUCUGCCCGCAGGCAGCCACUGGGGGAGCUUCCGGAAUCCAAACAGACUUUUGGUCCGUUAUCUGACGCUGGACGUCCUCACGGACCUCCAGCAUCGGAUUUUCCCCAUAGGAAAGCAUGCGCAGUAGGUCUCCCCCGCCGGCUGACAUUGGCGGGGGAGUAGCGUGGGUGGUGCCUGACCCAGGGAUUCAGGUAAGUGUCUUUAACCCUGCUGGAGGGGGAUGCGCGAGGGAGGGGGGGGGACCUAUUAACCCUAUAGUGCCAGGAAAACUGGUUUGUUUUCCUGGCACUAUAGGAUACCUUUAACCAAUAAAACCUAUAUUAUACAGUGUUGUAUCAUAUACCCUUUAGCUGUGUGACUGCAUUGCUCAUCAAUAGGGCUGUCUUAGGUUACACAACUGGCUGUUUGCACAUUGGCAUUUUUAAGCCCGUCCCAGUUAAUCACACUUUGAGUCUUUUCAAAUUGACAUACUCACUAUUUGAGUUGUUUUAUUUCAGAACAGCAAUGUAUGUGGAGCAGAAAGCUUUAACUACUCUAGCCCACCUCUGUGAUGGGGAUGCCAGGACAGGACUAAACGGCCUUCAGCUGUCCGUGCAAGCCAGGCUUGCAGCAGGAAAAGAUGCUUCUAAUCAUGACAUGGUUAUCAAGGAAGAACAUAUUAAGGAAGGAUUACAGCGCUCACACAUCCUCUAUGAUCGGGCUGGUGAGUGUUCAAAACAACUCUUCUUAAUAAGGGUGUUCUGGAGAUUACAUUUGAGCUGGUGAUAUUAAAGUUGUCAGAAAAUUGACUUUGAAAUGACUUUCAGCUUAGUAUGUAAGAAGAGAUGUUCAAAUGCAGAUCUUAUUUUAAGAGAAGCCACAUCUGUGAUAUUGACCAAUAAAGCACAUUUUGUAGCUAUACAUGUACUCUGUCAACAUUUUUAAAAUCUCAUGUGUGUAAUGGGUUUUUGUAUCAAGAAGUCCUUACAUAGUUACAUAGCUGAAAAGAGACUUGCGUCCAUCAAGUUCAGCCUUUUUCUCAUAUGUUUUGCUGUUGAUCCAAGAGAAGGCAAAAAACCCAGUCUGAAGCACUUCCAAUUUUGCAACAAACUAGGAAACGAUUCCUUCUUGAUGCCAAAAUGGCAGUCAGAUAUCUCCUUGGAUCUAGAAGCUAUUACCCCACUAAUUAGAAAUCAUUUCGCUGUAUAUUAUGUUUUUUGCCAGUAUUUAUCCAAUUGCUGUUUAAACAUCUGUAUGGACUCCGUUAAAACCACCUCUUCAGGCAGAGAAUUCCAUUUCCUUAUUGUUCUUACUGUAAAAAAAACUUUUCUUUGCGUUAGACCAAAUCUCCUGUCUUUCAGCCUAAAGGCAUGACCUUGUAUCCCAUGUAUAGCUCUCUUUAUUAAUAGAUUUCCAGACAAUGGCUUGUAUUGGCCCGAUUAUAUUUGUAUAAUGUUGUUCUAGCCCCUCUGAGAAGCUGUUUUUCCAAACUAAAGAGAUUUACAUUUUUUAAUCUUUCUUCAUAUCUAAAAUGCUCCAUUCUUUUUAUCAAUUUUGUAGCCCAUCGCUGCACUUUUUCUAGAGCCAUGAUAUCGUUCUUUAGAACGGGUGCCCAAAAUUUCACAGCAUAUUAAAGGUGUAGCAUUACCAGUUGUAUAUAAAACCCCCCCCCCCACAAAAUUAUAUCUUCAUCCCGAGAAUUUAUGCCCCUAUUUAUACAUGACAAAUCCUUACUGGCCUUAGCAACUAUCGAUUGACAUUGCAUAUUGCUGCUUAAUUUGUUGUCUUUAACAAUUCCCUAAUCCUUCUCGUGUGUUGUUAUCCCUAAUUCACUAUUAUUUAAGGUGUAAGUUGCUUGUACAUUCUUUACCCUGAAGUGCAUAACUUUGCAUUUCUGUACAUUAAAUUUAAUUUGCUAUUUGAGUGCCCAGUCCCCAAACCUAUCUAAAUCCCUCUGCAGCAAAGCAAUAUCCUGCUCACAUUUUAUUACUUUACAAAGUUUUGUGUCAUCUGCAAACACUGAAACAUGGCUUUCAAUGCCUAUUUCAAGAUCAUUUAUAAAUAUGUUAAAUAGAAGCAGCCCCAAAACAGAACCCAGAGGGACACCACUUACCAUUGGCUAUCAAUUUCUCAUUUUCUGGUUUAGCCACUUUAAUAGCCAUUUUGCAAGCAUUAUUGGCUUCCUUAUAGUUUGUAUACAAGGAUAUAUAUCCUUCGUAUAGCUAUUUUGUGCUGGGUGCCACCAUCUUUUUCUCCUCUGUCCUACCAUUUUGUUCUCCUCUGUGUAAAAUGUCUGCAAUUUUGGAUUGUUUUGAUUCUUUUGAUGGAUUGUGUGUAAAUCAGUUUAGCAGCAAAAUUAACUUUGCAUAAAGAGUUACUUCAACCAUUAUAGGAAAAUGUUUGGUAUUUAAUUAAAUAUACCCUAUAGGCAUAUUCUCAUAGAGAAGCCUGUGAUUUUACUGUUUGCAGGCUCAGAGCGCGUGGGCGGGAUUUGAGAGUGAGCGGGGGGAUUCAUGAUAGUUAAAAAAUAAAUAAAAUAAAAGUGGAAAGGAGGGUGGAGAAAACGAUCUUUCCCCUUUCAUGCGUUCGUCUGUCUGCAGCAUGCAGCGUGUGCUGAUCAAAGAUGUAACAUAUUCACAGAAUUCACAUUAGGCAGCCUGGAACAGUGUUUUGGGCUGCUUAAGUCACGUAAGCUGGUGGUGCAACUAGCAUCCAGCAGACAAUUAAAAGGAACUCUACAUGUGUAGUGGUUCAAGCUGAAACAUUGCACAACCAAACUUAAACCAUCAUGACCACUUCAAAAAGCAGAAGUGGUUAUGGUGGUUGGAGUAACCCUUUAGGCUUCACAUUUGUUUAGCAGCUAAAAUGGUAUUUUUUUGCUAAAAGGACAACUGUCACAUCAACAAUAUAUAUUUUUAAAAAUUAUUUUCAACAUAAUGAUCUUCACGUUUUGAAAGGAAAUCAAUUAUUUGUUAAAUUAAGUAUAUGUACAAAAUGAUGGUAUAUGUAUAUAACAGGGUCCUUCAGUCAUAUACACGCACCUUGGGUCAUACAGUGUUUGAAAACAGAAAGUUAAAUGGUCCUGUCGCCUCGAACUUACCUUCCUGCUAUUGUUUCCUCUUCUCUUCCUCUUUCAGAAUCUGCUCUUCUUUACCUCACUUUUGAUCUAUUUCUCAGUGGUUUUCCCUGCAGUGACAAGCAUCGAACCGAUUUUCAAACUCUAACACUGUCUGAACCAAGGUGCAUGUAUAUGGCUGAAGGAUCCUUUCAUAUACUAAAGGUAGGGAUGAGUUUUUAUUAUUUUUUUUAUUGUCAAAGGUCACCCUUCCCAUGAGAAAAAACAGUCCCUAUGUCUUCUUUUGUAUAACUAGAAAACAAAGGUAAAUUUAGAAAUUGGAAAAAGAAAAAAGAUUCAUUUUAAAGCAAAACCAGUAAAAUGACAGAGCCACUUUACAGUUGAGAGGAUAUAGGGCAGUGAUGGCGAACCUAUGCCACGCGUGCCACAGGUGGCACGCCGAGCCCCCUCUGUGGGCACGCGGCCAUAGGUCGCCGGAGGGACGGUGCACUCCGCCGGCGCAUCCAUAAGGCAGCACAAGUGGCUGCCUUAGGGCGCACUGGCCUGGCAGGAGGUGAGCACAUAGCGUUCCCUCCUGCCAGGCACUCUGUGUAGCGUGGCCGAGCGCACCGCGGUACAGGAACUUAUGUUUCCUGUACCCGGGCGGACGGAAAUGAAGUGCUCACAGAGAGAGCACUUCCUGUCCGCCAGGUACAGGAAACUGAGCUCCGCGGUGCGCUCGGCCACGCUACAAGGUAGGAGAUCAAGGAGGGGGUGGGGGGUGGAACUGAGUGGGAGAGAGAUGGGGGGAACUGAGUGGGAGAGAGAUGGGGGAACGAGUGGGAGAGAGAUGGGGGAACUGAGUGGGAGAGAGAUGGGGAACUGAGGGGAGAGAGGGGGCUAAACUGAGUGGGGAGAGAUGGUGGCUACACCAAUGGGGAGAGAGAUGGGGCUACACCCAGUGGGAGAGAGAUGGGGGGGAACUGGAGUGGAGAGAGAGAUGGGGAGAACUGAGUGGGAGAGAGAUGGAGGGAGAACUGCGUGGGAGAGAGAUGGAGGGAGAACUGCGUGGGAGAGAGAUGGAGGGAGAACUGAGUGGGAGAGAGAUGGAGGGAGAACUGAGUGGGAAAGAGAUGGAGGGAGAACUGAGUGGGAGAGAGAUGGAGGGAGAACUGAGUGGGAGAGAGAUGGAGGGAGAACUGAGUGGGAGAGAGAUGGAGGGAGAACUGAGUGGGAGAGAGAUGGAGGGAGAACUGAGUGGGAGAGAGAUGGAGGGAGAACUGAGUGGGAGAGAGAUGGGGGGAGAACUGAGUGGGAGAGAGAUGGAGGGAGAACUGAGUGGGAGAGAGAUGGGAGGGAGAACUGAGUGGGAGAGAGAUGGGGGGGAAACUGAGUGGGAGAGAUAUUGGGGGGGAAAAAACGGAGUGUGGGACGGGGGAGAGGGGGGACGACAUACACACAGCACCCCUGCCCUACACACAUCACCCCACACAAAGACACCCACACAUCACCCUACCCACACAAACACAUCACCCCACACACACAAACACAUACAAUGUACCCCUCAAUGCAGUGUGUGUACACUCGGCAGUCUGUCUGUGUGUGUACACUCGGCAGUCUGUCUGUGUGUGUACACUCGGCAGUCUGUCUGUGUGUGUACACUCGGCAGUCUGUCUGUGUGUGUACACUCGGCAGUCUGUCUGUGUGUGUACACUCGGCAGUCUGUCUGUGUGUGUACACUCGGCAGUCUGUCUGUGUGUGUUCACUCGGCAGUCUGUCUGUGUGUGUACACUCGGCAGUCUGUCUGUGUGUGUACACUCGGCAGUCUGUCUGUGUGUGUACACUCGGCAGUCUGUCUGUAUGUGUACACUCGGCCGUGUGUGUACACUCGGCCGUGUGUGUGUGUGUGUGUACACUCAGCAGUGUGUGUGUGUGUGUAUUUAGCAGUCUGUCUGUGUGUGUGUGUGUAUUUAGCAGUCUGUGUACUCAGCAGUCUGUGUGUGUAUUCAGCAGUCUGCUAAAUACAGACAAACUGCUAAGUACACACAGACAGACUGCUAAAUACACACACACAGAUGUUAAUUAGUUCGGACAACUGUAUGAGUUGUUUUUUCUAAACUUAAACCUCAGUAUUCAGGUUUAAUUGCCGUUUUGGCACUUUGAGAGAAAAAAAAUUGGCAUGUAUUACGGUUUGGGCACUCGGGCUCAAAAAGGUUCGCCAUCACUGAUAUAGGGAAUCUAUUGGUGGAUGGGUAAUUAAAGAGAACGGAAAUGAUCAGCUGUGUACUCUACAUCUCAUCAACUGUCCUGUUUCAGUACUUUCUUUUCCUUUGAGGUAUCCCCCACAAAUCAUGUAUUUAUUUCAGCCUACUUUACACUGUCAAAGUUUAUAACAUGGUGUUUGCUAUAAAAGGAUCAUUUAAAAGAUCUAUCACAGAAAACAAGUUUUCAUAUUUCCUAUAUACACACACAUCAUUAAGAAAAGUGUAUUUUAAUAUUAAUAUAUAUAUAUAUUUGAAUGACGUUGAUUUUAUAUAUAUAUAUAUAUAUAUAUAUAUAUAUAUAUAUAUAUAUAUAUAUAUAAACAAGGGGGGGUUGGCUGCACUCACCUGAACAUGCAUAAAUGGGGGUGCUGCUGGGGGCCAGUGUGUGUAUAUGUGUGUGUAUAUAUAUAUAUAUAUAUAUAUACACAUAAAAAAUAUAUAAAAUAAAAAUAAUAAAUACAUUGAAUAAAAAUUAAAAAAAAUUAUAUACCAGUUUUAAUUUGUUCUAACUGUAUUUUGAUAUUAAUAUACGUAUAUAUUAAAUUCAAAAUACAUUUAGAAUGACGAUAUAAAUACGUGUGUAUGUAUGUAUGUGUGUAUAUAUAUAUAUAUAUAUAUAUAUAUUUAAAUUCUACAAAUAUAUUUAUAUAAUAUUUUUACAUAAUCAAGUCGUUUAUUACAAUCUGAGGGACCUGUCCGAACGUCCAGAGAAUUUGGCUCGCAAGCCCUAUAUUUAACCCUGUAAAUUUCCAGGACACCAUAAAACCUGUACGUGGGGGGUACUGUUUUUCCAAGAUGACUUCGCUGAACACAAAUAUUAAUGUUUAAAAACAGUAAAACAUAUCACAACAAUGAUAUCGUCAGUAAAAAUUCAGUUUUUUGCAUUUUUCGUAUACAAACAGUACUUUCACUGACUAUAUUGUUGUGAUACGUUUUACUAUUUUGAAACACUAAUAUUUGUGUUCGGCGAAGUCUCCCGAGUAUAACAGUACCCCCCCCCAUUUAUAGGUUUUAUGGAGUUUUCAAAAGUUACUGAGUCAAAUAUAAGGCUUGAAUUUCCUUUUUUUUUCACAUUGAAAUUAGCCCGAUUGGUUAUGUUUCCUUUGAGACCAUGUGGUAGCCCAGGAAUGAGAAUUACCCCCAUGAUGACGUACCAUUUGCAAGUGGGGUGUGUCCAGUCUUUUCUAGUAGCCACUUAUUUACAACACUGGCCAAAAUUAGCGUUCAAUUUAGUUUUCUGCAUUUUUCACACAAAAAUAUGAGCGCUAACUUUGGACAGUGUUUGUGACGAAGUGGCUACUAGAAAAGACUGCAGAUACCCCAUUUGUAAUACCUUGGGUUGUCUACUUUUGCAAAUGGUAUGUCAUCGUGGGGGUAGUUUUCAUUCCUGGGCUACCAUACAAGGUCUUAAAGGCAACGUAGCCAAUCUGACAAAUUUCAGUGUGUAUAAACUGAAAAGUGUAAUGUGCUAUAUUUGACCCUGUAACUUUCCAAAACACAAUAAAACCUGUACAUUGGGGGUACUGUUUUACCUGUGAGACAUCGCUGAAUAAAAAUGUGUACUUUAUUGCAGUAACAGCUAACAGUAUUGUGACAUUCACAGUUAAAAUGCCAUGCAGAACUAAUUUUUUUUUUUUAAAUUCUUAAUUUCUCAUUUUUAAAAAAUAUUUUAUUCAUAUUAAAUUGUUUAAUAUACAAAUAUUUGAUGUGACAUGAAAGCCCUGUUUCUGCUGAAGAAAAUGAUAUAUGAGAAGUGUGGGUGCACAUAAUAUGAAAGAGGUCAAUUACACCUGAACAGACUUAUAGCGCCAAUUCAAGGUUUUGUUUCCGUUUUGCUUUGAUCACAACUUGUACAAUUGGCUCAGUCCUUAAGGGGUUAAGAAUAACACUGGACUCAAUCAUUACAUUUUUUUAAAAAUUUUUUUAUAGAAAUGCAGACAACAUGAAGUAUUUCUUUAUCCAGGGUUAGUCAGUGUUCCGAAUCCCCAUAUUUCUCUGUGGUACAUAGAUGGAAAAAUAAAGUGACAAAUACAGUGUAAAACUGUGUUAUAAUAAAAACAGUAACUUUAAUAAUAUUGCAUUCACAAAUUUCCAAAUAGUAUAAGGCACAUCAAGAUAUACUUGUAAGAAGGGUCCACAGCAACACGGGAACUUCUCCCGAGCGAUGUUCCUGGUCGUAAGUCACUUAGGAGGUCCCAGCAUGCAGUGGCAGCACUUGGGAAUCCCUGCCUGUUUAGGAAUUUUUCCUGCCUGCUUAAUACCUACGUUUGUGAGUUAAAUCCACCCCCUUUUUAUAUGGUGUUUUAAACUUUAUUAAAAUAUAUGUGAUGUUUAUGUUGUAGAUUUUGUGGUUUAUAUGUGUCAGUGAAGACAGAGAGGACUCUUCUAUCUACAGUUAAUAAGUGGAAAGGGUAAUUUAUUUUAUAUUUCUGUCCCUACUACUACCUUAUCACCAUUGGUGUGUUAUUUUGUAUUACAACCUGAAGUAUUUGUCUUUGGACAGCAGGAAAAAAAGCUAUAUCAUUGGUCCAAACAUAUGAAUUAUUCCAGACAAGCACUGGAGUGACCCAAACAUUGUUUGAAAUGGAAAAACAAACCAAAAAAUUGUCCAAACUGCUACCUUCCAAAUAACAGCUAGCCCACACUAAGGGAACUCCCACAUGCAAGAAACAAAACAAUAGUAAACUAGUAUUCCCCUGAAAAAAAUCGGAGAAAAUUCUCUUCCAUGGAAAAGCAAAUCCGUACAGAAAGAAAUAAUAAAAAAUAUAUAUAAUUUAGUAAAACAAAAUAUUUGCAGUGUGUGAAAAUUAAAAUGGCAGACAUUAAAAGGAAAAAGUUGGGUGAGCAAGGUUCAUUACCUAUAAAUAAGUACCUCAGCUGGCAUUUCCUGUUUAGGUUUUUAUUUUCAUGCUGCUCUAACUUUUAUUUUAUUAAAUUAUGUUUGUGUUUUUUUGCCUUAAGGAGUUUUGUUUGCUAUCAGGGGAAGGUCAACUUAAUAUUUCUUUUUUUUCCUGUGUUUGGGUUGAGAGAUCGGGACUUGUUGUUAUUUAAAGUUUGUUUUUGUUUUUUAGUUUUUUGGGUUUUUUUGCUUUUCGUUUUUAAACUUUUUCUAUCACUCCAGUGUUUCUCCAGAAUAUUUAUCUCUUUAUUUUUGGACCAUUGAUAUUGUGAUCUAUCCAAAAGGAUACAUAACAUCUGCUCAUUAUUAUUCCUGCAAGACGGGGCUAGCUGAAAAUAAAUUACUUUUUAUGCAGAAUUUUGAUUGUAUUGACUUUCAAAAGUUGGUUUCCUUUCAUACUGAUAUAGAUUACACUAUUACUUACUUUGUUUCUCUUAAAAUGGUCAGUAGCAAGCAAAGAAAAUAAAUGUUCAAAAACGAAUAAUCAAGUGCAUUUGUGACGUUCCGCUAUUAUUAGAGAAGCAAAUCAAAACACAAACGUUUUGGAUGUCCUGUAUUUUUACAGUGUAAAAUGCCCUAAUUUUUAUGGUCCGGUAAAUGUAUCCAGAUCCCACAAAAGAGUAAAGAAUAAUGUGUUGCGACAAAUUUCAUAUAGCGUUAUUCACUAAAUUCUCAAUUUUACCGGACUUAAAACCUAAUUGCAAAAUAACUAAUAAAAAAAAAAAUGUCCAGUUCAAUUAUAUUCAAAUUUUUUAACUUUAAUUUCAGUCCUGUGCAAUUCAUUUUUUGUGAAAAGCCUAUGUAACUACAUCAUGUACUACUGCUUACUUUAAGAUAAACAAUUGCAGCCAUGAUGCUUGCUGGAUUGUGUUUGUUCACAUUGUUUAUGUAUAUUUGCUUUUUAUGUGUUUUUUGGGUGUUUUUGUUUUAUUCAUGUCUGUUUAUAUCCAUGCUUGGGAAAAAAAAUGUUCAAACGUGACAGUGGAUGUAUGGUUUGUAAGAGAGAAAGUCAGGGAGAGAUAAGCAGCUUUCAUCUUCUUCCUUUUUUUUUGUUUAAUCUAUGAACUUGCAUAUGCACUUUUUUUAUCCUAGUAUUAUUGCUUUUUUUUUUCUUUUUUUUUUACAAUUGUUAUCAACUGCAAAAUCCUUUGGGAGAAAAAAGCAUUUAGAAAAAUCAGCAAGAGAAAUAAAAAGUGGUGGAAAGAAGGGGGCGUGGCUUAGCGGCGAAUGAGAGCGGUCGCCUGAGCACGGAGCUCUCCCGCCGACGGGUGCAACAGCGUGGAAAUACAGCGUUUCAACACCGGCAACCGAGCCCAAAACGAGGGUACGCCUUCAUAACAACAUGUCCACUAAAAUCGCCAAAAAAUUCAAGCAGAAAACGCUCCAGUUACAAGUGGCAGCGUCGCCGAAAAGUGCAACAGAAGAACAAAAUGGCGCCGGCCGACCUCAAUCCCCAGCUGCGUGUACAACAGUGGGUGAGCUUACUCACACUACAGACAGCAUGCAAACUCCGGUCACCAAUGCCUCUGCAUAACAUGCUUUCAGGCUUUCAAAACACCUUUAAAACAGAUUUACAGCAAGUUGCUGCAGAAAUCAGGGCAGACAUCCAAACAAUGGGUGAAAGAACAGCUCGCCUGGAGGAACAGGCAGAGGAAAUAAUUGACGCACAUAAUGGUCUAUCUGAAGCCCACACAGCACUAAGUGAGAAAGUUCAACGCCUAGAAGCUAAAAUUGCAGACCACGAAGAUAGAGACCGACGUAAUAACAUACGGAUCCGGGGAAUACCAGAGUCUAUCAGUCCCCAGGAGCUGACCCAAUAUGUGCAAGAUCUCUUUAAGGCAUAUGUCCCUACUCUGAUUGACAGCGAAUUACUUCUGGACAGAACACACCGUCUCCCCAAACCUAAGCACCUACCAACAACAACACCGAGAGAUGUUAUUACGCGCAUACAUUAUUUUACCACAAAAGAACGCAUUAUGCAAGCAUCCAGACGCCAGGCCCAACCUCCAGGUCAAUUCUCCCAAGUUAAACUAUUUAUUGAUUUAUCCUCUGCAACCAUGAUCAAAAGGCGCUCCUUUGCGCAUAUCACAGCGGCCCUAAGGGCAGCGGAGGUGCAAUAUAAAUGGGGCUUCCCGACUAAAUUGCUGGUCAAACGUAAUGGCAUAGAAUGCCCGAUCCUCGAUCCGGAAUUGGGCAAGAAACAGCUGCAAGAAUGGAACAUUCCUCUACCCGAGGUCCACCUCCAAUCCACAGAAAGCGGAUCUGCAAUCAAACUACACAACGAGUGGCAGAAAAGACCACGCUCCACGGGCACACACAGCUACAACAAGAAGAUCCAGGACACCUAACUGCCCGUGGACUGUACUACAUGUAUAAAGGACAGGUCGUAUGCAUAAAAUGCACUCACACCUACCCCUCCUUUAGUUUACCAUGCCGGACUCAUAGCUUACUCGCACCUGUCGAGAGCUAACCUAAGACAUUUAGCAACCGUUUUACCGUUGUUGCUUUUAAAACCGGUAUACAGAAUUCUUUACCCACCCCCAAGUGGCUGCAAUUCAGAGCCACUAGAGAAUCCGUUAUACUCGACACUGCACUACCGGGGCGCAGUGAACGGAAUAAUGUAUAUAGUUGACUUACGGUCCAAUUGUUCUAUUGCUUUUUUUUCCUUUUCCAUAUUAUUUUCUUUAAAAAUCAGACCCACGGAUAAUAAGUCCCAUACCACUACCACCAGCUGGCACCAUCCUAAUGGUUAUGCUACCAGAAUGAAGCCACAACCAAACCCACCACCUAGAUGGCACUCAAAAUAUGCUCCCUGAAUGCCAAGGGGUUAAACUCCCCUCAUAAACGCCGCUUAGCCUUACGCGAAGCCAAAUCACUAGGUGCCCACGUAAUGCUAUACCAAGAAACACAUUUCUUGUGGAGUAAACGACCGAAAUUUAAUUCCCCGCAGUAUCCUAUAGAUUUCCACUCCUGCUACUCCGCAAAAAAGAGAGGAGUAUCUAUCCUCAUCAGUAAAGAGGUAGCCUUCUCCUUAAUACGCAAAAUCGGGGAUAAACAGGGACGCUAUCUUAUUCUACAAUGCUCUUUGAAUAAUAAUGUAUACACUAUAAUUAAUGUUUAUGGUCCUAAUGCUAACCAAGGUGAUUUUGUCGAUGCUUUGAUGGGAUUGAUGUCUGCUCACUCGCUAGGGGAUGUAAUAAUUGGGGGUGACACGAACUUCUUGUUAGAUAGCGACUUAGACUCUUCGGGAGGCUCGAACCUGACCGCACAAACACUAAAGAGCAGAUCCAAACUGACCACGGCAAUACGCAACAAACUAAAUGCACACAACCUCGUAGAUCCGUGGCGAAUUACUCAUCCCACGGAAAGGGACUAUACAUGUCACACCGCAGCUCACAAUAGCUACUCAAGAAUUGAUAGAUUCCUAUUACACUCUACCUCCCUUAUGAAAGUUGAACGUACUGAUAUAGGAUUAAUCACUUGGUCCGAUCAUGCCCCUAUUACGUUACAUUUCAGAGAACAAUUCCCAAACUCAGGAAGGACCAACUGGAGACUAAAUGAACGACUACUAACAGACCCUGACAUAGUUAAACAAAUAGAACGAGAUCUACAGUUUUAUUUUAAAGAGAACAAAACUCCGGACUCUCCUCUCCCCCAAAUCUGGCUGGCACACAAGGCCUUCAUAAGAGGCUGUUUGAUAAAGCAUGCUAGCUUUGCAAAAAAAAAAGAGGCUCGAAGCAUACACGGCCAUACUUUCCGAAUUAACCGUUCUAACCCACGCGAACAAGCACUCCCCCACGACAACCAUCCACACUAAAUUAUUAUCAUUACAAUCACAACUACGGGAUCUAGAAUUGGAAAAAACGACUUUCCUCACACAUAGGUACAAGCAUGGCUUUUUUGCAGCUGGCAAUAAAGCUGGAGCCAAGCUGGCCGCCCAAUUAAAACAGAGGGCUGCUAGCUCCAAGAUCGCAUCCAUCAAAAAUUCCAAAGGCGCCACCAUCCUAGACCCAAAAGGAAUAGUAGACGAAUUCGCACACUAUUAUGAAAAACUUUACAAUCUGAAAGAUGACCAACAGUCCAUUUGCCCCUCCAAAGCAGACAUUGAAACCUUCCUAUUGGGAAUGGACCUUCCAACUCUAUCUACUGCAGACGCAGAACAGCUUGAUAAGCCUUUCACAUUAGAGGAGAUCACUUCAGUGGUCUCUACACUUCCACCACACAAAUCCCCAGGUCCUGAUGGUCUAUCUAAUAUAUAUUACCGUACCUUCCUACCAACGCUAAUUCAGCCUCUACAGGCAAUAUUCAAUCAUUGCAAGAGGGAAGGAGCAUUGCCAGAAGAAGUUACAAUGGCACACGUAUCCGCACUCCCUAAGCCAGGCAAAAGCAAAGACCAUUGUAAAAACUUCAGGCCCAUUUCACUGCUUAAUAGUGAUGCCAAAAUAUAUGCAAAACUGUUCAGCGAAAGGCUAGCACCGCUCCUACAAAAAUUAGUUCACAAUGACCAGUCGGGAUUCGUGAGGGGUAGACAGGGCUCCGACAACUCGAGGACAAUACUAAAUAUCAUAGCGGGGAUGGAGAAGGGGCGCCUCGAGGGUCUUUUCCUAGCGCUAGACGCUGAAAAGGCCUUCGAUAGGCUAAACUGGCAGUACAUGACAGAGGUUCUGCGCAAAUACCAAUUCCCCGAAGGGGCUAUAAGAGGGAUAAUGGCGCUCUACGCGAAACCCAGUGCUAGAGUCUCUCAUGGAGGCUUCCUGUCGCGAAUCUUUCACAUUACAAAUGGGACACGCCAGGGAUGCCCAUUGUCCCCCCUACUAUACAUCCUUUCCCUAGAACCAUUAGCUUGGAAGAUAAGACAACACCAAUCCAUAUCCGGCAUCAAACUGAGAGACAGGGAAUACUGUCUGGCGAUGUUCGCGGCAUCUUUGUCUCUCUAUCACACCCUGAAAAAUCACUACCCCAACUGCUGACAUUACUGACCGACUACGGUACAGUUUCUUACUACCGCCUCAACAAAGAAAAAACACAAGCCUUACCGAUCAAUUUGCCAGGCCCGACCGUGACUGCACUUAAAAACUCCUUUGACCUAGAUUGGAGAACGACAUCCAUAACAUACCUAGGAGUUACGAUCGCCACCCCAAUUAGCAACAUCAUAAAACUCAAUUACAAACCCCUCAUACAUAUGUGUAUUACAGAAUUACACAAAUGGAAGAACGCAAAAAUGUCAUGGCUAGGCCGUGUAAAUGCUUAUAAGAUGAUGCUCCUACCGAAGUUACUGUAUAUAUUCCGCAUGCUCACAAUAGAGGUCCCAACUGAAAUUUUUAAAGUACUGCAAGCCACAUGUAGCUCCUUCAUUUGGGGAGGCAAAAGACCCAGGUUACCCCUGGGCCUUUUACAGCAGACGACAAAGAUGGGAGGAAUAGGACUACCUAACAUUGGACUUUAUUACAAAGCCUCUCUACUUGCAACGAACAUACACCUACACGCCCAACGAGGAACAACACAGUGGGUAGAUAUGGAACAAGACCAGCUCCAGCACACAUCCCUAACUAAUUACAUGUGGACACCACACUCUCUAAGAGGCCCUAAAGUAGAGCUAUACCCCACCACGAGCGCAUCACUCAGAGUAUGGGAUAACUACAUGUCCUCCCUAGGCUGGAAGAAGCUCUUCCAUCCAGAAGCUCCCUUAACCGCACUGCAAGCGGUGAACCCCACGAUCCCACUGGCUAGAUGGACGCGUUUGGGCAUAUCCCAAAUUCCUAAAAUGGUAAAGGUCAACAAGUCAUGGACUUCCCCGAUAUUCAAGCCAAAUGGGGAAUCCCAGAAAAGGAUAUCUUCCCCUACUUACAGCUAAAACACACUAUUACAGCCCACGUUCAGACUGCAUCACCCACUAUACCUGCCACUAAGAUUGCAGCCAGAUUAAUACCUCACAGAUGCUGGACUGCCCCAAUGAAACCCAAAGCCCUCUCACUUUGCUAUAAGGCAUUACUAGAAUUAGCCCCACAGAAACCACUGACAUGCAAACAACAUUGGGAAUCAGAGAGGGGAACCGCAUUAACAGAGGAGGAGUGGCUUAUUGCCCUAAAUGGGAUUAAAAAAUGGACCAAGUGCUAUUCACAUAUUGAAGCGCACCGCAAAUUGCUUUAUAGGUGGUAUAUGACCCCCGAUAGACUACACAAAAUAUACCCAGAUGUCUCACCCAAAUGUUGGAGAUGCGAGGUAGAGGAAGGGACUCUGCCACACGUAUGGUGGAAUUGUGGGGGGAUACAACCGCUUUGGGGAGAUGUUCAGACUCUACUAAAAGAACUCGCAAUCCCCAACUUCCCCAUGGACAUCACGUCCUGCUUGCUAUUGCGAUUCCCCGAAAACACACACCAGAUCCACAUCCAACUAGUAGGAAUAAUCCUCAUGGCUGCCAGACACCUAAUUGCCUUAAAUUGGAAAUCACACAGGUGCCCGAAUAAACAACAACUAAUAGACAAAGUCCAACAAUUCUAUAUAUAUGAGAAAAUGUCCACUGAGACCGCUAAGGCCACAGAUAGACUUAGAGAUGUAUGGGAAGUUUGGAAUAAGUGGUACAGGGGAGGGAAGGGGAACUAAAGAAGGAUUGGAGCACGAUAGGGACUUUCAUACAAUGACAUGAAACGACAUAGGUAACAGCGUUCAAUAUGAAUUUCCGUGGUUGUCGGAAACUUUGUUUGUGUAAAUACAUUUGUUGAGUUAAUAUUGCAUGAGACCACAUAUCAUACUGAAGGAAGAAUAGACCACCAAGUGAAAUGAGAGUGAAAUGUUAACGUGAGCAUUUAAACAGAUGCAAACAGUGUGUUACUUUACGUUACUUUAUUAACUACUGUUAAAACAAAACCUCUUGUCUAUUGCAUACUCAGUUAUGUUUGUUAUGUGAAUCAACUAUGUACUGGAUUCAUAACCUUGAAAACCUUCAAUAAAAACUAAGUAUAAAAAAAAAAAAAAGUGGUGGAAAGAUGGCUAUUUUGUCGUUUUACAGAAAUGGCAGACAAAAAGGUGUGAAUGUGUAAAGGACAAGGUAAACUGACUGAUACAUAAGAUGGCUCGUGCAUAUGUGAAAGCAAACAACAAUGUUUCUACAUAAGCCCCCGUUUUUUUAAUUAGUCCACAGUGGUAUCAUUGUGUUGCUUAAACAGUAAUAUCCAAUAUUUAGCACUAAAACUGUGUGAAGUUUUACAACUAAACCAUUUAUAUAAGGUAAGGGAAUAAUUAUGAGCAUUGUUUAGACUAGUCCCAGAUCUGAGGACCUGCAUAUACAGACUUAUAUUUGUGGCCACCAAUAUGGAUAUUCUCAUGUCCUCUGACAACCUCUGACUUACAUCUUGCUUGCAGGGGGACCUGAGAAUAGGUAUGACAAAUGAUUGAUUUAGUUUGAACAAUGAAGUUGGAAGUCAAACAGAGAAUUCCUGCGGUUAGCACUGAUGAGAGUCUGAUCAAGUGUUAGAAUGACAGGCGUGCAUUCCCUGAUUGUUUUGUUUUACGUCUGUGAAAAUAUAAAUCUGCCAGUCUACAUUCUCAUCCUUGCAGGGGAUAAUUACCAGCUUUAUUCAUGGACCAUUACUGCUUGUAAUUCGUGUUGGCAGAGCCAGGUGUGUGUCUGGCGAUGGAAUCCUUAUCUAUCUGCAAUGUAAUACCUUGCCCACUUGGAACAUAAACAAGACUUAUAAGCCUGACCAUUCCACAGUGCAAAAUGUAUUCUGUUACACAGCUUUUUUUGGUGAUCUCUAUUUGGAGAUCAUGACUCUGCCAUUGGGCCAGUGCAUGAACAUAUCACAAUAUACAACAGCCUGUAAUAAAUUUUCUUUCCUAAUGCAAAAUCAUCUUUUAAGACCUAAAAUCUACAUGUUCUACAAUACUGGCACAAAAGCUGACUAAGCUCCGCAGAACUUGAUUCUAUUGCAUUACUUUCGAGGAGUUGAUUUUAAAUUUUUUAUUUUUUAUUUUGGUGUUUGAUUGCUCUGACACAUCUCAUGUGUCACUUGGAAGGGAUAACUUGUGCAAUCCAAUAUUUAGCAGCUUUUGCUUUGGAUGGGCCUGCAGUGCUGUAUAUUUCUAGAAAGGUCUUCUGAUGUUAUCAUUUUAAACAGAUUAAGCGUAAUCUGAGAUUAUUAACUUCUACUCUAUCAUAAGAAACCAAUAGAAUGCAGUGAUUGGGGUGAGAGGUCUAAUGUUAUAAAUGGCAGGGAUAUUUCAGAAUUCUUCUCUAAAUAUGGAAUUAUUUCUCUGUUUACCUCUAUCAUUGCAUAUCUUCAAUGUUAUUGCCAGCAAUUUGGAGUACCAUUCAGAGCUGGAUAGAUGUGGAUUGAUAUUAUCUCAGAAUGUGUUUAUUAAAGGGAAUAUGCAUAUUUAAAAUAAUUUUUUAAUACAAUGCAACCUUUUCUAACCAUGGGUACCGUUAAACUUGUUUGUUGGUUUAGCAAUCUGAGUCCUAGAAAUUUCAUUCCUGUUUUUGAUGAAGGGAAACUUGUUUGGCUUGCAGCCAUAGGAAAUCUCCCCAGAGCCUCCGUCAAUAAUUUUUAAGAAUAUUGGGGAUUUCAGCUGAGCAAGGAUUCUAGCACAUACAAAAACCCAUUUAGGGUGUAAGCUCACAUAAGCAGGACACCUAUUAUCUUAUCUUAUUGUGCAUCAAAGUGUGCUGCUGGAAAUCAUUACAAAAGGUCAAAGUAAAAUCUUUUUAUUGAAAGGGUGAUUAGAAUACAACUUAUUAAAAUAAAAUAUAGAUUUAGUAUCGCACAAUUGAAUAUCCUAUUUUCUAUAUAUAUAUAUAUAUAUAUAUAUAUAUAUAUAUAUAUAUAUAUAUAUAUAUAUAUAUAUAUAUAUAUAUAUAUAUAUAUAUAUAUACUCUCCAUUGAGGUCACAUGUAGCAGUCAGGAGUUUCCGGGUUGUUUUCGUUAUUACUUUUAUUAUUUAUAAGGCACUGAAAUAUGCCACAACAGAACUAUUGCCUGAUCGUGUUUGUUUAUCAUGGUGUGUACUUUAACCAAAGUAGUUUAUUUAUUUUUUGUAUAUUUGUUUUAGACAGUCUUUCAUAAAAUUAACUCUUUUUGCAUGUCUUUGACGUGUAUAGAAAUUACAAAUAAUAUAAACAGUACAUUAACUGGUGAUUGAAUAUUAUGGCUUUCCGGGAAUGCCAACCUCUACAAUGUAAUAGGAACAUUCCAAGCCAGACAUUUUUGUAAUGCACACUGUAAAUAAAUAAUACAUAAAAAUAUGCACAACUCUGACAUUCAUGCUUGUUUGCUGCAAAUUGACAGUUUCUGCAGUGAGCUCUAAGCAGGCAAAUAGCAGUUGAAUAUAGGGGAUUAUAGUUAUCAAAACCGAUUUUAUUGGAAUACAAUAUUCUACUUGGUAAAAUAACUAUUAUUUUCUGUUGAUCUUCAUUACAUGAGUAUGUGGAGUAUGUGCCUGAAAGUAUAAUAUCCAUUUACCAGUGCUCCAGGCCUGCCUCAUAAAGUGUGUUCCAUCUGCAACUAAAGGAGAUAUGACAGAUAUGUCCCUAUGACAGAAUUCUGUAAAGGUUUCCAAUUUGCUACAAACAGUACCAUAUUAAUUUGGCAGAGGUGAUUGUGCUUUGGUGUUGAUAAGGGUGGUAUUCGUUUUCCCAUACUAUAUACAAGUGAACGGUUCAAACCAGUGGUGGUCUUCUAAUUUAUUUAUUUUUAACAUGAAUUGCCUUUGUAAGUUGAAUAUAUUGUUUGUCACAGUACUUUUCCUUAUAGUUUAUAAUUUGGCAUUCAAGUUGUGCAGCUCAGAUGUCUUUGGGUGUCCUUGACCAAGAUUGUGUUCCUAUGAGCAUUAGUCAUCUGAUGACCCAUUUUAAGUAUAUUUGAGUUUUUCUAAGGUACUUUGGGGUUCCACAAAGGUGGGGUAGACCAAAUUUAACUUAAAUAGGCAUGAUAGUCACCAAAACAACUUUAGCUUAAUGAAGCAGUCUUUGUGUAUAGUUUAUGCCCCUGCAAUCUCACUGCUCAAUUCUUUCGCAAUUUAGGAGUUACAUCACUGUUUUGGUUUAUCCAGCCCUGGCUACACAUUGGCUGACUGUGACUGACAUAGUCUGCAUUAAAAGAAAAUAGAUACAUUUUUGAACAGUUGUAACUUUAAAAUAUUUUAUCCCCUGCUCUAUUAAUUGAACUUUAAUUACAUACAGGAGGCUUCUGCAGGGUCUAGCAAGCUAUUAACCGAACAGGAGAUAAGAAAUUCCAUAUUAAACACAAUUUGCAAUAAAGGUAAAGUAAGUAAACAUUAGAUGACUCUUUACAGGAGCUGUUUAGGAAGGCUGUGUGAGUCACAUGCAGGGAGGUGUGACUAGGGCUGUCUAAACAAAGUCAUUUAACUCCUAAAUGGCAGAGAAAGGAGCAGUGACACUUCAGGGGCAUGAUCUAUAAACCAAAACUGAUUAAGCUAAAGUUGUUUUGGUUCCUAUAGCAUCCCUUUCACUGCAUCUAGAGUUUAAAAUAGCUAGAGAUCUUAAAAAAAAUAGGCCUAUUUGUGUAUGAUUUGGCCUAAAGAUCCAUAUAAUUUUUAAAAGGCCAAUUUCAAUAAGAUAAGUGUGCAGUUUUACAAUGCAUUGACUGGCAUAAACUCUUUAGUUGGAAGACAAAAAAUGGAAUCGGACAGCCACUAAAGGCACUUCCUGGAUGUUAAAGGACUCCAGGUUGCCUAAAUGACAUUGGAUGUCUUCGCGCUCUGCAUUUGUCCCCCUUGUCGGAGGAGGCAGAGCCCAAACACAGUGCUGAGAGAGAUUGACGCUGGAAUCUUAUUUGCAUUCCUAAUACUACAGAUCCUUUUAAUGUAAACCAAGUCCAAGAGCCAGAUGGUAUUCACAUAUGAGUACUUAAAGGACCACUAUAGGCACCCAGACCACUUCAGCUCAAGGAAGUGGUUUGGGUGCCAGGUCCCUCUAGUUUUAACCCUGUAGCUGAAAACUUAGUGGCUGUCUCAGGUCAAUCCAGCCUCUAGUGACGUCCAUAGGAAUGCAUUGAGUAAAGCUUUCCUAUGGGCGGUUUGAAUGCGCACGCAGCUCUUGCCACUCAUGUGCAUUCGGAUCUGAUGUCGAGGGGGAGGGGAGAGGGGUCAGCAGUGCCGAGGGGGGCCCUGAGGGAAACUAAUUACCCUAUAGUGGCAGGAAAACUAGUUUGUUUUCCUGGCACUAUAGUGGUCCUUUAAGAAGCUAGUGUCAGGAUCUUACCUGAGGUGGGAGUCUGUAGCGCAGAUAUGUUUGGUCACCCUUGCAAAGAGACACAGUCUAAAGUGACCAGGGAAGAAGCCACCUGGACUGUGAAUCUGUGCACGGGGGCUGUGCAGGCAAAGUGUUCCAAAGCAGUACCGACAAGGUCACAAAUAGCAGGAUAGUCGAGGGAUAGCCAAAAUCAAAGGAUACCAGAGGUCAGGAUAAACAAAGUGUAGAAGCCGGGGUCAAUAUGGAAUACAAGUGGAGACUAGACAACAGGAACUGAACACAUACACCAAUAUCAAAGACUUAAUAAUGUUCUCAGGGAGGGCAGUUUAAAUACCCAGCAGAUGAAUGAUCAGUCUCAGAAGCACAGCAAUGGCCAUAGAAUGAGUCCAGCCCCUAGUGCUGCAGAUAUAGCCAGGAAUAAUAGGGCUAGAGCAGCUUGAAGGAGUCAGAGCCACUGCUGUGGCCCGAAGGCAGAUAGCAGGCCCAGGACAGCAAAUUACCCAGGUUCGAAUCCCCUGUUGGGCACUUAUAGAGCGGCCACGUCUGGAUGUCUCUAUUAUGCCUUUAGCAAAAAUCAGCAUCAUAUCAAAUUAAAUUGCAUUUUAUGAAGAAGUAGAAGUAUAGAUUAGGAUGUUGAACUGGAUAUUAUAUACAUGAAUAUUUUAAAUUGAAAACUAUCUUAAGAUGGAUUUUUCCUCGAAAAAGAAUGUUAACAGAAAUCAGGCAACAAUGUGCAGUGUCAAUCAGUAAGUUAUUGUCGUGCAUAAAAAAGGGGCAUUAGUUCUCGGGAUGAAAAUAUAAUUUUGACUCUUUAGAAAUCAACUAGAAGACAUCUUGAAUUUUCCAUGCUAUUUUGGGCACCUGCUCAAAGGAUGAAUAUUAUGGCACUAGAAAAGUCCAGAGGUGUGCUACAAAAUUAAUAAGAAGAAUGGAAGAUUGUAGUUAUGAAGAAAGACCUACAUUUAAAUCCAUUUUCGUUUAGAAAAACUGUGCCUUAGAGUGGAUCUGAUAGCAUCAUACAAAUAUAUUCGGGUCCAAUACGAACUAUUGUCUGGAAAUCCAUUCAUAAACAGGACUCUUUCUCAGACACAAAGUCAAGCAUUUAGACUGGAAGAAAGGAGAUUUAGUAUAAACAAAUGAGGUAGUUUGUCAGUCUAUGCAGAAUUAUAAAGAACAACUGGAUCAAUUAUUGCAAAAACGUAAUAUUAAGGGGUAUAACUUUUUAACAUGUGGGUUAACAGCUUCUUGAUACAAGAUUGGGCUGCCAUUCUGGGGUCAAAAAGGACUUUUUGCUUAAUUUGUUGCACAAUUGGAAAGCACUUCAACAUCAAGAGACCACAGACCAACGAUUUGCGGCUCUUGAAGACCUCAGACGCCGUAAUAACUUGAAAACACCAGGCGUCCCCGACGACAUACCGGCGGAGAAACUCCCGCACCUCGGGCUUAUCAGAGCUCUGCUAAUGCUGAAACAGGCUGAGAAUGCAAGUUUUUAGGCGGUCUUCCAGGUCCCCAAACCACGGGGAGCCCAAGCUACGGCCUCAAGGGAUCUAGUGGUGAGAUUUCGCUCUGGCGCAGACAAAGCAGCUUUUCUUGCGGCCCUUAAAGGGAAGACUCCCUACAGUUUUGAAAAUUAAAAUCUUACCUUUUAGGCUGACUUGUCAGGGGAAACCCUGCAAUGGCGACGGUCCCAAAUGUUCACGGUGCUCCUGAGGCAGAACAACAUCCUGCCAAUGGCGCUCACCAAAUGAAAGAACAGUCUGACCCACACAGUUACAGACCUGAGGGAGCUGCGACGCUGCUGCCAACACUCUGCCUACCAGAGUGUUCUGUUACUCCUUCCGUGCAACUGGGAACAAACACCGCGGGGGACCCAGCAAGGAUCACACCAUUCUUGCCUUAAAGACAACUGCCAGAGGCUUACGCAGCAGCCCCAACUUGAACCAAUGGACUCACUCCAUACUGCCUCAUCUACCGUCCUCAGGAUAUACCCCAGUUGCGAUUCGAAGUUAUUUAUGAAUAUUUUUUUGACCCCGACUUUAGACUUUAUUUUCCGUCCUUGAAGCACCCCAGUCACACCUGAAACAGGCCGAGAAUGCAAGUUUUGAGGCGGUCUUCUAGGUCCCCAAACCACGGAGAGCCUGCUGGGUCCCAGCGGUGUUUGUUCCACUGCGCCACGUUCCUGGACUACUGGCCCAACUAUGAAGACCUCAGUACCUAAGCCUAAAUCUGCGGUCUAAUGUUGUAUAUGUUUUACCACUCCACUUGUCUAGCCGCACGUAGGCAUACUCUACAUCAUACUCCAAGACUCUCAGCCUUACAAUAGCGGCCUCAGUAUCUGUACUCUCCUAUGCGGUUCAAAGUUAUCUGUUUUUAUUUUGCUCAGCCAAACCCAGACACACAUUGCAUCAAGUUAUGAGACUCUCGGCCAAAAAAUAACUGCCUCUGUAUCUGUCCUUACCUAUGUGGCUCAACGUGAUAGCCAUUUUUCCUAAAGCUUUAUUUGCCCAGCCACACCUUUGCACUCGUUCCCUUAUAUUCCGAGACUCCCCUAUAAUUGCCUUAGUUUCUUUGCUUAAACAUAUGGUUCAAAGUUAUAUAUGUUUUUGUUAUUUUAUGUAUAUUUCUUGGUGACAACCCCUUACUAUUUACCACCACAGACGAGACUAUGCAGACACCCCAACCUUGCCCAUUGACAUACAAAGGUCCUCCUUCCCCCACCUCCAAGUCUAGACCAGACACGACUUUAAACGUUACAAGAUUCUGGACGUGCACAAACGAAUACAGUUAGACACAGAACCGGGACGAGCAACGCUACCUAUGCGGCCUGGAUACUGGCAUAGGACGCAUAAAACUAGCUGGAGACACACACAACUCCCACGAGAGAUGCCCAAGCUAGGGACCAUUCCCUUGAUAGUCCUUACACAUUUCCGCCUACGGGAUGCAGAUAACCCACAGGUUAAAACUACUUGCAUGACAGACUACCUGGGAACAAGAACCAAUUAUGACCACCCGACAUAGACCAUAAGGCACUCAUAAUAAAAAACAAAAAACCUGCUCCCAAGCACCACACCCACGCAAGAGACAGUAUAGUCACGUGUACACUACGAUGCUUGUACUGAAUAAGUAUGUCUGUAUCAUUAUUAUUCCCGCUAACCCACUCAUGCUGGUGAGCCAGUCAAAAAUAAAGAAUUUGAAAAAAAAUUGGAAAGUACCCGUAUAUACUCGUGUAUAAGUCGAUCUCAUGUAUAAGUCGAGUGCAGUUUUGUGACCAACAAUUGUGAAAUAUGCUAUGCCUCGUGGAUAAGUCGAGGGUAAAACUUGGGGCUAUGAAAUUCUGUGAUUUUUAUAAUUAUAUACACACACACUCAUACAAACACACACUCUGCAUUAAACACACACACUUAUACAAACACACUCUGCAUUAUAUAUACACACACACACUCAUACAAACACACACUCUGCAUUAUAUACACACACUCUGUGUAUAUAAUGCAGAGUGUGUGUUAGUGUAGUGUGUGUGAACUGGGUGGGGGGAGGGCAUUUUUAUUUAAAUUUUUUUUAUUUUAAUAUUAUUAUUUUUUUAUUAUUUUAAUUUUUUGUCCCCCUUCCCUGCUUGUUAACUGGUCAGGGAGGGGGGCUAUCUUAAUCCCUGGUGGUCCAGUGGCAUGGGCUGUGAAGUGGGGGGGCCGGCAGGAAGCAUUUACUUACCUUUCCUACAGCUCCUGUCAGCUCCCUUCUCCUCCGUUCCGGUCAGCUCCACUUUAAGUCUUGCGGUCUGGUUGCCGCGGGAUCGUUGCCAUGGCUCUGACGGCCGCAGCUCUCUAAUUUGCUAUAAUACAGACAGUGACUCGAGUAUAAGUCGAGUGGGGGUUUUUAAGCACAAAAAAUGUGCUGAAAAACUAGACUUAUACUCGAGUAUAUACUGUACUUCAAACACUUUUUUUUUCAUUUUUGUCUUCUUUUGGAUCAAAAGCAAAAACACAUGUGAGGCUGAACUUGAUGGACAUGAGUCUUAUUUCAGCUUAUAUAACCAUGUAAUCUUUGCUGUGCUUGUUUGGCCCUUUACCCAGUCAGAGAUGGGGAAAACCACAUAACCUUACAUUUUUUUCAGUUCUCCUCUCAGCCCAAUCCUUCUCUGCUCACAUCACUCCCCAUUGCUGCUGGGAUAGGAAUGUGGGGAGAAUGGGCAGAAGCCAGAUUUGUUCUAGGCUGCUAAUGAUGCCUAACUAAUGCUGCUGGAGGUGCUUACACCUCUGGCAGCAGAGGGAAUUAAACUCUAUAUGUGCUGAAUUUCAUUAAAAAACACUGCAUUUACAGACCCCAGAUACCAUUACAACUUCAAAUCACCAAAGUGGUCAUGGUGCUUAGAGUGACCUUUUAACCAACUAAGAGUUACUACUCCACUUAAUGCCACAUCUCUGGUGAAACUGACAUUUUCUAUCCCUUUCCUUUUUUUAUUUUAAAGCUUUGUUUAACGAUGUCAAGAUUGUAGUGAAACCGUAUUGAUCUAUUUGGUAGAGCAAAUGUUAUUUCUUUAUAUGUAUUCUCUAUUUUAUUAGGCAGAAAUCUGUAGAGGUACACCAGGAGCUGGUGUGAAUACCAUUGUUUGCAGUAGCUGAGAAUCACCCAGGGCUUUAUGUGCAGGAAAACUUGUUACCAAUGUAGAGACUUGGUGACGCCAUUUACACUGUACAUGUUCAGCUGCCUGGGUGUAUUGUUGCAGGCUUAAUCUGUGAGUUGAAAGUUUGAUAGCUAGCAUACAGAACAGGAACGUUGUUUAGCUUGGCAUGAUCAUGAGAACAUACCAUCAGGUCCUUUUGUGAAGCACAUUCUAAAAAUAGCUGCCAUCGACAUUUGCUAUAUACAAUGUUAAUCAGUAUUUUACCGUAAAGGAUACAUUAAUAUUUUAAUUUUGUUUUGUUUUUGCUUUUGUUUUUUUAUUUCUUUACUUGGUUUGGACACUUUACAGUACAUAAUAUGACAAAAGAUAAAUGAAAUGUGACAGUUCCAAUUUUACAUUGUAUAUAAAAAGAAGAAAGAAAAAAUUAAAAUAAUGUACGUAAAGGCACAUAGUAAAGCAAUGUAAAGAGUGAUUAUGUUUUAAAUUAUGGCUACAGUGUUAUUAUUUUUGGAAUUUAUAUAGUGCCAACAACCUUUACAACACUUUGCAAUAUUAUAUAAGGGGAUAUUUAAAAAUGAAUGAGACCAUCACACAAUGUUACAGGAACAAUAGGUUGAUGAGUCCCAUUGUACAGUGCUAUGGAAUUUGUUGGCGCUAUAUAAAUAAUAAAAAAAUAAUAAUAAUAAUGAGGACCCUGUCCAAACAAGGAGGAGUUGGGGUUCAAAAAUAUAAGAGGGAAUGCAUCAAGAGGGAUAGCAAUCAAACAACAAGGAGGGAAAGUAGCAGAGCUGUGGAGUGUGGCACUUUAGGAGAGAGCAAGAGACAAGUUUAUGAAAUAGCAGUUACUCAGGGAUGCUAUUGGCAUUUCUAAAUAGAUGGGUUUUGAGGGACUUCUAAAAUAAUAGAAGACUUUUUGAAAAUCUGCAGGCUGGUCCAAAGGAAAGGAGCUGUCUGUAAGAAGUCCUGUAAGUGCAAAUUAGCAGUAAGGGUUCUAACAUUAGACAGAAGAAGAUCACCAGCAGAGUGGAGAGACAGAGAAGGGUCAUACCUACAAAUUAGUGAAGAAAUGUAAGAAGGGCUAGAGUUGUUUAGCACUUAAUGGGUAAGGCUUAGUAUUUUCAAUUGAUUCCUAUAGGAUACAGGAAGCCAAUGUACUGAAUGGUAAAGUGUGAAAGAAGCAAUAGGAUAGAAAAAUCAGGCAGGUGGCAUCAUUCAUAUAUAUAUAAAUAUGGCUGCAGAAAAUCUGAAAAUGAAAAGAGAGAAAUUUUCAUGUUAUUACUUUUUAUGUUCCUUUUGGAUGAUGCAGGAGGCGAGAUGUGGAGCCAGCAUUCUGCUAAUGCCAUUUGGGCAGUGACUACAGUUUUGAAUGACCCCCGGUGCCCUGGAGGACUCUUAACCCCCUAGAUUAGACACCUAUAUGUGCUUGUCCAACACACACAAUUUUAUUUGUGUAUUCUUAAUUUUAAUGUGGAAUAGUGUUGAAUGCAUAACACCAUUAAAUCUCAGUUGAUUACAUUAAAUUCAUAUGCAGUAUUAGAACAUAUUGUAACUUAGCAGAGGAAUGUACUUCAUCGUGACCUGCUUCAGAUAGUGUUGGCAUUUCAGGAAUUAGUAUGACCAGGCUUAUUUGUGACAUUGCGACUAAACAUUCUGUCCAUGGUAUUUGACAGACAAUUAGAAUAAAUCUAUCCAAUCCACUCACAGAAGAUAUUUUAUCAUCAUGGUUGGUACAGAGCUGCCUUAUCUGUAAAAUCACAGUGAGCUUCUCCACACCAGAACUGUUGUGACAUGUGGAGUUCUGCAGGGAUCUCAUAAUUUGAACAAAAAAGGACUACUUGUUAUAUAGAGGGAAAGUUUACUUAUUGAUUAAAAUAACAGUAAGGAUAAUAAAACCACUUUAUUUAUUCAGCAUAUAAUCAUGAGUCUACAUAAAAAGAAAAAACAUCCAUGCACAUACAUAAUAAACAAUUUACAUGUACAUAACCGGGUAAAGCCUUUCUUUAAUUUUGCAAUAAUGCAAACAAGUCUGUAAUAAUAUAUAUGAACCCAUACUUCUAAACCUUCCUGGUUUUGGUUUUCUCAAAUUCAGGCUCAUUUUAGUUUCCUCUGCUUGGUCUGUGCCUAUAGACUGUUUAUUAGGUAGUGCGCUAAGUAGUUGCCCUUUAGUUUGGCAAUUACCCAUAAGGGUGUCAAUUUUAUUUAGGGAGUUAUCUACUAAACUGCUGAAAAAUCAAAAGAAAUUUUAUUUUUAUUUUGCUCUUUUUGCUGCUUAGUAGUCCCUAAAUAAAAUGUGUGCCCUUAUGUGGCAUUGUCACAUUUAAGGAUGCCUGAUUAGGGAGCUAUCUGCUAAACCCAGCAGCUUCCUAAUUUGGUACCCUUAAAUAAGAAAAUCCAACAUAAGGGUAGCAAUUUAAUGAAUUUACAAGAAGGGGCAAAUUGCCCAUCUAAGAAUUUCAACCAGUACUGAAUUGUUAAGUAAUGAAUUCCUCUGAUGUGCCAAUUGUAGAUUCUGAAUACCGACGAAUGGCCGAACAAGACUAUUUUCAUCCUAAUUGCGAUUCUUCUGAAAACGAUUGCCCAAGUCUAAAAGGCUCAAACUAAAUGUUUUUGUAAAUAUUACAUGACUUCCUCAGAGAUAUGUAGCGUUAGAAGAUUGGUGUUAAAGUUUGUAGGGUAUUAGGAUUUAGAAUUAAGAUAUUCAGUGAAAGGAGUUUUAGCAGGUAUAAAGAACUUAUCAAUAAGUCCAUCAUAUCAUUUCUUUAGCCCUUUAGAAAUUAAGACAGGGCUCCAUAUUGAAAUGGAAAAAUCAAUCAAAGUAUUGAUUAUUUCUUUGUGUAUCUGCCCCUGGCCAAAUCAAUGAAACAAUGCGUGCACGCUCCCUGAAGUAAUUCACACCAGACACAGGUUCCAGGUUGUUGAAUAACUUGAGGAAUGUUUUAUUCAGAGGGGACGGCAAGUCCCUUUUAAAGCAGAAUUACAUCAUAAGCAUUGUCAGAGAUAACAUGGAAUAAUACAUCAAUAAUUGGUUAGGUGUUAAGUGGUCGCUCUAAUGCUCUGCCUACUAUAGGUGAUGUCACCGGGGCCAUGAGGGUCUCCCACGGUUUCCCAGCGCCAUCUUGCUGCACGAGGUAGUUAGUUGGUGUUAAGAAAGGAAGGGGGAGGGAGGAGGGGUUAGAAGCUUCUAGCAGCCAUUUUGAUUAAACGUGUGCUUAGCUUUAUAAUAUAUCGCGAAAUGAGUAAAUAGACAUUUUCUCUAACUAGGAAAUAUGUGCAGACCUUAUUUCCACAACAGUCCCCCCUAAAAUGGCUAUUUACCAUAACAACUGCUACUGUCCCUAAUAUGUCCCUAACUAAUAAUAUAUCCCUAACUGCCUAUAGCUCAUCUAUCUUAGCAAGCAUCGAACGCUUCACUCCGUGGGUAACCCGCAGCGGCUUGUCCACCACAUCUCCACACGUGAGACUCGCCUGCCAAGACAGACGCUUUCCCUACACUGUCCCUACAGGAAAGCAGUUGUCUGUUUGAACUGAUGUGCUUGAAGGGGUGUAUGUGGAGUGUCAUCUUCGAGGUCUGUGAUGUCUUGAUGCAGGAAAGUAGGGGUCACGUCAUCUAUAGUCUUAUCUACCGCUUUCUGUAAGUACUUCUGAAUGCAAGGUGUAACGGACCGUUUUGCACAAAAGGGGUAAAAACCGUUUAGGCGAUCGGACCCCUUUCCAGAGAUACAGGCACAGCUACUGCAGAACACCAAACUCUUGGACUGGAUACAAAAUAGCACUCCAACUCCCGAACUGGAACCUCCCAAACAGCAGCUAGCAGACGAACAGGAAAAGCAGACAAUCAGCUUACACUCCUGGCAAUCAGUCUCUAACAGCAUACAGUGAAUCCCCCCAAGAACGAGACAAGGCUCUGUGUUGAGGGUCAAGCAGUGGUCUGAGGUGCUGGCACACCCAGCCUGGUUUUUAUUACAGUCUUGCAAAUACAGGACCGCCCACAGGGAGGUAUAAAACAACCAAUCACAUCACAGUUACAUCCACAUAUUCCCUCCCCUUAUCCUGAGAGGAAACUCAAUUACACAUACAGUUAAAACAUACUUUCUACCCAACUUUCAUAACUCUAAAACCAUACAUCACAUUCACAUAAAAUUACACAUUCACAAUCAAUCCAUUCAGGGGAACAACAUAUUAAAAAAUGGCCUGAAUCAGACCAGGGGUUCAAAAGUUAGUAAAAAGUCCUUUGUGACUAAAUGAAGCAUGGCUUUCCGGCCCAAACCAGUUUCAGAGUCUUCUAUCCUGGAGAUAAGUAAUUCAAUUAUCUCCCAGGACAGACACAAGACUCCAUUAAGCACAUGGUUGCAAAAAGACACAAAACACUUUAAAAUACAUAAAGUCACCUUUUAUACAUAAAACACAGACAUUUCACAUAUCCCCAGAUAGCUCAGGUCUGAGCGCACAUUAUUAAGUGAAUGGCGCUCAGACCACACGAAUACAGUUUAAUCGCCAUGGAGCCAAAGUCUUUACAGUCAGUUUCAUACAAAUGGGCUCCAUGGGAUUCCUAUCUGGGGUAUAACACAUUCAAACAAAUCUACCGAACCCCAGGCAGAAAAGCACGAAUUAAACUUUUCUGCAGGUAAAAAAAAGAUGUCUUUUAACAGGGGGCCAUAGUCCAAAGGCAGCAGGCGAGUAACCAGGCUUCUCCAAUGCAAUGUGGCGAGAUUGGUCUCGUCACACAAGGGAGUACACAACAGGUCAGAAAUAAGAAAAUGAUGAUCAUUAUAAGAACAGCUGCCCCUAUCUGGAAGAGGGUCUUUUGCCAACCAUUCAUCCAUCCAAACCAUCUGUCCCAAGUGUCAGUGACUCCUGAAUUUUUCUUUAGCUCGUCUGCAAGACUAUCUAGCUUCUCUAUGGCCAUAGUCACCUUACCAUUGGGUCCAGUGUUGUCUGGAAUGUAUGUGCAGCAUGUCAUGGUCUCAGGGAGGAUUUUACAUACACCCCCUUUCUCAGCUAAAAUCAUAUCUUGGGCCAUUCUGUUCUGAAAUGUCAUUUGAGUAGUGGCUUGUAACUGUUCUGCCAGGCCCUGUAGGGCAUCCCUAGUGUAAUUGACAAAGCGCUGCUGAUUAUAGUAAAUGUAGUUAAUCCAAUUGACAUUUUUGUUAGCAGUUAUCAUUGGAAUUCGGGAUUCAAAUCCUGCAGCCACUUCAUCCCUUGCUUUGAAUUCGUUAGGCACCCCCCUUGGCACACCUAUGGCAUCAAUAUACACAUGGGGGUCAAAGCUCCCUCGGAUAGGAGUCUCUCGUUUGGUUCUAGAGUGUACAUGUGUGAGGUUUAACGUGUUAUGACUACCAUCCGGAAUAAUAUGGAUAGGCAUUAUGACUUUGGUUAGGGCACACCCCCCCCACCACUGCCCAGCUAAUUGGGACCUCAAUUGUUUAUCACCACAUAACCAAUAGAUAUCACCGAUUGUCUUUGUGUGAUUCAUUAGCAGUGAUGCAGGUGGAUUAUGGUAAGUUGAGCAGUAUCCUGAUGGGAAUUUGCCCAGAUACAAACCAGUGUUCUUAGGUAUUGUAUAACAUGUGUAGUUACCUGGGUAGAUGGUGACUCCAUCAGGUGGUUUUACAUGUCCAUGAGUGAUCGGGUAGAUUCUCUUCCAUGAUUCACAUGUUGAGGAGUUAGUGAUGGAUUGUGCAUAAAGACUCAGAACACAUAAUUCUACUUCAGGAGGUAAGCUCAGAGGAACUGUGCCCAGAUGGGGCCUGGCUCCUCCACAUACAUAACAGUUAGUCUUAUUGUGUGAGUUGGCAUUAUACCUCAUCCAUUCUAGCCACAAAGUGUCUGAAAACCCAGUCUCCAGUGCCAUAGUUUCUUCAAAGGUGGGGUUGGCUAUAGCUACCAUAUCAUGUAGGGUCUUAAUAUGUGGUUUUAAUGGGUUAACAAUCAUGUGAGUGGUCCCUACCCAGUCUGGGGAGGUGAGCAUGUCUUGUAGGUAAAAUGUCCCCAAUGCAUUAUGUGAGCCACCUCCCUUCCAGUACAUUCCCAUCACAUAUUCCCCUGCGUCCCUUGGGCUGGGGUGUUCUAUAUUCAGGGUAAGUUUAAUGGGAGUUGACCCUGUGGGUUUACUUAGAGUCAUUCUAGAAAGUAGGGGCUUCCCGUCUUUAUCAAGUCUGUCCAAUGCAACCUGAGGUCUGUAGCCCCAUGGUCUACCUGUAUUCCACCCGGCAGCUUUCCAUGAACUACAAUGGUGUCCCCAAACUCCUCCAGUCACGCAAAUGUAUGGAUCCUUUUUGUUAGGUAUAUAUUUGUAUAUGGCUGCAUAUUGUGUUUGUGGAAAUGUACAAGUAACUAUGUCACAAUAAUCAAAGGUGUACGUGGCUACAUCAGUAUUAGAAGAAUUGUACCAGAAAGUGUAGACGUGAUUAUCUUUGGUUAUGGCCACUUGUUGGGCCCAAGCAAAGUGCAACACCAUAAGAAAACACAAGACACAUAAUAAAUUCAUAUUUCAACAGGAACAGCCUCUUCUGGAGCAGGCACUUUUUUGCAAUGUGAAGCGUGUAUCCAGGAACUCUUUCCAGCUAGUUUAACUGACGUUGCUGUAAUCAGGAGCACUUGAUAAGGACCAUCAAAUCUUGGUUCUAGGGUGUGUUUCCUGAGAAACUUCUUGACCAUAACCCAAUCACCAGGAAGCAGCUUGUGUGUACCUGUAUUCGACUCAGGAUCUGGAAUAGAAGAAAACACUUGGGCAUGUAUUUUGGUCAAGGCAUGUGAGAGGGCAGUCACAUAGUCUACCAUAGCGUCUGACUGAAUCUGAAGCUGUUGAGGAAAGUAGCAACCUAACCUGGGUGCUGUACCAAACAAAAUCUCAUAAGGUGACAAGCUAUAUUUUCCUCUGGGAGUGUGUCUUACACUAAAUAACGCUAGUGGGAGACUCUCGGGCCAGGGCAUGUUAGUUUCUUGUGACAUUUUAAGCAUUCUGGCUUUCAAAGUGCCAUUCAUGCGCUCUACCUUACCACUACUCUGUGGGUGAUAUGGUGUGUGGAAUGCAAGGGUCACCCCCAGUGCUGACCAGACUUCCCGUGUUAACGAGGCAGUGAAGUAGGUCCCUUGGUCACUUUCAAUUACUUCUGGAACUCCAUAGCGGCAAACAAUUUCUGUCAAAAGAUACUUGGCUGUAGUCCUCGCGGUGAGGUUAGUCACUGGGAAGGCCUCUGGCCAUCCUGAAAACAUGUCCACUAUGACCAAUGCAUAUUCAUAACAUCCACUUUUUGGCAUCUGAAUGUGAUCAAUCUGGAUCCUCUGAAAGGGAUAUUGUGGCUUGGCUAGGUGAUUAGGUGCGGUCUUUAUAAUCUUUCCAGGAUUGCAUUUAGCACAUAUAGUACAAGAUUUACAGUAAUUCUGUGUUAAGGUAGUGAUGCCUGGUGCUUCGAAAUACUUGUUAAUCAAUGAAUUCAUCAGAUGUUUUGACAGGUGGGCUGGCCCAUGGGCCCAUUGGACCACCGCUGGAUACAUAUUUCUUGGUAGGCAAAACUUGAGAUUGAUAGUGUAAACAUCAUCACGGAGUACAGCCCCUUUAUUCUUCCAACUUUGUUUCUCCUGGGGAGUAGCAGCAGCUUGUUGUUCCUUCAGAAGCCUAAGAUCUGUAGGCAAUGUUUGCAUAGUGUAGAUGGGUGAUGUAUCUGUGGCCACUCUUCUGUCCACUUCCCAUCCUUGCCGUGCUGCUUCCUUAGCUGCCUGAUCAGCUAGGUGAUUACCACGUGCUUCUUCUGUGUCUAGUCUUCCGUGGGCUUUUACUUUCAGUACUGCCACCUCUGCUGGAAGUUCCAAUGCAUCCAUCAGUUCUGCAAUGGCUGCCCCAUGUUUUACUGGGGUACCGGUGGCCGUAAGAAAUCCUCUGGUCUUCCAAAUUAAGCCGAAAUCAUGUGCUACUCCCAGGGCAUAUCUUGAAUCGGUGUAAAUGUUGACACGUAAACCUUCAGACAAUUUGCAGGCCGCAGUUAGGGCUGUUAACUCAGCUUCUUGAGCAGACUUAGUUGGUUGUAGGGCAGCUGCUUGUAAUACUUGACAUUCUGUGGUGACUGCAUACCCAGUGUGGUAUUGUCCCUGUUCAUCAGCAAAUCUUGACCCAUCCACAAAUAGUGUUUGGUCCGGGUUGAGUAAUGCAGCUUCAUAGACAGUUGGUAGGUGUGUAGUUUCCAUUUUCAUUUGUUCAAAACAAUCAUGAGGAAUAUCUAGGUCACAGUCUGUGGUGAGUGGGUCUUCACAGGCUUCUGUGUGGUACCUGGGGUACCCUGCUGUACAGUAAUUAAUAGUCUUUUUGUUGAUCCCCGUAGAAGUCAGUUGUUCUUGGGUCAUUUGACUCCAGGUUUUGGCCAUCGGGCCUAGAUCUUUCCACGAGAUGUCGGGAGGUCUGGUGAGAGAUAUGUGCGGGAUAGCUGUUUCCCAAUGAUGAUAGAGAUGUGUUACACUCUCUGGAAGGUGGACUAAGAUGAGCAUGGUACCUGUGAGGUCCCAAAAUAAGUCAGUCAGGGUAAUUUGAAUUUCUUUGAGCUGGAAUAGUUCUUCCUCAUAGUUCAUAUCAGGGCCUGGUACGUCCUUAAACCACAAAGUACAGUGAAGUAGGGCCACUGAUUGUUCAUCAUGUGGAGGUGCAAGUGCAGGCAGUUGUAAAUCUGCUCGAACCUCUGGGUUGAUAUCCAGGCUAUACCAGUGAUACACAAUUCCCCCCUUGGGAAGUGGCAGAAGAGUGGCUGGGUUCAGGGUAAGGCAUCUCUGGAGUUUCACAUUGUCAGGUAAAAGUAAGGAGGUUUGUAGACGGAGGUGGCGUUGAGAGGAAAGGUGUUUAGGUUGAACUUGUUGCAGGAUAGCAGUAAUGUCAUGAGGGGCCAACACUGUGAGGUGAUGGCCAAGAACAAAAUCAUUGGUUUUGUCCAGGAGGGCACUGGCGGCAAACACAGCUCGGAGGCAAGAGGGGCUACCCCUUGCAACAGUGUCAAGCAUGCAGGAAAAAUAGCCAAUAGGCCGUUGUCUUGACCCAUGUUUCUGGGUAAGGACUCCGGAAGCAUGUCCUGAUUUCUCAGAGACAAACAAAUUGAAAGGAAGUUGGUAGUUGGGUAGGCCCAAAGCAGGUGCAGAAGCAAUAGCUCUUUUCAGAUUGUGGAAACAGGUGAUAGUUUCUUCAGUGAGGUGAAAGGGCUCACUCCUGAGGGCAUCAUAGAGUGGCUGCAUGAGUUUUGAUGCUUCGGGUAUCCAGGACCUGCAGUAUGUGAUGAGACCCAAGAAGGCAUGAAGAGUCUGAUGUGUUGCAGGUAAUGGGAGUUGCAGAAUAGCUUGCACCCGUUGUGAGGUUAGAUGUUUGGUGCCAUGGGAAAGGCAAUGUCCCAAGAAGACCACAGAGGGCCGGCACCAUUGUAGCUUUGAUUUUGAGGCUUUGCAACCUGCUGCAGCGAGGAAACAUAGGAGAUCUUCUGAGUCACGCUCUGCAAUAAGCAAAUUAGGAGCACAGAGAAGGAGAUCAUCAACAUAUUGAAGUAGAACAACAUCCAGAUGAGAUUUCUGCCAGGGAUCCAAAACCAGAGACAUGGCAUGAGCAAACUGUGUUGGAGAGUUUUGGGCUCCCUGAGGCAUAACAGUCCAGGUGUAUUGUUGUCCUUCAUGAGUGAAGGCGAAGAGAAAGCGGCAGGAAGGGUCAAGGGGGACACUGAAGAAGGCAUUAGCUAGAUCCACUACAGUAAAUAUUGUUGAAGUUGGUGGGACUUGGGACAAGAGGGUAUGAGGGUUUGGAACAAUAGCAGUGUCCUUUAUGGUUACCUCAUUAACAGCACGGAGGUCCUGCACCAUGCGGUACUGGUCGGGUUGGCCCUUAACAGUUCGCUUUUUAACAGGGAAAAGUGGAGUGUUACAUGGAGAUGUGCACUUGAUGAGGGCACCUUUGGCAAGUAGACUUUCAACUUGUUUGGUGAUGGCUUCAGCUUGUGCUGGCUUCAGAGGAUACUGUGGUCUACGAGGAGGCAGUGCUCCAGGCAGGAGCUGGACCAAAACUGGGGGUACAUGUAAGUGCCCAAUAUCAUCCGGGCCGGUGGACCAAAGUUCUUGGGGGAUACGAUCCAGAGCACUGGGGGUGUGGGUGACCCGUGCAUUCCCUGUAUUGUCAGUUAGGUUCAACAAGAUGGGGAGUGAGCAGAGUACAGAGGUAUCUUUUUGUGAUAAGGGGGUUGUCAAUUCAACUUGGCCAUCUGCAGUAAAGGUAAUAGAAGCCUGGAGCCGAGAGAGAACAUCGGCACCUAGGAGUUUAAUGGGGCAAGUAGAGGAAACAACAAACCGGGAGAGGAUGUGUGAUCCUACGUGUAGGAGCUUAGUAAGGGGGUUACUGCGUGGUGUACCAUCCACCCCAACACAGGAGACAUCGGUGUCAGAUAAGAAGGAAGGGUCUGGCAGGUCUUGUUCCCUAAGGACACUACGGGCUGCACCUGUGUCAACUAAAAAGGUGGUUGGGUGACCCUCCACGGGGAGAACUACUGUAGCUAAAGGCCCUCCCCCAUCCCCCGCAGACACUGCCAUGGCAGGGGUUGCUGACACAGGCUUGCCAGUUACCUAUUGUAAUAAAUCCAGAUGGGCCUGGUCUGGUCCCUGGUACCGGCGGGAAGUGGAAGGAGGGUUAGCAGAAUGCAUGGGGGGACGGGAUGGACGGAUGGCAUGGCGGGGCUGUGGCUGGCUGUCUUGGAAAUCAUCGUUGUCAUACCCUUCAGCGGAGUGCGAAGUGUAUGCACGGGCUUCUGAUGCAGGGAGCCGGGCUUGGGUGUAUUCAGGAGGAGGAGGAGGAGGAGGAGGUGGGGGAGGAAGCUGAGGCAACUGUGGAUGGGGCAGGGCAGGGAGAUAACCAGUGGAGGGGAAGUUAUAGCCGGUGACAUGGGGACUUGGGUACCGGGGAGUCUGCUGGCGGAUCACUCUAGCGUGUGGGCAAUCUCUUCUAAAGUGACCUGGCUGAUUACAAUUAAAACAGGUCCGGAUUGUCGUGACAGUCCGGUCUCGGGAGAAGGGAAUUGGUGCAGGCAGUGUCUGGGGUGACUGAGUGUACUGUUGGGGGAGUAUCUGGGGAACUUGGUUAGAACCUGCAAUUGGGGUGGAGGUAGUGUACAUUAGAGGACUGGUUCUUCGCUGUGUAGGUUGCAAAACAGAUUCUAAGCCUUUGGCUACCAACAAAAGAGUGUCCAGUUGAAUAAUUCUAUACUCAGGCCGAGCUAAAAUUAACCCCUUACGAAUGUGUUCCCUAAGACCUGCCACAAAAGCUGCAGAGAGCAUCUGGGUGUGUGCUUUGUUAUAGGUACUGAACCCUAAGUCUGAAAAAGUCUGAGUCAACCUAGAGUGAUACUUUUCAACUGUCUCAAGUUUAUCCUGAAUUAUGUCAUUUAUGCAAGUAGCCUGAUCAGCUAGUUUAUCCUGCGCCCAGGCUCGAAGCUGUUCACAGAAAAUUUCACCAGAACGAAAAUCAGUAACAGAAGUAAGUGGAGCGUCGUUAAAGCUCCGUUCCAUGAUUGGCCAGUAUGCAUCUCCAGCCUUUAUUUCACAUAGACUAAUAAGAUCCCGCCAAGCAGCGGAGUAUGUUUUACGGAUCUGAGCCAUCCUGCGGAAAAAGGGCAUGGGGUGUUUCUCAGGAUCAGGGAGUGAGGUCACAAGGGUAGCAGCUUGGGAAGGGUUGAAGGUAACAUACAUAGGUGGUGCACCAUCCGCACCAUGGUUAAUCUGGGUAUACCCCUGGGGGAUAGAGCGCCGUUGGGGGAGCCUGUUCCCCCCUAGGUGAGGUGAGCCCUGGUCCACCACAACGACCUCUUCGGGCACCACCGGGCCACGUAGAAGAGUAGUCUCAGGGGUAGCUGUAGCGGGGGCAACAGGGAGGCCGGUGAUAGGAGAGGUAGUGGGGUGGAAACCCGAGGCCUGGGGGGAAACACCCAUCGCAUAGGGUUGGUCCGAUGUCACAGACACCUCGGACCCAACCACCAUGAUUGGGUAACUGGGACUGGCGGAAGGGACAUGAGGAACCAAAGCCGUGGAAGGGGCUGUCAUGGGGGCCGGUUGGGUUGGGCGUGAGAGGUGAGUGUUCAGGACAUGGGCAAGAGCAGAGAUUGGAUCGGAAGGCUCGGGGACGUUAGCGGGAGACAAGGGAGGGGUCGGAGGUUCGGGGGGAGGAGGAGGAGGAGGAGGCAAAUCAGUGGGAGACGGCACAGGGAUCGCGGAAUUAACCAGGGAAGUAACAGCAGUGAAGAGGGCGGAUAUCGAGCUAGACAGGUCAUUGGCCAUGGAUGAGUCAGGGGUCACCGGGGAAGGGGUCGGAGGGACGGGAACAAGGGGCUGCGUCAUAACAACGUGGGUGGAGGGUUGGGACGGCAAACCAAUCGGGGGAAGAGGAGGAGGAGGCAGCGAGGUAGAGGGGGCAGGGACGUCGGGAGGAGGUAACACUGGAGAAGGGGUUGGAGGGGUGGCAACAGGGGGUUGGGUCAGGGCGGUGAGGGCAGAGAUUAGGGACGGCAAAUCGGCCGUGGGAGGGGGAGGCAACGAGGUAGAAGGGGCUGGGACUGUGUGGAUAACGGGAGGGUCCUGGAGGAUGGGAGGGGUGUCCGUGCAUAAGGGAGCGGAGGCAAGGGGACCGGGAUUAACGGGCUGGACAAGAUUCAUGAGAGCGGAGAGUAGGGAUGAGGGAUCCGUGGAGGAGGAGGAAGGUGAAAGGGAAUGAGAAGGAGAGAGGGACAGAGAGGGUGCAGGGGUAGGGGUCACGGGGUCUCCUUGGGGUAUGGGAGAAGGAGGGUCAACAGGGGGACAGGGGUCCGGGGAAACGGGGUCGGUGGAAUGGGUAUGAGUCGGGGGAGUUGGGUGUGUAACGGACGGAGAGGGUGAGGGAGCGGGUGUUACUAGGGAUGGGGUAAUCGGGGUAGAGAGGGAGUGAGAGGAGGAGGAUGGGACUUCGAUGGGCGAGGCGGGAAUAGUCAGGGCAGGACUCGGAGUGGGGACAGGCACUGGGAAAGGUAGCGGAGGACAUGGAGGUGGGGGGCCUUCGACAGACAUGACGGGAGGAUGGCUGAAGGAGGGGGCUGGGUCACAGGAGGGUUGGUGCAUGGGAGUGGGUGGGAACGAGUGAAGUGGCACUGGGUAAUAGUAAGCAACAUCCGCACCGAGUACGGGACACAGGGGGGUGGGAGCUGAAGGCACACCCCGGGGGGGUGGGGUCUGUGCUGUGACGGGAGAAGCAGGGCGGGAAUUUACUGUUGCGCUCUGGGCGCCAUCAUAGGGCGGUGGUCGUGGGACAAUAGAAACAACAUCAUCAUUGUGAACACUCCUAUGGUAAACAUACACGAUUUGUCCCUCAAACUCCAGCUCUUCCUCGACCCAUCCUUCCCGUUUCAAACCUCUAGCUACCCGAUACCAAGCCUCUGCAACCUUUGUGAGUCCGUUAUCCAACAACAACCCUUCCUUGUCUAUGAGUAACUUUCUCCAAAACUCAGGCUGCAAUCUCCCACUGGGCAACAUCUGGAAGCCACACACCUUAGCAAUCUUUUUAAGUUUCAUCAUUGCAUCUUCCCCUGCCCUUUCUUUCACAAUGUCACAAGCCAGCAAGCCCUUAGCAGGUCUAGCAUGUUCCUGCCCCAUCUUGAGUAAUCAAAGUGUGCCACACGCUAAAGACAGAUAAAUAGAGGAGGUACAAAGGAGAAGGAGAAAGAAUGUCUACAGUGCUCGACUGCCACGAGAACUUGAGCCCCGUGCGUCUUCCCAAACGUAGACCAGUCACGGAGAUCCGCCCACCCGGGGUGGUGGUCACGGACGGGAGCGAAUGAGCGUGGGUGACUAACACAGCUCUGGGCAACAGGCACAGGAGAGAUAAAGAACAAAAGAGAAAAUGAACGUGGCUGCGCUAAUGAGAAGACAUUUGCAAAAAUCACAAACAUAUAAAUGAGCGUAAACUCCGGAAUCCAGAACUAACCACACAAUACACACACACACACCGAGGGUACCCACACUAUAACAACAAUUGAACAAAAACCACAGAAUGACAGAGAGUAAAAUGGCCAUGUACAUGUUAACACCACUGGUGCCAAAUAAUCGAAGUAUAGCAAUCCCCAGCCUUCACCCACCAGGCUGGUCCCGGUAUAACACAGGUACCAAUGAAAGCACUGCAAUAAUCAAACAAAAUCCCAGCCCCACCGGCUGUAAUGCGUUCCCUGCCCGCUAGGCAGUCAAGCUAACAUAAAAUCCCAGCCCCACCGGCUGUAAUGCGUUCCCUGCCCGCUAGGCAGUCAAGCUAACAUAAAAUCCCAGCCCCACCGGCUGUAAUGCGUUCCCUGCCCGCUAGGCAGUCAAGCUAACAUAAAAUCCCAGCCCCACCGGCUGUAAUGCGUUCCCUGCCCGCUAGGCAGUCAAGCAAACAUAUAAAAGGCGUUCCCUGCCCGCUAGGCAGUUAAGCAAACAUAUAAAAGGCGUUCCCUGCCCGCUAGGCAGUAAAGCAAACAUAAAAUCCCAGCCCCACCGGCUGUAAUGCAUUCCCUGCCCGCUAGGCAGUCAAGCUAACAUAAAAUCCCAGCCCCACCGGCUGUAAUGCGUUCCCUGCCCGCUAGGCAGUCAAGCAAACAUAUAAAAGGCGUUCCCUGCCCGCUAGGCAGUCAAGCAAACAUAUAAAAGGCGUUCCCUGCCCGCUAGGCAGUCAAGCAAACAUAUUUUAAAGGUAUAAGAAACACACACACAUACAAAUGAAUACAGGAGGCAGAUAGACAAUCGACAGGUUCACCUUAAAAAGGCACACCGGAUGAGUUAAUUACCUGUCUCUAGUAGCCUUCUGGAAGCCGGAAGUAGACUCUGAGACAGACCGACACAAAACAGGAGAAUAACACAGGCAACGGCUGUAUUAUGGAGGUGAUCAGGCUCCGCUUGUCCCACUUUCCGGAGGUCCGCUCCGGUCCGUUGGUUCCGGCCCUCCGAACCGGCCCUCCGGUGGCCCCACGUUGGGCGCCAAUUGAAAUGGAAAAAUCAAUCAAAGUAUUGAUUAUUUCUUUGUGUAUCUGCCCCUGGCCAAAUCAAUGAAACAAUGCGUGCACGCUCCCUGAAGUAAUUCACACCAGACACAGGUUCCAGGUUGUUGAAUAACUUGAGGAAUGUUUUAUUCAGAGGGGACGGCAAGUCCCUUUUAAAGCAGAAUUACAUCAUAAGCAUUGUCAGAGAUAACAUGGAAUAAUACAUCAAUAAUUGGUUAGUUGUUAAGUGGUCGCUCUAAUGCUCUGCCUACUAUAGGUGAUGUCACCGGGGCCAUGAGGGUCUCCCACGGUUUCCCAGCGCCAUCUUGCUGCACGAGGUAGUUAGUUGGUGUUAAGAAAGGAAGGGGGAGGGAGGAGGGGUUAGAAGCUUCUAGCAGCCAUUUUGAUUAAACAUGUGUGCUUAGCUUUAUAAUAUAUCGUGAAAUGAGUAAAUAGACAUUUUCUCUAACUAGGAAAUAUGUGCAGACCUUAUUUCCACAACACAUAUACCACAAAUAAGAAUUAAAAGAACACUCUAAGGUUUAAUAUUACAUUUUUGUAUGUGUGUAUGUUCCGAUAUGUGGUGUGAGGUUAUUUAUGGAGAUUAAUUAUUAUUAAUUAACUAAAAAUAAUAUUUUCAUAAAAUUAUUCAAAUUCAUAUUUUUAGCUGCUCCUCCUGACAGCUGGCGUUCCUCCUUCACGGCGGUUUGCGACGGAUGGUGAGUAAGCAGGCCGGUAUCAUUGUACCGGCCUGCAGACCACACACAGCCUGACCCGCCAGGGUCGGCUGCGGGACAGGGGCAUCGGGGGAUCACAGAGUUGUGGGUUCACUUCUUUUUGCCACCGUAACUUAAAUUAUCAUUUAACACACUUAAACGGUACCUUACGGAUUGCCAACACCACAUGCUCCUACGACACCCCAACAAUACAGGGUUCCUUUCAUCUUAUCUGAUAAUGACCUACUGAAAGGAAUUCAAAAUUCAAGACUCACGUACCUUCUCAAGGAUACCCAUCCACAUGGUAUAUUUCAUUCACUAUCCGACUUAGUAGAUUCAGCUCAUUUUGAGCACACGACCAAUACGACAAUAAAACGGCCAUACAUCAACAAUGGGUUCUUACGUCCCAACGAAUUUACCACUAAGAAUAUAACUACCACUGAAUACCUGGAAACGACUGUUAGUCAGACUCCAUAAGAUCAUUAGGUCCUAUCUCUGAAUCAGUCUAUACCUAUCCCUAUAGCACAUACGGUCACAAUACCCCUAUUACCUACUCUAAACAAUGGUGCCCGGUAAAGUUCGGGUACUUGUUGCACCACUUUCCAGAUACAACCACUCCAACCAUUAUCAGAAUUCAUGGCUCCAUUCUUACAGCAUCUUAAGUCAUGCGUAAUGUUCACUUACUGUUAACUAGGCUCGGCCUAAUACAAACCUUUCGUCAGGACACUCCUACCGUAUAGCGGCAGCUUCCUCCAGCCACAUUCCAGCUCAUAUCAUCGGAGCUAUGGGACGCUGGAAAUUCUCCGCCUAUACUCUUUACAUUCCGAACCCAGUUAAAGAGUUAAUACAAGCUUUUCGUGACUUGUCCGCAUAAACGAUGGUUGUUAUAUGAUUAAUUUUGUAUGGUAUUCUUCUUUUUGCCCACUUUUAUUACAGGCCUACUGCUCUGUCGGUUCCGGCACACCACAACCGACUGGUGUCAUUUGAAAAUGUCUAUUGGUUAUAAUAUGCUAUGUUACACUAUUAUCACGGCUAGAUUGCCCCUGCUACAAAUGUAAGGUCUUGGCCUGUAGUUGUGGGAGGGGCUUGAAUUCCCUUUAAAAGGGCCGCCAAUGCUCUCCCACCUUACCGUGGACAGUCUGUCGAAUCACCGCUCCCACCGCUCCCUCUAUUCAUAUCACCCUCUAAGGUGGGCCCACUUUUAUUACAGGCCUACUGCUCUGUUGGUUCCGGCACACCACAACCAACUGUUGUCAUUUGAAUAUGUCUAUUGGUUAUAAUAUGCUAUGUUACACUAUUAUCACGGCUAGAUUGACCCGACUACAUAUAUAUAUAUAUAUAUAUAUAUAUGUGUGUGUGUGUGUGUGUGUAUUUUUGUGUUCCGAUAUUGCUAAUUAAAAUAGAAAAUCUGUAGAAAACUUACCUGUGAUUUGGUGCCGUCUCUUCUCAGAAGCUGCUCCACCUUCUCUGACAUUGUCAUCCUUGAUUGAUCUCGGUCCAAUCCAGUGCUUCCCAGAGAAGCAUUCAGGAUCUACAACACGUUCGUGAUAAUCACAACAUUAAAUAAGGUAUACUCUAUGAGAAGAAUCGGAUGCAUGCAUCAUCAUCAUAAUGUGUAAAACACCAGACACAAAGACUUUUGAUUAUUGACGUUUUUUGAAAAACUAGCGGCUGUUAAUCUGACAUCCAUGAGAUGUUCUCAUGGCAAAUGUUAAUUUUAUGGAAAGGGGGCAUCUUUCUCCUUAUAUUCCCACUCGUGGCCAAAUUGCCCUCUCGCGUGGACCUUUUACCUUUCUAUUUACAUCAAAAACUGUUUGAGCAAAAAUAUUUCUAUUUGUGUGUGUGUAUACAGUGGGACCUCGGUUUACGAAUUUAAUGCGUUGAAAAUCAAUUGGAAUGCAUUGAAAAUCAAUUGAUCCGUUUUGGAGGUCAGAAAAAAGUAAAAAUGAGCUGGCAUGGAAACCAACUCACAAUGCAGAACACACAAUAAAAGGCAUGAAAACAAUGAAACUCAGUUCCCUACCUUUCCACAGCUUGACAAAUGCACCAAAAAUUCCCCAAACAAUUGCAAACAAUUUCCAGAAUGGCUCCAAAACCCGAUGCAAAAGCCACUCCAACACCUCCACAUGCGACGUGGCGAAGCUCCAGCUUGCAGGGGGCAAUGCUAUAAACCUCCGAGGUGCAAUGCAUCAUGGGGAAAUUUGCUUUGUAUUGCAAAAACAAUUUGUAAAACGAGACAUUAUUUUCAAUGGAUUUUCAUUUAUAAACUGAAAAUUAUGUUAACCGAGACAUUUGUAAACCGAGGUCCCACUGUGUGUUUGUAUUUUGCCCUGGCGCCUGGGAUUGGACAGCCAGUUCCCUCCUCCUCCUCCUGUUUAAAUCCUUGUGCAUCUCUUUGGGCCGGGAGGAAGUGAAGAACUGUAAUUACUUUCUUCCGUUGCAGAGGCAGCGCAGGGGAAUGGCAAGCUAACCUGGCAGGACACCAAGCCACAGAGCCGAUCCUGCUUCCCGCCCGCCUUCCACUCCGAUGCUGCAGAGCUGGCCUCCCUUUACCCUGCGUUACCUCAGAACCGGGAGGAAGUUAUUACAGUUCCCGGCACACACAGAGCUGCAAGGGGCUAGAGACAGGAGGAGGCGGAAGGAGAGAGUCUGGAACAGCGGCUGCCUACUCACAGCCACAGCCAGCCCCAUUAACCAGAUGUCUCCUGCUGCUGCCCAGUCCCACUGGACCCCAGGGGAGCCAACCUCCUGAGCCCAAAAGAUAGGAGGGUGUAUCUGUCGUGUGUAUGUCUGUAUGUGGAUUUGUCUGUGUGUAUGUAAGAAUGUUUGUGUGUAUAUAUUUUAGUGUAUCAAUUAUAAAUAAUACUUUGUGUGUCUGUCUGUCUCUCUCUGUGUCUGUGUGUGUAUGCCUGUCUGUUUCUGUCAGUGUGUGUGUGUGUGUCAGUACUGGUGUCUGUCAGUAAAUGUGUAUGUUUAGGUCACCAGCCCCCUCCGAUCGCAUUGGGAAUUAUGGUAUAACUCCUCUUUUUUUCCAGCGUUGUGUCGGUCUCGUUGUAGCUGGCCCGCCUCCGUAGCUGAGAUUAUCAAUUACCAAUCAGAAUCUCCCCACAGAGAUGCAUUAAAUCAAUUAAAAGCAUCUCUAUGGGGAAUGUUCAGCGAUCUGAGUGACAGCCACUGGAGGUUCUGGUGACUAUAGUGUUCCUUUAAGAAUUGUAUUUUUGUUUUGUUGGGGGGGGGGGGGGGGAAUGGCUUCUAACUUUUUUAGUUGACUCCUAUAUUGAAGAAAAUGUGUCAAGCCCUGAUAUAUAUAUAUUUAUAUAUUUCAAUGAAGGUAACUAUUUAUUUUUCUUUAGAUUUAUUACAGCUUUAGACCAGUGAAGAUAAAAUAACUGGUCAAAAAUUAAAAUUCCUGCCAUACGUUCAUUCUACCACAAUUUCACCCUUUAUGGUGAAGUGCACCCAUACAUAUAUGUAUAUGUAUACAUGUGUAUAUGUAAAAAUACAAGUUUUAAAGGGGAAUACAGGAGGGAUGGAGUUGUGUGCAAUUUACAUGAAGAAUUUGUAACCUUUGUAUUUUAUGUGCAAUUUGAGGCAUUAAUAUGUCAGUCACCUCUUUAUGUUUAUGACAUGAUCAUGACUUGCACUUAACACCACCAGAACCUUGGUCUGUUUUAUGAUCAUGAGACAGACACAUAGUACAACCUAUGAUGGCAUGACACAAGAGAAGGGGGAUAUUUAUAGUAUUUAGUAUGUCUUACCAAUAAUGUAAAGUUGUGCCAAUUUCUGCACACACUUCACAUCGCUUUAUUUCUCUUCUUUACAACUAAACAGAGUUGCUGAUAGGGGACUAUGGUGAAAUGUUGCCUGGUAUAUUUAUUCAGUUGGUUUUAUUACAGGGUUUUAGGGGGUACAAAUAUAACAGAAUUGCAAAAUGUAAAAAAUAAAAAAAACGGAUGCAAAAAAAAUUACAAAUUUAUUAGUGACCUUCUGUAAAUUCUGUAGACAUGAGUAUUCUUUUUACAACACACUCCACACUCAAGGAAGUAACAAAGAUUUGAUUUUCUUGCUUGUAAAUUUUGGAGAAAGUAAUUUGAUUUAUUCCUUGCUCUUACUCUGUUCUUUUUAAUGUAAAACUGAAUGCAAACUGAUGAGCAUGCCUGGCGUUCGUUCCUAGAACAUGUACAUGUACCGCAGCUUAUGUACAGUUCUCAGAUUGGUUGUAAUGGGAAAUAUCAAGUAGUUGCAUACAUAGCGAUUUGGUAUUUUUAUUUAAUUUUAAUUGGAGAAAUUGCAUUUAUAAUUUUAUAACUAACCAUUUAUUAAUGUUCAUACAGGCUUUGUAGAUCAAUAUAUAAGAAUAUCCAUUUUGAGUUUUAAAUAUAUUUCAAUAUAUUAUCAUUCACAAACAUCUGUAAUUCUUCAACUGGUACACAAUAUACACUGGUACACUAUUAUUGCAUUCAGAAAAAUAUGUUCCUUUAAGAUUGUUAGUAUAUUUAUACUGGCAGACAUUUUGUGUUAAGACAGAAAUUAAAAGUACAAUAAUUCACCGUCAGAACAGAGGUGACUCCAUUUUGUAUCACAAUGCAAAGACAGACACAAUGUAUUUUUUAUUCUAUUCACUCAAGCCUGAGCUAAGGAAUGCGACUAAUGUAAACAUUAGAGAUAAGACAUGAUGUCUACAGCAGGGGGGUUGAAUACAACAACCCAGAGACAAAUAUAUAUAAACACACAAUAUCCACAUAUAACUUUCUAUAAUUAUAUGAAUCAUAUAUAAAUAGUACUACACAGCAACACAGCUACACAGCACAGAGAGUCCAGACAGCAGCUCCCAGCCUGCAGAGACAGACUACAGCUCAGGGAAAUGAGGGAUACAUGGGGACACUGAGACACUAGGGGACAGUAGGAGAUGUGGGGACACUAAAACACUUGGGGACACUGGGGAACAUGUGGACACUGAGACACUAGGGGACACUGUGAGACAUCUUGAGGACCUUGAGGAAGACCCUGUAGGGUCGAAACGUCGGUCAGAUGAUGUAACCUUUGUUUUAAUAAAUACCAACGGAUUUAUUGUAAAGUCCUGAGAGUGCAUCUCUUAUUUUUUUCUCUCUCUCUCUGUCUCUCCACAAAAUCACAUAGACAUACACAAUCACAGACCCACAAACAUAAACAUACGCAAACAUCACAUUCAUACACACGUGUGUGUGUGUAUAUAUACAUAUACACACACACAAUCACAGAUAUACACACACAGACAUACACCUAUUGUGUGUGUAUAUAAAUGUGUAUGUGUUUGGUACAUAGCUCCCUUAUUUGGUGUCCUUAAAUAUUACAAUCUCACAUAAGAAUAACAAAUAAGGGCAUUAUUAUUAUUAUUAUUAUUAUUAUGAUAUGUAUAGGGCGCCGUCAAAUUCCGCAGCGCUUUACAAUGGGUGAACGAACAGACAUGUAUUUGUAACCAGACAAGUUGGACAAACAGGAACAGAGGGGUUGAGGGCCCUGCUCAAUGAGCUUACAUGCUAGAGGGAGUGGGGUAAAAUGACACAAAAAGGUAAGGAUAGUAUUAGACUAGUGACAGUUGCAGAAGAGAAAUCAGUCAGGAGCUAUUAACAGUUUAAUUGAUACGCUUUUAUGAAGAAGUGGGUUUUAUCUACUAAACAACUGAAAUUAAGAAAAUGUUGUUUUGUUUUUUUAAAAUUGAUGUUUUAGCUGUUUAGUUGAUAAUUCUCUAAAUUGGUGUCCUUAUGUGAGAUUUCCAUAUUUAAAGAUACCAAAUUAGGGUGUUGUUUAGCAGAUAGCUCCCUUAUUCUUAUUUGGUGUCCUUAAAUAUGGCAAUCCCACAUAAGGAUAGCAAAUAAGGGAGUUAUCUGAUAAACAAAGAUCUACUUUAAGAGGUGUCAGCUAGCCCACGAGCAAGAAAUCUGGGUGGCUAAUGUGAAUUAUAUGCAAAUAUUUUGACUGAUGCCCAUGUGCACUGCAUGCUGGCAUCAGGCAGCCAAUGGCAGCACAUUACCCCAUCCCCUAGUGAAAAGUUUUAGUGCCCCCCCCCAGUUUGGAUUGCGAUAUCUUAAGUGCCCACCCCCUAUAUAUUGUUCCCAGAGUCGCCACUGUGUCUCCAUGUGUGUCUGUGUAUCUGUGUGUGACUGUGUCUAUGAAUCUGCAUGUGUGUCAGUGUGUAUUUAGGUGUGUGUAUGUGUAUAUGUGCAUACAUCUCAGAAUCUCGCCAACACUACACACAAAUACACCCCUGCAUUUCAACAUCAACACUACAUACAAACUCCACCAUUAUAUAUAACCACACCACUGCCUUCAAAAACCACACUACAUAAAAAUGCAUGCCUGCAUUCAAAUGCCAACACCACAUACAGACACACAUCCUACAUUCACUCAAACAUACUCCAUACAAAAACAUGCUUACAUUUAAAAGCAUAAACACUGCUUAGUGCUAAAUACAUUUAAAAAGAAAAAAAAUUGUGGUUGUUUUUUACAUUUUAAAGUUGGGGGUGGAGGGGGGGUGCCAAAAAUAGGACCCGCCCCAGGUGCCAAAUGCUCUAGGUACGCCCCUGUAUACAGUACUAAAUAAAGGGGGGUGGGUGGGUGCAUAUCAAAAUCCCAAGAAGUGUAUAGAGUGAAAUAACUAAGAUAACUAUUAUUGGAUCAUCCAAUAGCAAUGCUAAAAUAAAACUGUAUGUGGCCUUUAUUGUGCCAGCCUAUUAUAGCAUAAUAACACAAGCUAAAUAGAUGAUAACCUUGUGAAAAUAAAAAUGAAACCAGUAUGGAGAGGGUUAAAUUAUACAAUUGAAAGUAUAUUGUUAACACUUACUAUUCAUGCUUUUCCAGGUCACACUUACCCACAUUUAGUUGGUUAAGUGGGUACUGUGCGCAUAUUUAUGUCAUACAUUAGGCAUAUUGUUUUACUCAGAAGAGGUAACUGAGCAUAAUUUUGGGGGAUUUUACGACAGUGGCAUUUGUCAAAUGUAUGAAAUACCCAGCAAAAAUGCAACAUCUAUAUAAAAAAUAAAAAUUUUCACCACAAAAUUUUGCAUAAAUUGGUGAAAAAAAUGGCAGCAAGUUAAAGUACAAUAUACACCAUAUAAGAUAUCCUGGAGUGUCUGCUUUCUAAAAUGGAAGGCCUUUGUGGGGUUAUUUGAACAGUCCAACUGCUAUAAUGCCACAAAAUCAGACAUAGGACUAUCAAACGCAUCUAUGAAAAUUCUUACUAAAGAAACUGAAAUAGCGUGGCCUCUUAUAUGGCAUUAAAGCUUCACAGAGUAGUGGCAAAGACAUACAAUGGGAGUAUAGUUGUACUCAGCAGAUGUAGCUGAACACAAUAUUUGGUUUUGCACAGAAAUAGACAUACACAUUAAAACAGCCUUGUUAUGUCUGUCUGUCAAAAAACAUAAACACAUUUUUACUACAAUAUUUAGCAGAUAUUGGUCGUAAAAAGUGUCAACAUAACCUUGGGUGAAUAGCCUGAGAUGUCUACUUUAUUUAAAUAUAUACUUUUGCGUUGCAAUUUUGUUUUCUGUGAUGGCUAUUAAACUUGCAAGACAAACAUACCAACUUAUAAAAUUGUUGUAUUUGUAAACAAUUGUAAAUUGUAUUUUGUGACAUGUAACUUUCAAAAUAAACUGAACUCCUACACAUUUUGAAUUACUUUUCCUAAGCUGACAUUAUACACACACACACACACACAUUUUCUUUAUACACCCUGAUUUUGUAUUUAUUGGUACAUAUAGAGAUGCCGCCCAGUAUUUGAUCCUUUUAUAGUUAUACAUUUAUUAUACUUUUCCACACAUUUUUAUGUUGGGUUUUGUUUUUAUGUAUCUGAACCAUUGCACGGAUCACUGCUUUUCUUUGUUUUUUGUUUUGUUUUUUAUAUAAAGUGUUCAUAGUCGAUACUAAAAAUGUAUGUAUGCUCCUUUAUAGAUUUUCAAUCCAUAUUCUAGGAUAAACUGUCAAUUGUAGUUAGGCUUCCUAUGUAGCAUUGAGGUAUAUGUCAUAUUUGCAGGAGAGGAGCACUACAACUGCAUCUCUGCACUCCAUAAGUCUAUGAGAGGGUCUGACCAGGAUGCCUCUCUGUAUUGGCUGGGGCGAAUGCUUGAAGGAGGUGAAGAUCCACUAUAUGUGGCUAGACGGUUAGUAAGGUUUGCCAGUGAAGACAUAGGUAUGUAUGAAUUAUGAAUUAUUUUAAUAUAUGUAUUGAAGAAAAAUAAAAACACAGUUUUGCAUGGAUGCUGAAAUACUAAUUAAAGUCUUAGCGUAGUUUUGUAGUUUUACUCCUGAUUUUAGAUUUAUAUCCUGACGUUGGGAAUUGAAAUAGCAAAGUAUAGUUAUACUUUGUAGAUUAAAAAAUGCGUGGGUGUAGUGUUCAAGUCCUGCUCUUUCUAUGUCCAAAUGGUACCCCACUGGAUACACGUACGAGUUGAAAAACUUUAGUCCAUUUGAUCUUGUUUGUGUCAUUGUAAUCAAUUUCUCUUUUGUAAAUUGCAGAUGUUUAAUUGGGAAAUGUUUUAAUGUUAUGUUUACCCAUCUCCUAUAUUUAUGAAGUAAAGUAUGUGUCUGUGGUAUCCGAAAAUGUAAAAGGAAAUGUAGAAAUCCACAACACACAAUUUAUCUAUAUUUUGGAAUGGAGUGCCUCCUACUUUGCUCUCUGUAAAUUGCUCUUGCAAUCUCUACAUUCUCUAAAUAUGAACAAAACAAACUUCUCUGUUUAUAGUGAUGUAACACUAUCAUAAUUCCUGAUUAGUAUGAUGAUAAUAAUGCAAUGUAUCCCCUAUAUGUGGUUGUGUCAACUGUUGUUUCCAUGUCUUAAUAUCUAGGACUAGCUGACCCCUUGGCCCUACCACAAGCAGUGUCUGCUUACCAAGCCUGCCAUUUUAUUGGAAUGCCUGAAUGUGAUGUAAGUUAACUUCUGCUCUCUAUAUAUUAUUAUUGUUUUAUUAUUUAUAUAGCGUCAGCAAAUUCUGUAGCGAUGUAUAUAUUAGAUAUAUCCUGGUGAAUUUAAAUGUCCAAUUGAUAGUGCAUGGUAAUUGAUAUCUUGCCCCGCUUUUUUUUUUUUUUUUUAUCUGUGUCAAAAGAAGCAGGGCACGAUAUUAUUAUUUUGUUUAAAAAAGCCACAGUUAAAUAUGAAUCAUUUAUUCUUAUUUGACUAGAACAAAAGAAACCUGUAAGCUUUUGAAUAGCUAGUUUAACCAUUAUGUAUAUAAAGCAAUUGCAGCUUAUAGAAAUAUGCAUGGUUAUAGCAUGCAAAUAAAACAUUUAUAUCCCUACUAAAUGCACUACUUUUACAUCGUGUAGUGACACAUUUUGUGAAAAUUUGCUUGAUGUUUGAAAUCUUUGCUUAUGUAACUGAGCAUUUAAGGAAGCCAUUCUCCCGGAUUUUUUAUUAUUGCUUCAAAAUAUUUUAUGUAUAAAGUGCAAGCGUUUUGAAGAUUGGCACUUUACAUAAAUGUGUUUGUGUAUUGCUUGUAGCAGAUACAUGCUUUGUAACUAACAUACCAUUAUGCUUAUUGAGGUGGUAAAUGAUUGUUGUACUAUUAUUUAAAAAAAAAAAAACAAAACACUGUAAUCACCCAAAUCACUUCAUCUCAACGAAGUGGUAUGGGUGCAGUGGCUUUGGUUUUUUUUUCUCCUACAUUGUAAGUCUUUUUCAUUAUGGGUUAAACACACCACUAGUGGUUGUCUUCCUGAGAGUUCUUCUGCAGUGAGAACUGAGUCUUGCUUGGUUCUUCACUGAUGGAAGCAUUUGAUUGCCACAUUGCGCUGAUUGCCGAGCAUGCACAUUAAUUCCGCAAUGCUUCUGCGUGAGAAGCAUUUGAUUGGACAAAAUGGUUAUCAAACCUGAUGACCUCAGCUAAGGUAGGCCAGGCUGCUCAGAAGUGGCUGUGUCAGGUAAUGGGUUAAUUGAAAUGUGUUUUUAGUGAAAACAAGGCCCUGAAAUCUAAAACAGCCUCAUUAGCACUAGGGGGCUUGGAUUAAGUGUUCACCUAUAGUGUUCCUUUACUCCAAAUAGAUUGGAAAAGCAUUUGUAAAAUCUGUAUUAUUUAAAUUACUUUCUAUUUUUCAGGUGAUACUAGCUCAAUGUGUGAUGUAUUUGACCCGGGCUCCAAAGUCAAUAGCCGUAUACAGUGCAUAUGGCAAGGUGAAAGCGUGUUUGAAGAACCACAAGGGGCCUCUACCACCUGUUCCGCUACACUUGAGAAACGCACCAACCAAACUAAUGAAAGGCCUAGGUUAUGGGAAAGGCUAUAAAUAUAAUCCUAAAUACAGUGAACCAGUAGUGCAAGACUACCUGCCACCAGAGAUGAAAGGGAUCAAAUUUGUUUAAUUAUAUUAGCCCACUGUUUUAUGAACAUAUGUCUGUGCUGUUAUGUGUGUUUCUUUUUUGUAAUUCUAAUCAUACAUAAAAAGGUAGACUAUGUACUUGGCUCUUCUAACCGAAAGUUAAAUAUGAAAUGUUUAAAAAUUACUGUUCCUUCGGCUAAAAUUACCAGUUCUUGUUUCUUCUUCUAUAUUUAACAUCUCUGUUCCAGCAACACCAAUAGAUUAGUAAUGUAGUUAUAAUUAUUGAAAUAGCAACUGCCAUAACUUAUAUAUUUUAAUAUUAUGCUUUUUUUAUUUCCUAUAUUUAACAAAUAUGUGUUUGUGAGAUCUGAAAAAAAAGGUCUCUAUCCUGAACUCUCCAACUUGACUGCCUGUCCAUUUUUGUAAUUAAAAACAAAAAAAAACAAAACCCUUUGCACCUGUCAGUAUAGAGUCUGGAGGAGUUUUACAAACUCAUGUUACAUGUUAAUUGCUGUGCCUGGACUGAACUGCAUUGUGAUGUUGGUUGCUAAAUCUUUAAAGAAACAAUCUAAAGUUAUAAAUAAUUAUAUUUAUAACUUUUGUUUUUUAUUCCUCUUUAAGUUAUUGGGUCCACCUGUUAAAGUGAAGAGAAAAACAAAGUUAAACUAAUCUUUUAUACAAAAAUGUCCUGGUCUUGCCUCAGCAGGCACUCUUACACUUCUAAUCUGGCUAAUCCAAUGCUUCUUAUAGAAAAGAUAAUGGGGCUUUUCAGAGCAUGCGUAGCAGUCACCAUACUGCAAGUAAUCAGGUCCGUCUUUUAGAAAGGCAUUGGAUCUAGUGCUUAAUUUUGAAAAGAAUCAAGUGUUUAAGAGAAACCAAAUGUGAAGACUGUCAACAAUUGCCUGGUUAUAUAACCCUGUCAUAGUCACAACUUGCAAAAUCUAAUGUUUAGUGAAUACAUUCCAUUGUGUUAGAGAACAUGCAUCUAUAAUGCAACUGUAGGUGAAAUGGUAUGAUCUAACCAUGUAAAAUUGUAAUUUGGAUGUUGCAUCUCACCCUGAAAUAAUAGAAUGAAAGCUUAACAAUACAUUAAGUCACAUUACAGAUAAAGUAGAAAAUAACUUUAAGAUUUUUUUCACUCAAAACACUUCUAAUGGUGUCUCAAUUCACUAUUUAAAAUAGUCGUAAUGUCUAUAUGAGAGAACAAUUUAUUGGGUUAGGAUCCCAGUAGAAAUUGAUGUUUCUCUAAAAGAGUAAAAAUUGAUAUUUAAGAUUAGCCAGAGAGUAGAUAUAAACAUAUAGGAUGGAAACUAAGGGAAAUUAUGGACAAUAGAGUUAAUUGAAACCCCCUUUACCCAAGAAGAAGGGACAGAUCUUUUUUCUCAUGUUAUGAUCACACACAAUGCUUUGUACUGUAUACACAGGGGAAAUCUUUCUGUUGAUUGCAGCAGUUACAUAAUCUAAGACAGGCUUCCCCAAACUCCAGCCCUCCAGAUGUUGUUGAACUACAACUCCCAUGAUUCUAUGAAUGAAUUAGGCUGAGAAUCAUGGGAGUUGUAGUUCAGCAACAUCAGGAGGGCAGAAGUUUGGAGAGGCCUGAUCUAAGAGAAUCCCUCUGUGUUAGGGUUAUUUUGUGGGUUGGCAUUGUCAUAACGGUUGGUUGAGUAAAUUCGAUAGUGUUAGGGUUAGCUAAGUUUAGGGUUAACAAUAGCAUCAAAAGUGAGACACUGGUCAGUGUGGUGACACGGAUAGUAUCACUUCAACAAAUAGCAUCUCUGGUAAGUAACCGAAGAGACAUUCAAAAUUAGGGCAUGACUGUUAUUUGGCCAUUUUUCUUGUCAAACGUAUUCAAAACUAAUGAUUUGCUCUCCAAAAGUAAUGAUCUGGUCAUAAUGUCCUCUUUAAAGACUAUAUAUUGCAGCCUUUUUAAAACUUGUUUUAAUCGGGUUAGCACAAAGCUCAGGGAUUGUCUUUCUCUCUUGUUCUGCUACUAAAUUUUUCUCACUCUUUUAUAAGACAUUUUAAAUAUGUAACUCAGUAGGUUAAAAUCUUAUUUCUACAAGUUUUAAUUUUAAAAUUCAAAGGGACACUGUAUGCACCCAGACCACUUUAGCUAAUUGAAGUGGCCUGGGUGCUGUGCUCCUAUUGCACUUAGUGCUGCAAUGUAAAACGUUGCAGUUCCAGAGAACUGCAAUGUUUACAUUUCAGGUCUAAGUCUGCCCUCUGUCGCUGUCUACCAGAAUCCAAACUGACUUUUGGUCCGUUAUCUGAUGCUGAGUGUCCUCACGGACCUCCAGUGUCAGAUUUUCUCCAUAGGAAAGCUUUCCUAUGGGGAGGUCUAAGGUCCCACGCAUGCGCAUUAGGUAUCCCCCCGGCUGCAUGGGGCCGAGCCUGACCUAGCGCUGAGGGACAUCACAGCUGGAUUCAGGUAAGUGGCUGAAAGGUUUUUAACCCCUUCAGCCAUGUGGAGAGGUGUCGGGGGGGCUUGUGUUCCUGGCACUAUAGGAUCCCUUUAACCAAAUAGACUUUGAAAAAAGCAAUUACUGUUGUGGAAGUUGAUGUAAAUAUUGCCGUACCCUUGUCUCAAAAGUCUUUGGAUUUUUAGUGACUGGUAAAGAAUUUUAAAUAGAUUAGGCAUCUUUCGGACCAGAUUUUAUGGAUUACAUCACCAUGAAUGCACCUACAGCCACAUUACUGGGAAUGGUAGUUACAACAUCUGGAAUGCCAAAUGUUUAUUUCCCCUGAAAUAGUCCAGUUGCAUUUCAGAUGUUUGCUACUUGAUCACAUGCCAAGAGUGCACUAUGCAUUCUGUAGAGAGGCAUUAAACCACCGUUAGAAACAUAGAAACAUAGAAACAUAGAAUGUGACGGCAGAUAAGAACCAUUCGGCCCAUCUAGUCUGCCCAAUUUUCUAAAAACUUUCAUUAGUCCCUAGCCUUAUCUUAUAGUUAGGAUAGCCUUAUGCCUAUCCCAUGCAUGCUUAAACUCCUUUACUGUGUUAACCUCUACCACUUCAGCUGGAAGGCUAUUCCAUGCAUCCACUACCCUCUCGGUAAAGUAAUACUUCCUGAUAUUAUUUUUAAACCUUUG
This is a messenger RNA of Pelobates cultripes (western spadefoot toad), 96608 nucleotides long. The record is from the annotation of a GenBank genome assembly. Lineage: Eukaryota; Metazoa; Chordata; Amphibia; Anura; Pelobatidae.